GUUAACACUUCUGAGCAGUUGGAGCAUUCCCAGCCUUGCCUCGGGUGUAGGGAUUGCAAGGGAAAAAGCAAAACUACACGGCUAAGACCCUGUGUAGUUUUGUUUUUUGGGAUAUUUCGAGGCUCAUCCGUUCUCACACUGUUUUCUGAAAUCAUAUCUGGAUAAGGACUUUGUUUCAGAAGACAAAAACCUUUGGGCUUCGCCCCUCCAAUUCAAGGCACUCUUGGAUACAAGGUGCCUUCCACAAUGUCAACACAGGCGCCAACAUUUACACAGCCGCUUCAGAGCGUUGUGGCACUUGAGGGUAGUGCUGCAACGUUCGAAGCUCAAGUUAGUGGUAAUCCAGUUCCAGAGGUGAGCUGGUUUCGUGAUGGCCAGGUUCUUACUGCUGCCGCUCUGCCCGGCGCUCAGAUCUCGUUCAGCGAUGGCCGCGCUGUUCUGAUGAUCCCCGCCGUGACAGCCGCACACAGCGGAAGAUUUUCUGUGAGAGCCACCAAUGGCGCUGGACAAGCCACUAGCACUGCUGAACUGCUGGUUACAGCUGAAACUGCGCCACCAAACUUCAUUCAGAGACUACAAAGUAUGACUGUGAGACAAGGAAGCCAAGUGAGACUGGAUGUUCGAGUUACAGGAAUCCCUGCACCUGUGGUAAAGUUCUACAGAGAGGGAGCUGAGAUUCAGAGCUCUGCUGACUUUCAGAUUGUACAGGAUGGAGACCUUUACAGUUUGUUGAUUGCCGAGGCCUUCCCAGAAGAUUCUGGAACCUACUCUGUCAGUGCUUCUAACAGCAGUGGACGUGCAACUUCAACUGCAGAGUUGCUUGUUCAGGGCGAAGAAGAAGCCGUACCUGCAAAGAAGUCAAAAACAAUCAUUUCAGCCUCUCAGAUUUCACAGACUCGUCAGACUAGAAUGGAGAAGAGGAUGGAGGCUCAUUACGAGGCCUCUGCAACAGCCAUGAUGCAAAUGCAAGUAGAGGGUGGGGUUGUGACCCAGCAGCUGGCACAUAAGACUCCACCUCGUGUGCCCCCUAAACCAACCUCCAAAUCCCCCCCUUCACAAGUGACUAAAGUGUCAGCAGCUCGCCAACAGUCUCCCUCUCCUGUGAGGCAUGUUAAGGGCCCGACACCGACUCCUGUCAGAGCUGUGUCUCCAUCUACGAGACUGUCUGUUUCUCCAAUUAGACCAGUCAAAUCCCCUGUGAUGACCCGCAAACAGGUCACGCAGGGAUCUGAGGUCCUGCCCCCAUGGAAACAAGCGGGGUAUGUUUCAGAAGCCAGCUACACCCGCAUGAUUGCUGGAGCAACACAAGUCCAGACGACCUCUACCCGUGUCCAAAUGGAACAGCGUUGGGAGGGCUCUGUUGCUGUUCAGCAACAAGCUGGUGCUGUCAAAGAGGGUGAUGGGAAAAAAGCAGAUGCCGUGGCCACUGUGCUUGCUGCUGUUGAUCAUGCACGUAUACGAAAGCCCACGCAUGCUGAAGGGGCUCAGAUGGAAGAAGAGGCUGAUAUAAGACAUCAGGAAAUGCUAGCAACUAAGCAACAGGUCACAAGUAAAAAGGAGCUGUUGCUAAUUCCCACUGAAAUGACAACUUCUACUACAGAGAAGAGUGUACAUGUCACCCAGAUUCAAAGAGCUACCGAGGUUAGCUCCAAGGUGGAGACUGACCUUGCACCAUCCCCAGUUCCACAUUUUACAGUAUCAAAAGUUACUGUACCAAAACCAGAUCAUAGCUAUGAGGUUUCAAUAGCAGGUUCUGCUAUUGCCACACUACAAAAAGAGUUAUCCUCAACAACUGCUACUCAAAAGAUCAUCAAGCCUGUCAGGCCUCCUACACAUAAGAUUAUGGAGACUCGUGUGACCCCAGAGCCGACCCCUCCUCCUUUUAGAGACACUGCAGAGAGAUAUCAGACUCAUUUCGACACAGAGUUACACAGAAAGAUAGGCGUUUCAUUUGCCGGGGAAGAGUGGGACACACAGGUUGUUGAGACUGCAGCGAUCCCCUCAGCUAUCAAAGAGCCUGUAGUGCCCCCUACCUUGAUCGCAGGUUUGAAGAAUGUGACUGUCACAGAGGGAGAGUCUGUCACUCUGGAGUGCCAGAUUUCAGGUCACCCCACCCCAGCUAUUAUGUGGUUCAGAGAAGAUUACAGAAUUGAGCACUCCAUUGACUUCCAGAUCACUUAUGAAAACAGCUAUGCCCGCUUGGUGAUCCGAGAGGCCUUUGCUGAAGAUAGUGGCCGCUUCACUUGCACUGCUACCAGUGAGGCUGGAACUAUCAGCACCUCCUGCUACCUGCUUGUCAAAGUGUCUGAGGAGAUUGAGAGCAGAGAGGAGAUAACUGUCCAGGAGAAACAGACUGUCAUUGAAGCCAAAGGGGAGGCCAUGUCUGAAAUAAGCGUGGUCUCUGUGGACACUGGAGCACCUGUUGCUCCUUUCUUUGUGAGGAAGCCAGUGGUUCAGAAGCUGGUCGAAGGAGGCAGUGUCGUCUUUGAGUGCCAGAUCGGAGGAAGCCCUAAGCCCCAUAUUUACUGGAAGAAGAGUGGAGUUCUACUCACAACUGGAUACAGAUAUAGAGUUAGCUAUAACAAGGAAACAGGGGAGUGCAAGUUGGAAAUUUCUAUGACAUUUGCUGAUGAUGCUGGAGAGUACACCAUCUUUGCCAAGAACCAACACGGAGAGGCAUCUGCUUCCACAAGCCUCUUUGAGGAAGAGGAGUAUGAAGCCUAUAUGAAGACACAGGAAGUGACAUAUGUAACGGAAGUGACGACAAUGGUGCAGGAGCCCAGAGUGGCAGAUGUGCCCCCUGUAGUUGUAAGUGAAUAUGAAAAAGAGCUCAUGCAGAGAAGGAUGGCUCAGCAAACACAGAUGAUGCAAUCCUUCAUCUCAGAGACGGAAUUUCAAAUAUCUGCAAUUGAACGAAAAAUAAUCCAAGAGAUUGAAAUUCGCAUCCUUAAAAUAACUUACCGAGAGCUGGUGAUUGAGGAUGGUGAGGAGAUGGUCAUGAAUGUUGCUGAGCAUGAGGCUGUCGGAUCCUCAUUUAGCACUCCUGUUAAAAGCUACAGAAUUCUGGAAGGAAUGGGUGUUACUUUCCACUGCAAGAUGGAAGGAACACCAUUACCAAAGAUUGCCUGGUAUAAAGAUGGCAAGCGCAUUAAGCAUGGAGGCCGCUAUCAGAUGGAGGUUCUACAAGAUGGAAGAGCCAGUCUGCGCCUACCUGUGGUGCUGCCAGAAGAUGAGGGUAUCUAUACUGCAUUUGCCAGCAAUAUGAAGGGUAACGCUGUCAGUUCCGGAAAGCUCUAUGUAGAGUCCACUGCAGCUGCUCAGCCUUACUUCCCUCAAGCCGAAGCUGUGAGAAGAGUCCAGUCUACAUCUCCAAUGUCUGCUCGCUCAACUAGCUACUCCCCUGGACGUUCUCCUGCUCGUUCUGUUAGCCGCUCUCCUGCUCGUAGACUUGAUGACACUGACGAGAGUCAACUGGAGAGGCUAUAUAAGCCUGUCUUUGUGCUGAAGCCAUCAUCCUUCAGGUGUUCUGAAGGACAGACUGCAAGGUUUGACUUAAAAGUAGUCGGAAGACCUAUGCCCGACACUUACUGGUUCCACAAUGGACAACAAGUGGUCAAUGACUACACCCACAAGAUAGUGGUAAAGGAGGAUGGAACUCAGUCAAUGAUUGUGGUUCCUGCCAUGCCUCAGGACUCUGGAGAGUGGACGGUCGUUGCUCAGAACAGAGCUGGAAAGACAACUGUUUCUAUGACUCUUACUGUUGAAGCAAAGGAAAAUUUGGUCCGACCCCAGUUCAUUGAAAAGCUAAAGAAUAUCAGUGUUAAGGAAGGAAGUUUGGUUGAGUUGGCAGUAAAAGCCAUUGGAAACCCCCUCCCUGACAUUGUCUGGCUGAAAAACAGUGACAUCAUCUCUCCUCAUAAAUACCCUCAUAUCAAAAUUGAGGCUACCAAGGGACAGGCACAUUUCCAGAUUCCUCAGACUUCCGGCUCUGACAGUGCGUGGUACACAGCCACAGCUAUAAACAAAGCUGGCAGGGAUACCACUCGCUGCAGAGUCAAUGUGGAGGUAGAGUACACCGAACCUUCACCAGAAAGAAGACUCAUCAUUCCCAAAGGAACAUAUAAGGCUAAGGAUGUUGCUCCACCAGAGAUUGAACCACUGCAUCUUCGCUAUGGUCAGGAACAGUGGGAAGAGGGUGACCUUUAUGACAAGGAGAAGCAACAGAAGCCACACUUUAAAAAGAAGCUUACUUCAGUCAGGUUGAAGCGAUUCGGGCCUGUGCACUUUGAGUGCAGACUGACCCCUAUUGGAGACCCAACUAUGGUUGUUGAGUGGCUUCAUGAUGGCAAGCCACUUGAAGCUGCUAACAGGCUGCGUAUGAUCAAUGAGUUUGGCUAUUGCAGUCUUGAUUAUGAAGUUGCUUAUUCCAGAGAUAGUGGCGUCAUUACUUGCAGAGCUACCAACAAAUUUGGUGCUGAUCAGACCUCUGCUACACUAAUUGUGAAAGAUGAGAAGAGUCUGGUGGAGGACAGUCAGUUGCCAGAGGGAAGAAAAGUACAGAGAAUGGACGAAAUGGAGCGAAUUGCCCAUGAGGGCGCACCUUCAGGAGUAACUGGGGAUGACAUGACUGAGAAGACCAAGCCAGAGAUUGUCUUGCUCCCACAACCCAUGAGAGUAUUUGAGGGAGAAACAGCCAAAUAUCGCUGCAGAGUGACCGGUUACCCCACUCCCAAAGUUAACUGGUACCUCAAUGGACAGCUCAUUCGAAAGAGCAAACGUUUCAGACUACAAUAUGAUGGAAUUCACUAUUUGGAAAUCACUGACUGUAAGUCCUAUGAUUCUGGAGAUGUCAAAGUAUUGGCUGAGAACCCAGAGGGUACAGCUGAGUAUGCUGUCAAGCUUGAAAUCCAACAGAAAGAAGACUUCAGGGCAAUCUUGCGUCGUGCUCCUGAGAUGAAGGCUCCAGAGGCACCUGGCCCUGAACCUGGCAGAGUAUCUUUUGAUGUUGUGAAGGUAGAUAAACCUGCAGAUGCUUCACAAGCAAAAGAGGUUGUCCGACUGAGGAAGGCUGAGAGAGUUAUUCAUGAAAAAUCCACAGAAGAGACAGAAGAGCUGCGAAGCAAAUUUAAACGCAGGACUGAAGAGGGCUAUUAUGAAGCCAUAUCCUCAGUUGAGUUGAAGUCUCGCAAGAAGGAUGAGUCUUAUGAAGGAAUGUUAAAAAAGAGAAAAGACGAACUUCUGCACUGGACCAAAGAGGUGCCUGAGUCAGAAAAGAAGAAAGAGGAGGAGGAAGGCAAACUUACCAUUCCAACAAUCAGACCUGAGAAAGUUACUCUUUCUCCUAGCAUGGAGGCUCCAAAGAUCAUGGAAAGAAUCCAGAGCCAGACAGUUUCGGGUCAUGAUGAAGUUCGCUUCCGUUGUAGGGUUGUUGGUAAACCAGAUCCAGAGUGCCAGUGGUUCAAAAAUGGCAUUUUACUUGAGAAGUCAGAUCGUGUUUACUGGUAUUGGCCCGAGGACCAUGUCUGUGAAUUAGUAAUUAGAGAUGUCUUAGCUGAGGAUUCUGCUAGUAUCAUGGUCAAAGCCAUUAACAUUGCUGGUGAGGCCUCAAGCCAUGCUUUCUUGUUGGUGCAAGCCAAGCAAGUUGUAUCUUUUACCCAGACACUGGAGGAUGCCUUUGCUAAAGAGAAAGACACAAUGACAACAUUUGAAUGUGAGACAAAUGAGCCAUUUGUCAAGGUCAAAUGGAUGAAGAACAAUGCUGAAAUUUUUUCUGGAGACAAAUACAGGAUGCACUCAGACAGAAAAGUGCACUUCCUAUCUGUGCUGACAAUCAACAUGCAAGAUGAUGCAGAGUACACUUGUGCUAUAGCUGAUGAAGACCACAUAAGAACCACUGCCAGACUUCAUGUUGAAGGUGCACCACUGGAAAUGAUUAAACAAUUAGAGAGCGUUGAAGUGCCUGAAACAUACUCUGGAGAGUUUGAGUGCGAACUGUCACGUGAAGAUGCAGAAGGCACCUGGUACUUUGAGAACAAAGAAAUUAAGCCAAGCUUAAAAUAUGUUGUAUCCUCUCGUCGUGGCCGACACACCUUGUCUGUAAAAGAUGUCAGGAAGGAAGACCAAGGCAAAUAUACUUUUAAAGCCGGUGAUCUGAAGACAAGUGCCACACUGAAAAUGAAAUUGCGCCCUGUAACUCUGAUGCAAGGCCUCUCCGACUUGACAGUCUGUGAGGGUGAUAUUGCCCAGUUGGAGGUGCGAUUCUCUCAGGAAAAUGUGGAGGGUUCUUGGAUGAAAAAUGGCCAGCCCAUCUCUUCCUCUGACAGAAUUCACAUCGUCAUUGACAAACAAGUCCACAAACUUCUUGUUGAAAAUGUCAACAGGGAUGAUGCAGGAAUCUACUCAUUUGUUGUUCCUAUUCAAGGCAUUUCUACAACUGGAAAACUGACUGUCCAAACAAUUGAAAUCAUAUCUCCUCUAAAGGAUGUCCAUUCUAUUGAGGGUACGAAGGCAGUGCUAGAAGCUAAAAUCUCUGCCUCUGAUGUCACUUCAGUGAAAUGGUACCAAAAUGACAAGCUUGUUGUAGCUAGUGAGAGAAUCCAGAUGGUUGCCAAAGGGACCAAACAGAGACUGGUCUUGAACAGAUCCUUUGCUUCUGAUGAAGGACACUAUAAGAUGGUUGUUGGCAGAGUGGAAACAACUUGUAAACUGACAAUUGAGAAGGUCAGCAUCAUCAAGCACAUGGAGGACUGUGUGUGCACUGAAACUCAGAAUGUCACCUUUGAAGUAGAAUUGUCCCACACUGGUAUAGAUGCUUAUUGGACCUUCAAGAAUCAGCCUCUCAAGGCUGGUCCCAAACACAAAAUUGAGUCCAAAGGGAAGCGCUAUAGCCUGACCAUCAUCAAUGCCAUGAAGGAUGAAGAGGGCCAGUAUGCAUUUGCAGCAGGCGAAAAGACAUCCAGUGCAAAACUAACUGUGUCAGGUGGUGCUAUAAACAGACCACUCCAUGAUGUAACUGUAGCUGAAUCCCAAACUGCUGUUCUGGAGUGUGAGGUUGCCAACCCCACCUCUGAAGGCAAGUGGCUUAAGGAUGGCCACUCUGUUAACUUUAGUGACAAUGUCAGGAGUGAGGAUGUAGGUGCUGUCCGCCGACUUGUCUUUGUUAUCACAAGACCACAAGAUAUUGGAGAGUACACCUACCAAGUAGCAAACUCCAAGACAUCUGCCAACCUUAGGGUUGAAGCUGUGAAGAUCAAAAAGACACUGAAAAACCAAACAGUCACAGAAACCCAAGAGGCAGUCUUUAGUCUUGAACUCACCCAUUUAGAUGUGAAAGGAUCCCAGUGGAUCAAGAAUGGAAUAGAAAUUGUCCCCAGUGACAAAUAUGAGAUGAUAGUAGAUGGACUGGUUCACACCUUAAAGAUCAAGAACUGCAACUCCCAAGAUGAAUCAGUCUAUGGAUUCAAACUUGGAAAACUCUCUGCUAAUGCCAGACUGAAUGUUGAAACUAUUAAGAUUGUGAAAAAGCCAAAAGAUGUGACUUCCCUAGUGAAUGGAACUGCCUCUUUUGAGCUGAGUUUAUCCCACGAUAACAUUCCUGUUAAAUGGAUGUUCAAAAACCAAGAACUGAAACCUAGUGCCAAUAUUCAGAUAAUGUCCGAAAGGAAAGCACAUAAGUUGGUCAUUCAAAAUGUUGAAGAAAGCAAUGAUGGAGAGUACACGGCUGUAGUUGGACAUUUACAAUGCAGCGCAUAUUUACAUGUUGAAUCUCUAAGAGUCACAAAGCCCCUGAAGAAUAUUGAAAUUCCAGAGACCCAUGUGGCCACGUUUGAGUGUGAAGUUUCACAUUUCAAUGUUCCAUCCACCUGGCUGAAAAAUGGAGUUGAGAUUGAGAUGAGUGAGAAGUUCAGGAUUGUGGUGCAGGGAAAAUUGCAUCAGUUGAAGAUCAUGAAUACCAGCAGAGAUGAUUCUGCAGAAUACACAUUUGUAUGUGGAAAUGAUAAAGUCUCUGCCACCCUGACAGUUAGCCCUGUCCUUAUCACAUCUAUGCUCAAAGACCUAAAUGCACAAGAGAAGGACACAAUCACAUUUGAGGUGACUGUCAACUAUGAAGGCAUCACCUACAAAUGGCUAAAGAAUGGAGUAGAAAUCCGAUCUAGUGAUAGAUGCCAAACUCGCACCAAACAGUUCUCUCACUCCCUCACUAUCCGAAAUGUACACUUUGGGGAUGUUGGAGAGUACAAAUUUGUGGCAGGAUCUGCUGAAACAGCAGCAAAGCUGUUUGUUGAAGCUCGUGUCAUCGAGUUCACCAAGCACAUAAAGGACAUUAAAGUUACUGAGAAGAAGAAGGCCAUUUUUGAAUGCGAACUCUCUGAGCCCAAUGUCCAAGUAACAUGGAUGAAAGAUGGUCAGGAGCUUGAAAUAUCUGAAAGGUACAAAGUUUCCACAGAGAGACACAUGCAUCGUCUUAUGAUCCAAACUGUGCGCAUGUCUGAUGCCGGAGAGUACUCUGUGGUUGCCGGAUCAAGUGUAUCGAAGGCUAACCUCACAGUUGAGGGCAAGGAUGUGCGCAUCAGUGAACCUGCCGAGAAAGAAAUCACUGUGCUUGAGAAACAACGAGCUACAUUUGAAUUCGAAGUCAAUGAGGAUGACAUUGAGGGUCGCUGGCUAAGAAAUGGAGUCGAGAUCCAGUUUUCUGUAGAUCAGCGCUUCAACUAUGUCAUUAUUAGAAAAAUGCAUCGCUUGACAAUCACGGAAACCUACAGAAGUGAUGCUGGAGAAUAUACAUUCAUUGCUGGAAAGAACAGGAGUGUUGUAACCCUACAUGUCAACAUCCCUGAGCCUCCUCAGAUCAUCAAGCACUUGCAGCCUCUGUCUGUUGAGGCUGGCAAACCUGCACGCUUCUCUGUGGAGGUGACAGGAAUUCCUCAGCCUCAGGUGUCCUGGUACAAGGACACUCAGGCUCUGUCUUCUGGGUUCAAGUGUAAGUUCCUGAGAGAGGGAAAUGAGCACACAUUGCUGCUUAUCGAAGUCUUCCCAGAGGAUGCAGCUCAGUACAACUGUGAAGCUAAGAAUGACUAUGGAGUAGCCACAAGUUCUGCGUCACUUAAUGUGGAAGUUCCAGAAGUGGUUUCCCCUGACACUGGAGCCCCAUUGUCACCACCUGUGGUCAUAACACCAAUACGCAACACUUCUGCCAAUGAAGGACAAUCUGCUAGAUUCCAGUGCCGUGUCUCAGGGGAAGAUCUGACAAUUACUUGGUAUUGCAAAGACAAGGAGAUCAAGCAGUCUGAUAUAUUCAGAGUGUCUCAGUUUGAUGAAAACUGUCAGUUGGAGAUCACCAGAGUGUAUCCUGAGGAUGAGGGCGAGUACACAUGUGUUGCCCGUAACUCUGCAGGAAUGGUCUCAUGUUCUGCUGUACUGAAAGUGGACGGACAAACACAUAUUAUGGACUAUACAUCCAAGUCUCAGUCAGAAGCCACAUCCAGCCUCUUCACAAGCAUUAAGACUGUUCAGAAGGAUCCUAUUGGCCAAAGGCCCACUUUUAUUCAACCUAUUGUGAGCUGUGUGGUGGUUCACGGAGAAGUGGCUAGAUUUCAUGCUCGUGUGUCUGGCAUGCCAAAACCAGAGAUAAGUUGGUUUCAUAACCAACAGUCUAUAAAGCCUACCAAAAAUGUUGUCUUUCAUUUUGAUGAGAUGACAAACACUGCUACGCUAAUCAUAGUUGAUACUUUCUCUGAGCAUGCUGGACAGUACACUUGCAAAGCAGUCAAUAUCGCAGGAGAGGCAUCUUGCUCAGCCAGCCUUGCUGUAACUGAAGAAGUAACAAAAGUACGUGAGGAGAUUGAGGCAAAAAUUGAUGAAGAGGUCAAAGAAUUUUCUAGUUUGACUGUGAAGACCGAAGAAGAGGAAGAAACCUACAGCACAUCACUACAUUUACCUGAGAAAUCAAAAACACUUGAACUCAAGCCAGAGCAAAAACGUUUUUCUAGUUCAUUGGAAAGAAAAAAGGAGAAACCUGUAUUUGAGUCUAAGCUUACACCCAUGGAAGUUACUGUUGGAGAGUCAGUUAGGUUUACUGUCACAGUAUCUGGUUUUCCAAAGCCAAAAGUUCAGUGGUUCUAUAAUGGAAAAGUUGUCACUUCUUCGGCUGUUUAUAAGUUUAUAGAGGAGAGAGAUGAGUACUCUUUAAUAAUAACACAAGUAAAGAAAGAGUAUGAGGGAGAGUACUCUUGUACCGCCAGUAAUAGAUUUGGCCAAACCACCUGCAAAACAGUAUUAAAGGUACAAGUGAGUCAAUUAUCAGCAGCAGAAAAGUGGGUGGAACAAAUGUUCAAAAUACCAGGGCAACCACCAUGCUUUACUAUACAAAUUCAACCUGUGCAGUGUGCGGAGGGCAGCGAGGUGAAAUUUCAGUAUAGAGUUACUGGUACUCCCCUCCCUGAUGUUCAGUGGUUUAAGGGUAGUUCUCAGAUUAAGUCAAGCCAGAUCUGUUCUGUUGUAAGUAACCCAGAUGGCUCUGGCUUCCUUAUCAUGAAUAACAUCAAACAGAAAGACAGUGGACUAUACACAUGCAAGGCUGUCAAUCCUUUUGGGGAGGCAAGCUGCAGUGCUGAGUUGAUAGUAUUCCACAAAAAAGUCUCUGUAUUUCAUAAACAGCAAUUAGUUCAAGAGCAAAAAAGUUACAAGGUGUCCAUGAAAGAGGAAUCCACUGAAUCACGUUUGUACAGUGUUAGCUUACCUGGACAGGCAGGUGCUAGUUUGCAGGGAGACCAGCAGGUAAUUUACACCAUUGGCACUGAAGAUAGGCAAAUGGUAGCGAGCGAGCAGGUUGAUACUCUGCAUGACUUGGAUGUUUCCAUUGCAACUGUGCACAAGGAGCAGGUGACUCAUCAGGCUGCUGUGUUGGAAUCUUAUGAAGUGCAGGAGAGAGUAAAAUCUGCUUCAGUCCAGCCAGAACCAAUGGUAGCAACCCCUUUGAAGCAACUCCAGAUGGCUACUAUGACCUCAGCAGUUCAAGAACGCCAAGGCUUCACAGAACAGCACUUUGAACGAAUCACAAGUCCAGAAGUUACAGAGCUGGAAAUUGCAAAAGAGCACCCCUCACAAGUAAUGUCUGCCAUAACUGAGAGUAUAACUCCACUGACGAUUGUCAAAGCUGAGCCAUUAUCAACCAGAGAAACAGAACAGAUCAAAGCAUCUCCUGAGCCCAAGUAUCCACUAUCAAGUCACCAAGUUGAGACAAAACUCCCAAUUGUUAAAGAACAUUCACAGGUUAUACCUCAUACUCAGCAGGAAAAGGGCUACCAGGUUAAAGAGGGAGUUAAAAUUCUGUACAGUGCAGUUUCAACAGAGAAACAACAGAUCACAGAAGGUCACUCAAAAGAACUGUCAACUCAAGAAUCUACUUUUCAGACAUCAGUGAAGAAAGAACCACCGAAACCAGCUGUCCUUUCAGUUAGUGAGACUGCCCAAACCUUAUCAAAAGAACAGAGGUUAUCGAUUCACAGACCAGUUGAGGAGACGGCAUCUCUAGUCAAAGACAAUGUAUUUAAAUCUGCUCUUGUUGCUGAGGAAAAGCAUCAGCUCCAAGCUGAUCAGUCAAGUCUGAUACCAGGUUUAGAAAGUGCCAUUUCAGUGCAGUCCCAGAGAGAAGAAGAACAAGUUCUGCAUUUACAGGUCAUCACAGAUCAGGAUAUUCUUCCAUCUGAAGGCAGGUUCAGCAGUGAGAAACCAAUCCAAGAGAAGGCAGAUACUCAAAAAAGUCCUAUUCUUAAGCAUACAGUGUCAGUGGAUUUACAGCAGACAGUGACAUGUGAGGAGUCCUCUCAGUUUUCAGCACAAAAAACAGAACUUUUCAUUCAUCCUGGCAAGGAAGCUCCUGCUCCUUUGCAUCUUCAGUCAAUUCAUUUAGAAAAUACGUUGACAAAAGAAGGGAUAAUCUCAAUGGAAAAGCCAGAUGAACAGAUUGCAGUACAGAGACAGGAAAAAGCUCGUCAUCAUGCUGCAAGCACAGAAGAGAAAAGAGAGCAUACCGCAGAUUAUUGUAAAGAUCUUGAUGUGUCUGUUACAGGCAUGCAGUCUGAAAUCAGAAAAGAACCCAAACCUGAAAGUAUUCUUCAAGUCUUUUCAGAGCCAGUGCCGUUACCGAAAGAAACUCCUUUUGUAAGUGAUGUUAAAGAGCAGCGUGCCCUAAUUCAGAAAGAAGAUCACUGGAAUAUUGUGCAGGUGCCAUCUGUGUCAGAGAGUCAGGAUAUAGAGGAGGGACACACAGAGAAUAUAGGAACAAUUGAGAAAUUUGUGUCUGAAAGCAAAGUUGAACCCAAAAUCCCAUCUGAAUUAAUUUAUGUAGAAGAAAAGGCUAUCUCAACAGAGAGUAGUAUUGCUCUUGUGGCCACCGAACAAGACUCUGCUGUUCAAAUUCAGGAAGGACAGUCAGUUAGACAGUCAGUAUUAAUGGAAGAAAAGAGGGUAAUCAAAGCUGAGCUAUCCGAGGAUAUUACAAAAUCUGAAACAACCACAGCAGUUAUCAGUGAGCAGAAGAUGGGUACUAUUUUAGUGUCAGAGGCAAGAGAGAGCCAAACUCUACCUAAAGAGCUUACUUUUGUUAUUUCACCCCCAAAACCACAUUCAUUGGACAUUAAGCACCAGUUAAAAAGUACUCUUGCAACUGCUGUUGCUCUUGACCAGCCUUUGAUCCUGGCAGAUGUAGUGGAGAGUUUAGGAGCUGUAGAAAUUCAUGAGGUAAAAGAAAGAAUAGAACCCAAAUAUGUCAUGUUCACUUACCUUAUUACAAGUGCAAGUGCCCCACUUGAAAUUACAAUUGCUUUUGAAGGAGAGUAUCCCCAGACUGCUGAUCUCAGAAGUGAACUUCAAGCUGCUUUCUACUCUGUUGUCUAUCGAGAGCAACAGGUUCUGACCUCAGAGCAGCCAGGCACAAUGCAAAUCAACAGGCCCCAAAGAUUACAGGUUACCAAGGCUUCUUCAAAAGAAAUGCUUUCACCUGUGGUGGAGAUGGUAAGAAUGACAGAAAAUGUAGAGCCUUUCACAUCACUAAAUAUUCAAUCUGCAACUGUGAAAACUGAAGCCAAAGCCUCUUUUCAGUCUGUAACGGCUAAAGAGCAAGCUUUUGUGCAACAGUCAGCUAUUCGUGUGGCAAGUGAAUCAAAAAUUGAGAUUCAACAGUCUAUCCAAGUUGAGCAACAAGAAACCAGAUCUGUGACAGUAAAAAGGCAUGAGAGGGAUGUAGGGGCUGCAGGUAUGACAACUGAACUUGUUUUGGGGCCUGUUCCAAUUGAACGGUCCACUGAAGUCGUCUUUCAGAGAGAGGAAAGGGAGGAAUAUAUAACUGAAGCAUUUAUGAAAUUAGAGAAAGAAGAAGUUAGAGAGGGUUACCCAAUUUUUAAAAGCUCUUUGGAGGAUAUUGUAAUAGAGGAACAUUCAGAGGCAAAAUUUUCAUUGACUAUUAGACAUGUAAAGAAAGUGAAUUGGCUUUUUAAUGGAAAAACUAUUAAGUCUGGCAAAGAGUUCAAGUGCUCCAAAGACCAUGACACUUACACACUAGUAAUCAGCAAGGUUAUGAAGGAUCAUCAAGGAGAAUAUACCUGUGAGGCUGUUGGAGAUGCUGGCAAGACCUCAACAUCCUCCCACCUCACUGUGCUCUUAAGAGUGCCACCUGUUUUUAGGCGGAAAAUUCAAAAUCUGGAGGUCAAUGUUGGCAGUCCUGCAAAGUUUGAAUGCGAGAUUGAGGAGGCUCCCGCAGUGACCUUCAAGUGGUUCAAGUCUGGUUCUGAGCUCAGACAUAGUGACAAAUGCAGAAUUAUCAGCCGUCAUCACACCUCAUCCCUGGAGAUCUUUAGCCCAUCGACCGCAGACAGUGGAGAAUUUACCUGCAAAGCUUCAAAUCGCCAUGGAAGUGACAGCUGUUCUGCUAAUCUAAAUGUGACAGAGAUUUUCCCACCAGAGUUUGUUUCAAAGCCCGAUUCGAUGACUUUAUUUGUGGGCAAGCAAGCAAAAUUUCAGUGUGUUAUUUCUGGUUCUGACCCAAUGAAUGUUGUCUGGCAUAAAGACAAUAUUGUCAUUUCACUUGAUGAUCACUGCAAAGCGUCCUCUGACAAGAACAAGUAUUUUCUUGAAAUCUUGAAUCUACAACAAAGUGAUCAGGGAACAUACCUUUGCAAAGCUUCAAACAGUGUUGGUACAGCUACUUGCUGCACUGAACUGAAGGUUAUAGACAAACCCAGCUUUGUGAAGAGCUUUGAGUCAACCACUAUUGCUGUGGGAAAUCUACUACGUCUUGAGUGUCAGGUAGAUGAAGACAUUGGUGUUUCCAUCGUCUGGAUGAGAGAUGGCAAGAAACUCCAUACUACAAUGGACUGUAAACUAGCUUUUGAGGAAAAAAUAGCCUGUCUUGAGAUUCAAAAGGCCAAACUCAAAGAUACAGGUACAUAUACCUGUACUGCUGCCAAUGAUGCAGGAAGCAGCAGUUGCUCUUCUAGUGUGACAGUGCAAGAACCUCCAGUCUUUGUUAAAAGGCUAGAGCCUAAGAUCUUAUGGAAACAAGGAGUGUCAUCACGCCUGUCGUGCACUGUCAAAGGAUCGCCUGAACUCCAUGUGACUUGGUUUUUGAAUGACAAACCGCUUAGUUCCUCUGAAAAACACAAAAUCACAUUUAAAGCCGGCCAAGCCACUCUUGAGAUUAUUGAAUUGUCUGAGUCUGACAGUGGAAAUUACACUUGUGAAGUGAUGAAUGAGGCUGGCUGUGAAAGCUGCAGCUCUCAAGUAACUGUAAAAGAACCUCCUGCCUUUAAAAAGGAGUUGAAAAUGGUGGAGGUAGUCAAAGGGUGCACAGCUCAGCUUGAAUGUGAAGUUACAGGCACUGCUCCUUUUGAGGUGACCUGGUUUAAGAAUAAAAACCCAGUAUCCUCUGACCAGAAGUACAGUAUUGUUUCAAAGGACUCAGCUGCAUAUUUGGAAAUCAAAUCAUUUGAAAGUGCAGAUGUUGGAGAUUAUCAGUGCUGCAUUUCCAACGACGUUGGUAAAAUAAUUACAAAAGCAGUGGCCAAAUUGAAAGACCCACCAUCCUUUGUAAAGAAGAUUGAGAACACCACUGCAGUUUUAGGCAGUGCUGUGAAAAUGCAAGGAGCUCUUAAGGGUUCUGCUCCUAUCACAGUUCAGUGGUUUAAAGACUCAGAGUUAGUCAGAGAUGAUGAUCCUAAUAUUACCACAAGUUUUGAAAACAACAUUGCUAUUCUGGCAAUAGCAAAUGUGGCCAUUAAUCAUGGGGCUAAAUAUACUUGUCAAGCUGAAAAUGAGGCUGGAAAACAAAAAAGCGAGGCCACUGUAUCAGUUCAAGAACCAGCUAGAUUUGUUGAGAAACCACCAUCCAUCAGUGUAACAGCAGGUGACUCUGCAGCUCUUGAGUGCAAAGUUUCAGGAAGUCCAGAUCUCAAAGUAAAAUGGUUCAGAGAUGGCAAAGAGAUGACAGGAAGUCGAAAAUACAAAAUCUCCUUCAAAGACAAUGUGGCAGUCUUGAAAAUCCUCUCGGUAGAGCGGGGAGAUAGCUGUGAAUACAAAAUUGAAGUUUCUAAUCGGGUUGGAAAAGAGCAGUGCUCUUGUUCAGUCACGGUUCUUGAUAAAAUAAUACCUCCAACAUUCACAAAAACACUUAAAAAGGUAGAUGGUAAUGUUGGGGGUAGUAUUCAGAUGGAAUGCAAAGUGUCAGGAUCCCAACCUAUAGCAUUAUCUUGGUUCAAAGAAGGAAAGGACAUUACAACUGGAACAAAAUAUAAAACUGAAAUGCAGGAAAGCACUGCCAUACUAAAAAUAACUGAUUUAGAGACAUCAGAUGCUGGGGUUUUCACCUGCCAUGCAACUAAUGCUGCAGGACACAGUGAAACAAGUGGAACUGUUUCUGUUAAAGAACCCCCAGUCUUCACUUUGAAACCUGAAAGCCAAGAUGUUAUACCAGGAACUACAGUUGUCCUAAAAGCUGCAUUCACUGGGACAGCACCUUUUAUAAUGAAGUGGUUCAGAGAAGACAAAGAAAUAUUAACUGGAGGAGCUUGUUUCAUCAAGAAAGAAGCCAACUCAAGUUCAUUGGAGCUGCACUCCGUGAAGCCAUCUCUGUCUGCAAAAUACACUUGCCAAGUUUCUAACGAUGCUGGAAGGGUCUCAUGCACAGCUUCCUUAUUUGUGAAAGAACCUCCAAAAUUUGUGAUGAAGCUUGAAUCGACUAAACUAGUAUUGAAUAGGAGUCUUGCAACUUUGGAAUGUAAAGUGACUGGCAGCCCAGAGAUCAAUAUUAGAUGGUAUAAGAAUGAGACUGAAAUUAGCUCAAAUGAUAAAUACCAAAUGGCCUUCACUGACUCAGUUGCUACACUAAAGAUCUCCGAUUGCUGUGUUGAAGACAGUGGAGAUUAUAUCUGCCAAGCAUCAAGUGAAGCUGGCAGCGAUAGAUGCAGUUGCUUGGUUACAGUCAAAGAACCUCCCGAAUUUGUGAAACCUUUUGAAUCCAAAGAAAUUGUUAAAGGCACUGAUGUUGUAUUGGAAGGAACUGUGUCAGGCUCAGCUCCCUUUGAGAUUUCCUGUUUCAAAGACUCGAAGCAGAUCCGAAAUGAUAGAAGACACAUCAUAAGCCUGACAAAGGAUGUAGCAGCUCUUCAGAUUUUGAAAUUUGAACCUGGGGAUGCUGGCAAAUAUCAGUGCACUGUAGGAAAUGAAGUAGGCCAAACCUCUUGUGAUUUUCAUGUUACGAUGAAAGAGCCACCAUCAUUUGUGCAGAAGAUGGAUAAUACAAAUGUCCUCCUGGGUGGUGAGGUUUCCUUGCAGUGUGUUUUAAAAGGGUCAUUGCCUAUGACCGUCUCUUGGAUGAAAGAUGACCAUGAGAUCACGGAAUCUGAGCAUGUUCAGAUAACUUUUGAGAACCGGACUGCAGUGUUACACAUUUCUAGUGUGCAGUUAAAACGUGGUGGAAAGUACACUUGCCAUGCUCAGAAUGAAGCCGGUAGUCAGAAAUGUACAGCGGUACUGGUGGUAAAAGAGCCUGCAAACAUCACAGAGCAAGCCAAGUCUGUCAGUGUUACAGUAGGUGAUCCUGCCACUCUAGAGUGCAGGUACUCUGGUUCUAAAGUUCUUAAAGCAAAAUGGCUAAAGGAUGGCAAAGAACUGACAUCAGGCAAAAAAUACAAAGUGCAGAGCACAGAUACAAGUUCCAUAUUAAAAAUUCUUUCUUCUGAGAAGAGUGAUGCUGGAGAGUAUAUAUUUGAGAUUUCAAAUGAUGCUGGAAGCAGCAGUUGCGAGGCAGUUGUAACUGUUUUAGAUCAAAUAAUCAAGCCUUCCUUCACAAGAAAGUUGAAGGAAAUGGAGAGUAUAAAAGGAUCUUUUGCACAGUUGGAGUGUCUGGUCUCUGGAUCUCUUCCCAUAACUGUCACUUGGUUCAAGGAAAAUAAGGAGAUAGAGACAGAUGAGAAGCACAAAUGCAUAUUCUUUGAGAAUGCAGCGUCUUUGGAAAUCAGUCGUCUUGAUAGUUCAGACAGUGGCAGUUACACUUGUAUCGCUAAAAACCAAGCAGGCACUGUUCAGUGUUCUGGUGUGCUGAAAAUCAAAGAACCUCCAUCAAUCAUUGAGAAGCCUGAAUCACAAGACGUUAUACCAGGAUCCAGAGUACAGUUUAAUGUGCUUGUGUCUGGAACGCCACCACUGAACAUUAAGUGGUUUAAGGAUAAGAAAGAAGUGUCAUCAGGAAUUGACUGUUCAGUUCAGAAAAAUGACACUUCCAGCUCACUUGAGCUCUUUUUUGCUAAGCCUUCAGACUCUGGAGACUAUGUCUGUGAAAUUAGUAAUGAUGUUGGAUCAGAUGCUUGCCAAGCGACGCUCUUUGUGAAAGAACCCCCCAAAUUUACCCGCAAACCUGACAAAAUAACAGUGGUAAAACCAGGCCAAUUGGUAGUUUUUGAAUGCCAGAUUACAGGCACUCCGGAGAUAGACACCUACUGGUUCAGAGAUGGAAAUGAAAUAAGUCCAAGCGACAAGCAUAAAAUUACUUUUGUCGAUUUUCUUGCGCGGCUUGAGAUAAGCAGCAGUGAUAUCAAAGACAGUGGAGUGUACUACUGUGAAGCCCGCAAUGAGGCGGGCAGUGAGAGUUGUAGUAUGGAACUAAGAGUGAAAGAGCCACCAGUUCUUGUCAAGCCAUUGAGUGCUCUUGAGGUUGUGAAUGGCUCAAAUGCAUAUUUUGAAUGUCAGGUAAAAGGAACAGCUCCUUUUGAGGUGACUUGGCAAAAAGAUUCAAAGGAUAUCAAAUCAAGCCUUAAGCAUGUAAUUUUGCAGAAGAAUGGCUCUAUAAUGACUCUCGAUGUACAGAAAUGUGAUACUUUAGAUGUUGGAGAAUAUCGGUGCAUUGUAGCAAAUGAAGUUGGGAGUUGUUCAAGUCAGACUACACUCAGCAUAAAAGAGCCUCCAUCGUUUGUGGAGAGGAUUGAGAAUGUUGUCACAGUUCUUGGAAAAAAGGUUGAGUUAAAAUGUGUUGUAAGAGGAUCGCCACCUCUGUCCAUACAAUGGCAGAAAGAUGAAAACUGGAUUUUGGAGGAUCCUUCAAUUGAGAGGACAUUUGAGAACAAUAUUGCCACUUUGAGAAUCCCUGUGUGUGAGUCCAUCCACAGUGGAAAAUACACCUGUCAAGCUGUGAAUGAUGCGGGGCAAGAGAAGUGUUUUGCUACACUCGUGGUGCAAGAGCCACCUCAGAUAAUUGAAAAGCCAGAGGUGAUUAAUGUCACUGCUGGAGAUCCAGUAAGCUUUGAGUGCAAAGUUACAGGCUCUCCUGAGCUGAAAGUAAAAUGGAGUAAAGAUGGCAAGGAAGUGUUACCUUCAAGACAGCACAGCCUCAGCUACAGCAAUAAUGUCAGCCAACUUAAAAUUCAAUCUGUCCAAUUGGAAGACAAAGGAACUUAUGUGUUUGAGGUUUCAAACCACAUCAGUGCCUGCCAGUGUAAAGUGACUUUAAAUGUGCUAGAGCAAAUAAUCCCUCCAUCCUUCAUCAAACCUUUGAUGGAGAUGGAGGAAAUUCUGGGCACAAAUGUUCAAAUCGGAUGCAAAAUAUCUGGCUCACUCCCCAUAACUGUGGAGUGGGUGAAGGACGGAACUAAACUGUCAGGAAGAACCAAACAUAAACCUGUUCAGCAUGACAACAUUGUGUCUUUGGAAAUCGAGUGUUUAGAGAAAACUGACACUGGAAUGUACACUUGUAAAAUUACGAACAAAGCGGGCAGUUGUGAAUGCAGUGGUACACUGAGGGUGAAAGAGCCACCAAACUUUGUGCUGGUUCCAGAAUCACAGGCUGUCAUACCAAAUACCACUGUUCGAUUUAAGAGUACAUUUAAGGGAACACCUCCCUUCACAGUGAAAUGGUUCAAAGAUGACACUGAGCUGAUUUGUGGACCUUCAUGUUUUACUGGCCUGGAAGGCCUCUCGUGCUUCCUAGAUCUUUUUGCCGUUGGAAUAUCACACAGUGGAACGUACUCUUGUCAAAUAAGCAAUGAUGCUGGUACCGCUAAAUGCACCACAACCUUGUUGGUAAAAGAACCUCCAGACUUUGUACAGAAACUGCCAGCUGCAAAAGUCAUAAAGAUGGGAGAGCCACUCCAGCUUGAAUGCAAAGUUACUGGCACAGCUCCUCUGAAAAUUAGCUGGUACAAAAAUGAUGCCAUACUCACUGAUGGUGGCAACUUGAGAAUGACUUUCGAUAACUCUGUGGCAGUCCUUGAAAUUUUGAAGUCCAGCUUUGAGGACAGUGGAGUCUACACCUGUGAAGUCCAGAAUGAUGCUGGAACUAAGAGUUGCAGUACCACACUCACAGUCAAAGAACCACCAGCUUUCCACAAAGUGCCAACACCAGUUGAGGGGCUGAAGGGCAAAGAUGCCAGUCUUAACUGUGAGCUGAAAGGCUCAGAACCUUUUGAGAUAACCUGGUUUAAAGAUAAAAAACAGUUAAAGGAAAGCAGGAAGUAUAAAUUUGUGUCUGAGGGAUGCUCAGCAACUCUUCACAUCCUUGGACUGGAAGCAUCAGAUGCAGGGGAAUAUGAGUGCAAAGCAUCAAAUAAUGUUGGAAGUGAUUCCUGCCAGGGCACUGUAAAGCUAAGAGAACCACCAGCGUUUGUGAAGAAAAUAUCCAAUACAACAGCCAUCUCUGGUGAAGAGGUGGUUUUGUUUGCAACAGUCAAAGGUUCGCAGCCUAUGACUGUGUCUUGGGUUCAGGAUAAAGAUCACAUUCUCAGAGAUGGUGACAACAGGAAAAUUACAUUUGAGAAUAAUCAGGUCACUCUGAAGAUCUUUAAAGCUGACUCUACCACUGCUGGGAAAUAUACAUGUCAGCUCAAAAAUGAUGCUGGAGCAGUUGAAUGCGCAGCGAACCUAACUGUCCUAGAACCUGCAGCAAUUGUGGAUAAGACAGAGUCAAUCAGUGUAACCGCUGGUGAAACCGCUGCCUUAGAGUGUACUGUAUCUGGAACUCCAGAACUUAAGCCAAAAUGGUACAAGGAUGGUGUGGAGCUGUCUUCAGGCAGAAAAUACAAAAUCACCUUCUCAAAAAUGAUCUCCAGUCUUAAGCUAUUGUCAACAGAGAAAAGUGAUACUGGAGAAUACACAUUCGAGAUUAAGAAUGAAGUUGGAAGUGAUAGCUGCAAAAUGCACAUCACUAUUUUGGACAAAAUCGUCCCUCCUUCGUUCUCAAGAAGACUGAAGGACACACAGAGUAUUGUUGACAAAUCUGUUGAAAUGGACUGUAAAGUCUCAGGGUCUGCACCUCUCACCAUCUCUUGGUACCAUAAUGAAGAGGAGAUUAAAAGUGGGCCGAACUAUGAGAUUACAUUCGCUGAGAAUACCUGCACAUUGAAAGUGCCAACUCUGAAACUUUCAGACUCGGGCACAUACAAAUGUAAGGCAGUGAACAGUGCAGGAACUGCAGAGACAUCUGCUACCUUAAUAGUUAAAGAACCCCCCUCUUUUGUGACCACACCUCAACCAGUGGAAGCCCUCCCAGGCACAAAUGUCACUUUUACAGCAACCAUUCAAGGAAGUACCCCAAUGAAACUGAAAUGGUUUAGAGGCAGUAAGGAAAUAGUGUCUGGGAGAAGCUGUGAGAUUGCUUUAAGAGGAGACACAGCAAUUCUAGAGCUCUACAACAUUGAUAAAUCUCAUGCUGGCGAAUACACUUGCCAGAUCAUUAAUGAUGCUGGGAAGGAAAACUGUCCUGUGAACCUUUUUGUUAAAGAGGCUGCACGCUUUGUCAAGAAGCUAAAGAACCUCUCUGUUGAAAUGGGCAAGUCACUAAUACUUGAAUGCACAUAUGCGGGAAGCCCAAAGAUUCUUGUGAAAUGGCAUAAAGAUGGACAGGAAAUUUACUCCUCCUACAAGUACAACAUUACGACCACUGAGAGCUCCUGCAUCCUGGAGUGUCUAAACAGUGAUAAAGAAGCUGCUGGAAAAUACACUUGUGAGGUUUCUAAUGAUGCUGGACACGACACUUGUGAAGCAGAAGUGUCCAUUUUAGAACCACCUUUCUUUAUUGAGAGUUUGGAGCCCAUGGAUGUCACUGCAGGUGAUGCAGUUUGUCUGAAAUGCCAGAUUGGUGGCACUCCUGAAAUUAAAGUGUCAUGGUUCAAGGCAGAUGGCAAAGUGCGCUCUUCUCCAACCUGCAGGAUGGAGUUCUUCAAAGGCACUGCCAGCCUGAAACUAGCUAAAGUUGCCAAAUCUGACAUUGGCGAAUACACAUGUAAAGCAGAAAACAGCAUAGGAUCUGCCUCUUCCAGCUGUCAGUUAACUGUACAAGAUGUGAAAACACCACCUUCUUUCCCUAAAAAGAUUACUAGCAUUACACAAAUUGAAGGACAGCCUGUCCAGUUUGAGUGUCGUGUUGCAGGAUCCUCCCCUAUGGAGAUCUCUUGGCUCAAAGAUGGUGAAGCUCUUAGGAGCGAUUCAGAAUACACAAUGUCUUUUGAUGAUAACUCUGCUGUCCUAAAGAUAGCCAAGGGUGAAAUGAGACAUUCUGGUGAAUACACUUGUGUUGCUACAAAUAGUGUUGGAACUGCUUCUUGUAGAGCCAAGCUCACGCUUCAAGAGCCAAGAUAUCCACCUGUGUUUGAUAAAAAGCUCAUACCUGUGGAUGUGACAGUGGGAGAUACUGUCGAACUGGAAUGCCACAUGACGGGAUCAUUGCCAAUAAAAGUUACUUGGUCCAAGGAUCAUAAAGACAUCCGCACGGGGGGCAAUUAUAAGAUAUCAUGUGUGGAUAACACCCCACAUUUGACAAUUUUGAAGGCUGAUAAGGCAGACUCUGGUCGUUAUUCUUGCCAUGCUAGUAAUGAUAUUGGGAAGGACUCUUGUUCCACAGAGGUUUCUGUGAAAGAACGCAAAAUUCCACCUAGCUUUACCAAAAAGCCUUCAGAAACGAUUGAGGACACUGAAGGAAAAAUGGUGAAGAUUGAGGGUCGUGUAGCUGGAUCGCAGCCUCUGACUGUCAACUGGUAUAAAGAUGGCAGAGAAAUCUUCGCCUCGGACUGUUAUGAUAUAACCUUCAAGAGCAGCCUGGCUGUCCUGUGCAUCAAAAAAUCUCAACUGUCAGAUAGUGGAACAUAUAUGUGCAAAGUCUCCAAUGAAGCUGGCACUGCCUCUUAUGAGGUGUCAGUUCAUAUUACAGAGCAAAAGGUACCGCCAAGCUUUGACUUGGCUCUUAAACCAGUGACUGUGACUGAGGGUGAGACACUUACCCUCAGCUGCCAUGUACGUGGAUCUCCUCCUAUAAAGAUUCAGUGGAUGAAAGACAGACAGGAUCUUUCUUCGUCCGCAAAAACUAAGAUCACAUUCGUUGAUGGCACUGCCACAUUGGAGAUGAUCCGUGUAUCUAAGACAGAUUCUGGAGAUUAUCUCUGCAAAGCAACUAAUGAGGCUGGUAGUGAGUUCUGCAAGUCUAAAGUCACUAUCAAAGUUUCAGAAAAACCAGGAGCUCCUGCCCCGGCACAGGCGGUGCCUUCACCACCACAAGCAGUUAAAAAGUUGGACAACUUGUUCUUUAUUGAGGAGCCAAAGAGUGUCCAUAUCGUUGAGAAAGGUACAGCUACCUUUAUUGCUAAAGUUGGUGGUGACCCCAUUCCCAAUGUGAAAUGGAUGAAGGGCAAAUGGAGGCAGAUGACUCAUGGUGGUCGCAUCAGUAUUGAACAAAAGGGCCAAGAGGCCAAGAUGGAGAUCAGAGAGGUGACCAAAUCUGACUCUGGCCAGUACAGAUGUGUUGCUUCAAACAAACAUGGAGAAAUUGAGUGCAGCACAGACUUGAAUGUUGAUGAGAAGAGAGAGACAACUUUAGAAGUGGUCAAACUGAAGAAGACUCCAUCAAAGCAGAAAAGCCCUAAAGAGGACAAGGAUAUUGACAUUGUUGAAUUGCUUAGAAAUGUUGAUCCCAAGGAGUAUGAGAAAUAUGCUCGCAUGUAUGGCAUCACAGACUACCGGGGCCUCCUUCAAGCUAUUGAGUUUCUGAAGAGAGAAAAAGAACAAGAAAGUGGAAGACCAGAAGUGGAACGUGGUGCAAGAGAGUCUGAGGAAGAUUUGGCUAAACUUGUUGCUGAUUUGCAAAAGAGGAUGGAACAAACAGAGCCUGUCACUGUGGUACGCGAUAUCACAGACCAGACAACUGCUGUUAAGAAGGAAGCUGUGUUUGAAUGUGAAAUUAAGAUUAACUACCCCGAAAUCACACUGUCCUGGUACAAAGGAACCCAAAAACUUGACAGUGGUGACAAGUAUGACAUCAAAAUUGUGGGUGAUCGUCACAUCUUAAAAAUCAAGGAUUGCCAGACAAGAGAUGAAGGCAAUUAUCGUAUUGUGUGUGGCCCACAUAUCUCCAGUGCCAAACUGACAGUGAUGGAUGCUGAAGUGGAACAGCGAAUGCAGGAUGUGGCUGGUAAGGAAGGACAGACUUGUACAUUGACAUGCCAGUUCUCUGUACCUAAUGUAAAAACCCAGUGGUUUAAAAAUGGGAAGCUUUUAGAGCCUCAUAGCAGAUAUACAUUUGCUGUGGCCAAUUACACUCAGAAGCUCUCAAUCAAAGAUGCUAGACUUGAAGACCAAGGAGAAUAUACCUGCAAAUAUAAAAAUCUUGAAACGACUGCAAAUCUUUGGAUUGAAGCUGAGCAAAUACAUUUCACCAAACGCAUCCAGAACAUUGUGGUGCGAGAACAUCAAUCCGCCACUUUUGAGUGUGAGGUGUCUUUCGACAAUGCUAUUGUAACAUGGUAUAAGGACACUUGGGAGCUUAAAGAGAGCCCCAAAUAUACCUUUCAAAGUGAAGGCCGACGCCACUUCAUGAUCAUCCGCAACGUUACCUCUGCCGAUGAAGGCGUGUACUCGGUCAUUGUCAGAUUGGAGCCCAGGGGUGAGGCUAAAAGUACAGCUGAGCUUUACCUGACAGGCAAAGAAAUUGAAAUAGAAAGUGUACCUUAUGACAUCCCAGAUACAUCAAUACAAGUGCCUGAGACAUCUGCAUUAACCAUUGAAGCUGAAUCUUCCAUGGAAUAUUACCAUUAUGAAGAAAAAAUGGAAAUACAAGAGUAUGUGAGCUGGACAGAGGAGAGUGUUGUAGAGGAAAUAUCAGUCACAGCCCCAAGGGUCCCGAUCGAAGAGGAGGUCAGUAGGAAAAUCGUGGGAAUGAGAGAGGAGGCUCGAACGACAGAAUUCGAGGAACCUGAGCCAUCUAAACCUGUGGAGCUAAAACCUGAAGUACCUGUGGAAGCCAAAAAGCCUGUUGAAGAAAUAGUCACUGCAGUUACAGUGCCAGAGCCAAUUGAGCGCCCCAGAGCAAAAGAAGUGCCACAGCCAGCAGCACCUGUAGCUCCUGUGGCUCCUGCUCCUAAACCUGAAGAGCCUAAAGCUGCACCAGUAGCUGAGCCCAAACCAGAACCAAAGCCCAAGCCAGAGCCAGAGCCUGAGCCUACACCUGUGAAGAAGCCCGAGACACCCCCAGCUAAAGUGCUUGUGGAGGAAAAGAAACCAAAACCCCUAAUUCAAGAACCAAUUAAGAAAGUGCCAGCUAAACCUGAUGAAGUCAUUGCAGUUCCCAUUGAAGAACCUCCAAAGAAAGUGCUUGUGGAGGAAAAGAAACCAAAACCCCCAAUUCAAGAACCAAUUAAGAAACUGCCAGCUAAACCUGAUGAAGCCAUUGCAGUUCCCAUUGAAGAACCUCCAAAGAAAGUUCUUGUGGAGGAAAAGAAACCAAAACCACCAAUUCAAGAACCAAUUAAGAAAUUGCCAGCUAAACCUGAUGAAGCCAUUGCGGUUCCAAUUGAAGAACCUCCAAAGAAAGUUGAAAAGAAACCAUCUCCAGAACCUGAAAAAAAGAAAGAAACUUUGCCCGAGCCUAAGGCAAAGACAGUUUCCCCAGAAGAUGGUGAAAAAGGACCAGUUUCUGCACCUGGACCAGGAAAGAAAGAGGGAAAGCCUAAAGAGGAAGCUGGAAGAGGCAGAGGCUUGAAACCAAGACAAACUCCUUCUCCUGGUGAUGCUGGAAGGGGUAGAGGCCUGAAGCCUGGUGCUGGUGGUGACAAACCUCCAGCAGAUUCAUCAUUUGGUUUCCAGCUCAAACCGGUCCCCUUGAAGUUUGUGAAGGAGCUCAAAGAUAUUGUGUUGCAGGAGGCUGAGUCAAUUGGCUCCUCGGCUGUAUUUGAGUGCCAGGUUUCUCCCUCUACUGCUAUCACCACCUGGAUGAAGGAUGGAAGCAAUCUAAGGGAGAGUCCAAAGCACAAAUUCACAUCUGAUGGCAAAGACCGCAAACUGCAAAUCAUUGAUGUACAGCUUUCAGACACUGGAGAGUACACGUGUGUUGCAAAGCUUGGCAACAAGGAGAAGACCUCAACAGCUAAACUUAUUGUUGAAGAGUUGCCAGUGAAGUUCACAAAGACUCUUGAGGAGGAAAUGUCUGUGAUUAAGGGACAGCCAAUGUACCUGACCUGUGAGUUGAGCAAGGACAGGGACGUGGUCUGGAAGAAGAAUGGAAAAGAGCUCAAGGAAAUUGCUGGCAAAAUUCAAAUCAAUGUAAUUGGACUGCAGCGCUCUGUGACGAUCCACGACACAAAUGAUGAUGAUGCUGGUGUUUACACUUGCGAGUGCGAGGACAUCAAGACACAAGCCAAUGUCAAAGUCAUUGAAAUAAUCAGAGAUUGGUUGACAAAACCUUUGAGGGACCAGCAUGUGAAACCAAAGGCUACUGCCACAUUCAAGUGCGAACUGUACAAGGAUACUCCCAACUGGAAGUGGUUCAAGGGAGAUGAAGAAAUUCCUACUGAACCUACAGAUAAGAUUGAAGUGAAAAAGGUUGGAAAAGAUAUGACGCUUACAAUCAAGAAUGCUCAACCUGAUGAUGUUGGAGAGUAUGCCAUAGAAGUUGAGGGCCGCAGAUAUGCAGCAAAACUCACUCUUGGAGAGCGUGAAGCUGAGAUCUUGAAGCCUCUUGCUAGUGUGGAGGUGGUUGAGAAAGGGGAGGCCAGCUUUGAUACUGCAAUUUCAGAAGAAGAUGUGCCUGGAGAAUGGAAACUGAGAGGGCAGGUUCUGACAAGAUCACCGACUUGUGAUAUCAGAGCAGAGGGAAAUAAAAGAUUCCUCACACUGAAAAAUGUUCAACUUGACCAGGCUGGAGAAGUCUCUUACCAAGCUUUGAAUGCCAUUACCAGUGCAAUGCUAACUGUCAAAGAAAUUGAAAUGGACUUCACAGUCCCAUUGAAGGAUGUUACUGUGCAUGAAAAGAAACAGGCAAAGUUUGAGUGCACAAUCACGAAAGAUGUGCCUAAAGUCAUGUGGUUGAGAGGAUCUGAUAUAGUAACAUCAGACCAAAAAUAUGAUAUCAUUGAUGAUGGAAAGAAACACAUGUUGGUCAUAAACCACUGUGAAUUUGAGGAUGAGGGAGAAUACACUAUUGAGGUGCUGGGUAAAACAUCAACAGCCAAACUGACAGUUGAGGGUAUGCGGCUGAAAUUCAUCUCACCAAUAACGGAUCAAACUGUUAAGGAAGGUAAAACGGCUCGGUUUGAGUUUGAACUGUCCCAUGACAAUGUACCAGUGACAUGGUACAAAAAUGAAACAAAACUGCAUCCAAGCAGAACUAUACUUACGCAUGUUGAUGGAAAGAAACAUAUACUAGAAAUCAAGGAUGUUACUCUAGAUGAUACUUGCCAAAUAAAAGCAGAGGCUAAAGGAUUGUCAACAGCAGCAAACCUGACAGUGCUAGAGGGAGAUGCCUACUUCACAGUUAAACUGCAAGAUUACACUGCAGUUGAGAAAGAUGAGGUCAAUCUUGACUGUGAGCUCAGCAAAGACGUUCCUGUGAAGUGGUUCCACAAUGAGACUGAAAUUAAAGCCUCCAAGAUGAUUACCAUGAAAGUUGAUGGCAAACGAAGAAUCCUAAACAUCAAAAAAAUCGAGGACAAAGACAAAGGGUUAUAUGUUUGUGACUGUGGAACAGACAAAACUUCAGCCACUAUGAACAUUGAAGCUCGUGACAUCAAAGUGGUGCGACCCAUGUAUGGCGUUGAGCUCUUUGAUGGUGAGACGGCUCGUUUUGAGGUGGAAAUCUCUGAAGAUGAUGUCCAUGGCCAAUGGAAACUGCAAGGAGAAGUCCUCACUACAUCACCUGAUGUUGAAAUCAUUGAAGAUGGUGCUAAGCACAUCUUAACUUUGUACAACUGCAAAGUGUCCCAGUCUGGAGAGGUUACAUUCCAGGGUGCCAAUGCAAAAUGCUCUGCCAAUCUAAAAGUGAAAGAGCUUCCCAUUACUUUUGUAACGCCUCUCGCUGAUGUGCAUGUGUAUGAGAAAGAUGAGGCAAGGUUUGAGUGUGAGAUCUCAAGACCGCCAAAGAGCUUCCGUUGGUUGAAAGGAUCUCAGGAGAUUACAACUGAUGAUAAAUUUGAGGUACUUCAGGAGGGCAAAAGACACAUUCUGGUGGUCAAAUCCGCUGCCUAUGAGGAUGAGGCUAAGUACAUGUUUGAGGCUGAAGACAAGAGGACAUCUGCCAAGCUUGUUAUUCAGGGCAUCCGUCUUGAGUUUGUCAGACCCAUUAAAGAUGUCACCGUUAAGGAGCGUGAGACUGCAGAAUUCAGCAUUGAACUCUCUCAUGAGAAGGUUCAAGUCACCUGGUACAAGAAUGAUGUGCGUUUGCAUCCAAGCAAAGUGGUUCACAUGUCCGAUGAUGGCAAAAUCCAUACUCUGUCCUUCAAAGAGGUGUCUAUCGAUGACACUUCUCUCAUUAAAGCUGAGGCACUUGGAAAAACCUGUGAGGCAAUGCUCACUGUACUUGAGGGAGAAGCCUACUUUACCACCAAGUUGCAGGACUACACUGCAGUUGAGAAGGAUGAGGUUGUCCUGAUGUGCGAAUUGAGCAAAUCAUCUGCUCAGGUGAAAUGGUUCAAAGACGGCAAGGAGAUCAUUCCCUCUAAGAACGUCAUCAUCAAGGCUGAUGGAAAGAAACGUAUCCUGACAGUAAAGAAGGCAGAGAAGGCCAACAUUGGCGAUUACGUGUGUGACUGCGGCUCUGACAAAACAACAGCCAAGCUUAACAUUGAAGAACGUGAUAUUAAGAUCGUCCGUCCACUGUACAGUGUGGAGGUCACAGAGACAGAGACUGCUCGCUUUGAGACAGAAAUCUCUGAGGAGGAUGUUCAUGGACACUGGAAACUCAAAGGAGAUGCCCUGCACCAGUCACCGGACUGUGAAAUUAAGGAGGAAGGCACCAAGCACAUGCUUAUCCUUUACAAUGUCCGCAUGGAUAUGGCUGGUGGUGUAGACUUCAGUGCUGCUAAUGCUAAAUCAAGGGCUCAGCUCAGAGUUAAAGCACGAGUGAUAGGCCUGUUGAGGCCUCUCAAGGAUGUAACAGUAACAGCAGGAGAGACUGCAACCUUUGACUGCGAGCUGUCUUAUGAGGGCAUACCUGUGGAAUGGUUCCUUGGGGGUACAAAGUUGGAACCAAGUGACAGAGUGGUGACCCGGGCAGAAGGCAGAACUCACACGCUGACCCUUAGGGAUGUGAAGCUGACAGAGGCAGGAGAAGUAAAACUCACUGCAAAAGAUUUCCUGACACAGGCUCAACUCAUUGUAAAUGAGCCUCCGGUUGAAUUUACCAAACCUCUGGAGGACCAGACCGUGGAAGAGGAAGCCACUGCUGAACUAGAGUGCGAAGUCUCCAAAGAAAAAGCAGAGGUCAGGUGGUUUAGAGAUGGACAAGAAAUUCGCAAAACCAAGAAGUAUGACAUGGUUGCUGAUGGUCGUAAAAGAAAACUUAUUAUCCAUGACUGCACACUUGAUGACUCAAAGACAUAUACCUGUGAUGCUAAACAGUUCAAGACUUCAGCUUUCUUAAAUGUUGAACCUCCACAUGUUGAGUUCACAAAGCCACUCCAUGAUGUUGAGGUCAAAGAGAAGGAAUCUGCCAGAUUUGAAUGUGAAGUGUCUCGUGAAAGUGCAAAGGUUCGUUGGUUCAAAGAUGGCAACGAAAUCAGAAAAGGCAAAAAAUAUGAGAUGAUUUCUGAAGGAGUAAAACGUAUUCUCAUCAUAAGCAAGUCUGUCUUUGAUGACGAAGCAGAAUAUGAAUGUGAUGCCAGGACCUCCAAAACCUCUGGAAUGCUGACUGUUGUUGAGGAGGAGGCUAGAUUCACAAAGAACUUGGCUAAUGUUGAAGGCACUGAAACUGACAGUGUUAAACUGAUUUGUGAGGUCUCCAAGCCCAGUGCGGAAGUUACAUGGUACAAGGGUGACCAAGAGUUGCCUGAAGUUGGUAGAUAUGAGCAUAUUGCAGAUGGAAAAAAGAGAAUCCUCAUUAUUAAGGGUCUCCGUAUGGAUGAUGCUGGAGAGUACCACUGCAAACUUCCCACCUCACAGACCACAGGGAACCUGAGGAUUAAUGAACUUGCUGCUGAGUUCAUUGCUAGGCCUCAAAACCAGGAAGUGGUUGAAGGUGAAAAGGCACAAUUUGUGUGCUCAGUUUCCAAAGACACAUAUGAAGUGAAAUGGCUCAAAGGAGAUAAGGAACUUCAGUCAGAUGACAAAUAUGACAUUAUUUCUGAGGGCAAAAAGAGAGUUCUUGUUAUCAAAAAUUGUGAACUCAAGGAUGAGGGAGGCUUUGCAGUCCUCAUUGGAACCACAAGAGCCUCAGCUGAGUUGACUGUGCUUGAAAAGCUCAGGAUUGUCACUCCUCUCAGAGACCUUAAGGCAAAUGAAGGACAAGAAACUGUCCUCAAUUGUGAAGUUAACACUGAGGAUGCCAAGGCCAAGUGGCUGAAGAAUAAUGAGACAUUAUUUGAAAGCAGCAAGUUCAUCAUGGUCCAGAAGGACAAUGUAUACUCUCUGAGGAUCAGAGACACCCAAAAAUCAGAUGAGGCCAACUACACAAUUACACUGACCAACCAGCGUGGUGAACAGGCAAAGAGCUCUGCCAACAUCACUGUGCAUGAGGAAGAUCUUAGAAUCAUUACUCCUCCUGAGGAUGUUGACACACAGGAGAAAAAGACCAUCAGCUUCUCAUGCAAGGUGAACAGACCAAAUGUGACAGUACAGUGGAUGAAGGCAGGUCAGGAAAUCACUCUCAGCAAGAGAAUUCUAUAUCGUGUGGACAAAGACAAGCACACUCUGACCAUUAAGGACUGCAGCCUUGCAGAUGAAGGUGAAUACACAGUAGUUGCUGGUGCUGAUAAGGCCACAGCAGAACUGAUCAUCAGUGAGGCACCCACUGAUUUUACCACUCAGCUCAGUGACCAAACCAUCACAGAGUUUGAGGAUGCCGAGUUCAUCUGUGAACUUUCCAAAGAGAAGGCUGAAAUUAAAUGGUACAGAGAUGGCAGGGAGAUCAGAGAAGGACCGAGAUACCAAUUUGAGAGAGAUGGCAAAACAUGCAGACUGCAUAUAAAGGAGUGCAGACCAGAUGAUGAGUGUGAAUAUGCCUGUGGAGUGGAUGACAAGAGAACCAGAGCCCGUCUCUUUGUUGAGGAGAUCCCUGUGGAGAUUGUCAGACCACCCACAGAUGUGUUUGAGCCCCCAGGCUCAGAUGUUGUGUAUGAAGUUGAGCUCAACAAAGACAGAGUUGAGGUCAAAUGGCUGAGGAACAACAUGACCAUUGUCCAAGGUGAUAAGUACCAGAUGAUGAGCGAAGGCAAGAUUCACAGACUUCAAGUGUGUGAAAUUAGGCCACGUGAUCAAGGCGAGUACAGAGUCAUUGCCAAGGACAAAGAUGCCAGAGCCAAGCUUGAGCUUGCUGCCAAACCAACAAUUAAAACCUUGGAUCAAGACCUGGUGACAGAUGCUGGAAAGCCAUUUGUUAUGGCAGUUCCUUACAACGCUUACCCACAUGCUGAGGCUGAGUGGUUCUACAAUGAAAUCAGUCUGCCAAAAGACAAUAUUCACACUUCUAUCGACAGGACAGAGUACAGGCUUAAGGACCCUAAGAAGUCAGAGGAAGGCCGCUAUAAAAUCAUCAUCCAGAACAAACAUGGAAAAGGAGAGGCUUUCAUAAACCUAAAAGUUAUUGAUGUUCCUGGGCCUGUGAAGAACCUUCAUGUUGUUGACACUGCUGACGGUGAGGUCAGCAUUGCCUGGGAAGAGCCUGAGAGUGAUGGUGGCAGCAAGAUCUUGGCUUAUGUUGUUGAGAGACGUGAUAUCAAACGUAAGACCUGGACUCUGGCCACUGACUGUGCAGAUAGCACAGAGUACUGUGUAACUGGCUUGCAUAAAGACUCCAAGUACUUCUUCCGUGUCUGCGCACGCAACCGAGUCGGAAGUGGGCCCAAUGUUGAGACUGAUAAAGCUGUUCAAGCUAAGAAUAAGUUUGAUGUUCCUGAUCCACCACAGAAUGUUGUUGUUGGAAAUGUCAACAAGUUUAGUGCCACAGUCUCUUGGGAACCACCACUGUUCGAUGGUGGAUCUGAGAUCACAUCAUACAUUAUUGAGCUACGUGAUAGAACUUCUGUGACCUGGGCUCCAGUCAUGGUAACCAAACCACAUGAACGCACAGCUGUCAUUAAUGAUGUUAUUGAGAACAAAGAAUACAUCUUCCGCGUUAAGGCUGAGAACAAGGCUGGAAUUGGCAAACCAAGUGCUGCCACUAACCCAGUGAAGAUCAUGGACCCCAUUGAGAGGCCAAGCCCUCCACUGAAUUUGACACACUCUGAGCAGACCAAGGACUCCUGUCUGUUGACAUGGGAGACUCCCUUAAAAAAUGGAGGCACAGCUAUCACUGGCUACAUUGUUGAGAGAUGUGAAGAAGGCACAGACAAGUGGCUCAGAUGCAAUGCCAGGCUUUGCCAGGACCUGCUUUACAGGAUAUCAGGCCUGAAAUUUGGGAAAAAAUACAGCUAUAGAGUACUUGCAGAGAAUGCGGCUGGGCAGUCUGACCCCUCAAACAUUGUUGGACCUGUGCUGGCAGAUGAUCCACACUUUGCACCCACUCUGGACUUGAGUGCAUUUAAGGAUGGUCUGGAGGUUAUUGUCCCUAACCCUCUUAAAAUUCGUGUCCCUAUCACUGGGUACCCGGUGCCCACAGCAAAGUGGACUUUUGGUGAAACCACGCUAACAGCUGGUGAACGUGUGUCCAUGGCUACAAAGUCAACCUUCACUGAGCUCAUUAUAACCCCAAGUGUGCGUCCUGACAAAGGCACAUACUCCUUGACGCUGGAAAAUGAUGUGACCAGUGUCUCAGGAGAGAUUGAAGUUAAUGUCAUUGCAUCUCCAAGUGCACCAAAAGACUUAAAGGUUGCAGAAGUGACCAGAAAGCAUGUCCACUUGAUGUGGGAGGCACCUGAUCAUGAUGGAGGCAGUCCGAUCACCGGCUACCAGGUUGAGAAGCGUGAGGUCUCCAGAAAGACCUGGGUGAAGGUGAUGUCAGGUUUGCAAGACCAGGAAUACACAGUAACAGAUGUUGUUGAGGGCAAGGAGUACUUGUUCAGAGUUGUUGCCUGCAACAAAUGUGGCCCUGGAGAACCCGCCUACAUUGAUGAGCCAGUGAAUGUGUCUUCACCUGCAACUGUACCAGACCCACCAGAAAACCUUAAAUGGCGAGACAAGUCUGCUAGCAAGAUCUUCUUGUCAUGGGAGCCUCCCAAAUGGGACGGUGGAACUCCAAUUAAAGGUUACAUUGUUGACAAAUGUCAACGUGGCACUGACAAGUGGGAGCCAUGUGGAGACCCAGUGCCUGAGCUUAAGUUUGAAGUGACUGGUCUCACUGAAGGACAGUGGUAUGCUUAUCGUGUGAGGGCUUUGAACAAACUGGGUGCCAGUAGGCCUUGCAAGGCGACAGAUGAGAUCUUGGCUGUUGAUCCUAAAGAGCCUCCAGAGAUUCAACUAGAUGCAAAACUGCUGGCUGGCCUGACUGCUAAAGCUGGCACAAAGAUUGAACUUCCUGCUGACAUCACAGGAAAACCAGAACCUAAAGUCAAAUGGACCAAGGCUGACCUAGUCCUGAAGCCAGACGAUAGAAUCACAAUUGAUACCAAGCCUGGCCACUCAACACUGUCAAUUGCUAAGACCAAGAGGGAUGACACAGCUACGUACAUCAUUGAGGCAGUCAACAGCAGUGGCCGUGCAACUGCAACUGUUGAUGUCAACAUUCUAGAUAAACCUGGUCCUCCAGCUGCUUUUGAUAUCUCUGAAAUCACCAAUGAGUCCUGUUUAUUGGCCUGGAAUCCUCCAAGAGAUGAUGGUGGCUCAAAGGUGACAAACUAUAUUGUUGAGAGGAGGGCUGCUGAGAGUGAAAUCUGGUACAAGUUGUCCUCCACUGUGAAGCAGACCACAUACAAAGCCACAAAACUUGUGGCUUUUAAGGAUUAUAUCUUUAGGGUCUAUGCUGAAAAUCAGUUUGGCAUUGGUGCCCCAGCAGAACAUGCCCCGAUAACUGCCAGAUACCCCUUUGAUACCCCUGGUCCCCCAUAUAAAUUGGAGCCAUCUGAUAUUGCAAAGGAUGCGGUAACUCUGUCCUGGUAUGAGCCUGAUGAUGAUGGUGGAAGUCCUAUUACUGGAUACUGGGUAGAGAGAUAUGAGCCUGACCAUGACAAAUGGAUGAGAUGCAACAAGCUACCUAUUAGGGACACAAACUUUAGGGUGAAAGGACUGCCCACAAGAAAGAAGUAUAAGUUCCGUGUUUUGGCAGAGAAUCUUGCUGGGCCUGGCAAACCGAGCAAAGAAACAGACCAGAUCUUGAUUAAAGAUCCAAUUGAUCCUCCAUGGGCACCUGGUAAGCCCACUGUUAAAGAUGUGGCCAAAACAUCUGCCUUCCUGCAAUGGACAAAACCUGAACAUGACGGUGGUGCAAAGAUUGAGUCUUACAUCAUUGAGCUCCUCAAGAGUGGAACUGACGAGUGGGUUCGUGUAGCUGAUGGUAUCCCCUCUCUUGAGUACUUCCUGAGAGGACUGAUGGAGAAGCAAGAGUACUCAUUCCGUGUCAGAGCUGUAAACGUGGCAGGCGAGAGUGAACCUAGUGAACCAAGUGAUCCAGUUCUUUGCAAGGAGAGACUCAAUCCCCCAUCGCCACCAAGAUGGCUUGAAGUAGUUUCUAGUAGCAGGAAAAGCGCAGACCUGAAAUGGACAGAACCUGAGAGAGAUGGUGGCUCUCCAAUCACAAACUACAUUAUUGAGAAGAGAGAUGUCAGGCGCAAAGGCUGGCAGGCUGUGGACACCACUGUGAAAGAGCUGAAGUACACUGUCACCCCAUUGAAUGAAGGGGUUCUUUAUGUGUUCCGGGUUGCUGCAGAGAAUGCUGUUGGACCCAGUGAAUUUUGUGAACUUGCAGACUCUGUUCUUGCCAAGGAUACUUUCAGUUCCCCUGGACCUCCAUAUAAUCUGACCAUUGCUGAUGUCUCCAAGACUCAUGUUGACCUGAAAUGGGAUGCACCUAAGAAUGAUGGUGGAAGACCUAUCUUGAGAUAUGUCAUUGAGAAGAAGGAGAAACUUGGAACCCGUUGGGUGAAAUCCGGAAAGACUUCAGGUCCUGACUGCCAUUACAGAGUGACUGAUGUAAUUGAGGGCACUGAAGUGCAAUUCCAGGUCUCCGCUGAGAACGAGGCUGGAGUUGGUCACCCAAGUGAACCCACUGAUAUUGUGGUCAUUGAGGACCCAACAGGCCCACCAUCACCACCUCAGGAAUUGCAUGUCACAGAGGCAGCCAGAGAUCAUAUUUGUAUUGCCUGGAAGGCACCAGAAAAGAAUGGAGGAAGUCCCAUUAUUGGCUACCAUAUUGAGCUCUGUGAGGCUGGAACCGAGAAGUGGAUGAGAGUCAACUCUCGUCCUGUCAAAGAGCUAAAAUACAGAGCAGGGGAUGAAGAGGGCAUUGUUCCUGAGAAGCAAUAUACCUUCAGAGUCCGUGCUGUCAAUUCUGUCGGUGCCAGCGAGCCUUCUGACAUUUCUGAGAAUGUAUAUGCCAAAGAUUCUGACUGUAGCCCAACUCUUGACUUCCAGACCAAAGACCUUGUUGUUGUAGAAGGUGAAAAGAUGCACCUCCCAAUUCCAUUUAUGGCUGUGCCGUCACCUAAGAUUACAUGGCACAAAGAUGGAAAUGAGCUGAAGGCUGAUGACAGAACCUUCUUCAGAGCUGAGUACACAUCCUGCCAUCUGGAAAUCCCAAGCUGCUUACACGCUGAUGCUGGCCAGUACAAAGUUACCUUGGAGAACAGCAAUGGUUCAACUAGUGGAACAAUCAAUGUUAAAGUUAUUGGUCUUCCUGGACCAUGUAAAGAAAUUGUUGCUAGUGAAAUUACCAAGAGCACCUGCAAGGUGUCCUGGGAUCCUCCAGACUAUGAUGGUGGUAGCCCUGUUCUGCACUACGUGCUGCAACGCAGGGAAGCAGGCAGGAGAACCUACGUCAAUGUUAUGUCUGGAGAAAACAAAGUGAGCUGGCCGGUUAAGGAUCUCAUUCAAAAUGGAGAAUAUUACUUCCGUGUCAGAGCUGUCAACAAGAUUGGUGGUGGUGAAUUCAUUGAGCUUCGUAACCCUGUAAUUGCUGAAGAUCAGAAGCAACGUCCUGAUCCACCAGUCGAUGUGGAAACACACAACCCAACUUCUGAGACUGUGACCCUUACGUGGAAGCCUCCCAUGUAUGAUGGUGGAAGCAAAAUUAUGGGUUAUAUUCUUGAGAAGAUGAUGAAAGGGGAAGAGAAUUUCCAGAGAUGCAAUGACUUCCUUGUGCCAGUGCUGUCCUAUACUGUUAAGGGAUUGAAGCAAGGAAAACAAUAUCAGUUCCGUGUGCGUGCUGAAAAUGCAGCUGGUAUCAGUGAUCCUUCACGCAGCACACCUUUGAUCAAAGCCACAGAUGCAGUUGAUCGUCCAAAGGUGUUCCUUAGCGGUAGUCUACAAUCAGGCUUGUCUGUGAGACGAGGUGAAGAGAUCCGAUUGGAUGCCAACAUCUCCGGAUUUCCUUACCCACAAAUUACAUGGAUGAGGAACAAUUCAACCAUUUGGCCAGAGCCACUGAAAAAGAGACCAGAAAGGCCUAUUAAAAAGAAGAAGGAGAAAGAAAAAGAAAAAGAAAAGAAGGAAAAGAAAGAGGCAGAUGUAGAAAAGAAAGAGGCAGAUGCAGAAAAGAAGGAAGAAGACAAAGAGGCAAAGAAGGAGGAGGACAAAGAAAAGAAGGAGGAGGAAAAGGAGAAAGAAAAAGAAAAGGAGGUGGAGGAGCCAGAGGAGCCUGAAGAAGCAUACCACCCAAGCUUAAAUGAACGUCUUACCAUUGAAUCAAAGAGGCAGGGUGAAUCCUUCAUUAUUGUGAAAGAUACUAUCAGAGGUGAUCAUGGUGUAUUCACCAUAAAAGUGGAAAAUGAUCAUGGUAUUGCCUCUGCCUCCUGUGAAGUUAAUGUCCUUGAUACUCCUGGACCUCCAGUCAAUUUCAAAUUUGAAGAGGUAAGGAAGAACUCAAUCCUCUGUAAGUGGGAUCCUCCUCUGGAUGAUGGCGGCAGUGAAAUCAUUAACUACAUAUUGGAGCGAAAAGAUAACUCCAAGGCUGAGCUUGGAUGGGUCACUGUAACAUCAAUUCUUAGAGGUUGCAAAUUUCUAGUGCCAAAACUUAUUGAGGGCAAGGAGUACCUCUUCCGUGUCACUGCAGAGAACAAGUAUGGUCCUGGAACCCCAUGCAUCUCCAAACCUGUCAUUGCAAAGAAUCCAUUUGAUCCUCCAGAGGCGCCUGAGAAACCUGAAAUUACAGAUGUCACAGCCAGCAGUAUGCGUGUUACCUGGAUAGAACCCAAUGACAAUGGCAGCCCCAUUGAGGGAUAUUGGGUAGAGAAACGAGAAGUUAACAGCACACACUGGGCGAGAGUCAAUCGGACCAUGGUUCCUGAUUUGGAAAUAAAUGUAGAGGGCCUUUUAGAGGGUCUGACAUAUAUUUUCAGAGUCUGUGCAGAAAAUAUAGCUGGACCUGGAAAGUUCAGUCCCCCUUCAGAACCAAAAACAGCUCAGGCACCAAUCAUGCCCCCGGGUCCACCAAUUCCAAGAAUUGUUGACACCUCAGACUUUUCAAUUGAUAUUGAAUGGGAUCCUCCUGCAGACAAUGGUGGCGCAGACAUCUUUGGUUAUCAUGUUGACAAAGUUGUUGCUGGUACCAAGGAUUGGUCACGAGCCACAGAGAGACCAUGGAAGAACCGCACAUUUACAGUGUAUGGCGUUAGGGAAGGCGCUAAAUACAUUGUCCGUGUUGUGGCAGUCAAUUGUGCUGGUGAAGGACAACCUGGUUUUACAGAUGCAGUAAUUGUGAGAAACCCUGCAGUGGUUCCUGUCAUCGAGCUUGAUAUCUCUGUGAAAAAUGGCGUUGUUGUUAGAGCUGGAGAGAUGCUGAGAAUUCCAGCACAUGUGACUGGUAGACCUUUUCCAUCUUUGAAAUGGACAAAGGAUGAUGGUGCAUUAGAAAAAGAUCGUAUGGAGGUAGAAGAAGCUGGACAAGACAGCACUCUUGUAAUUAAAUCCACAAAGAGAAGUGAUCAUGGCAAAUACCAAAUCCAAGCAGCAAAUCCAAGUGGCAUUAAGUCUGCAUGGACCAGGGUUGAAGUUAUGGAUGUUCCUGGACCAGUUCUUGACCUGAAACCUGUUGUGGUUACAAGAAAGCUAAUGAUGUUGAAUUGGUCAGAUCCUGAUGAUGAUGGUGGUAGUGAUCUGACAGGGUUUAUCAUUGAAAGGAGGGAACCAAAGAUGCACACAUGGAGACAACCUAUUGAGACUCCUUCAUCCAAAUGUGAGAUUGUAGGUAUUAUUGAGGGACAGGAAUACAUUUUCCGUGUUGUGGCUAAGAACAAGUUUGGAUGUGGACCUCCAGUUGAUCUGGGACCAAUCCGUGCUGUGGAUCCUCAAGGUCCACCAACCUCUCCUGAAAAGUUCCACUAUACCGAGAGGACCAAGUCCUCUGUAACUAUUGAAUGGAGACCACCGCGUAAUGAUGGUGGUAGUCCAAUCAUUGGCUACAUCAUUGAGAAAAAGCGACAAGAUCAACCAGCCUUUCAGCGUGUCAACCCAGAGCUGGUCACUGCUCAAAUUUUGACAAUUGAAGAUCUUGAUGAGUUGCAUAUGUAUGAGUUCCGUGCAAAGGCAGUCAAUGCACUUGGUGAAAGUGAGCCUUCAAUUACCAUGACUGUUGUCAUUCAGGAUGAUGAAGUGGCUCCAAGUCUGCAUAUGCUGAAGCACUUCAAGGGUGAUUUGAUCCAAGUAAGGAAAAACGAACCUAUUGAGAUGCCUGCUGAAGUCACAGGCCUGCCAAUGCCAAAGAUUGAAUGGCUGAAGGAUGAUGUUGUUAUUGAAAAGUCCACUGAGAAACUCCUGAUAGAAACCAAAGAGAUUGACAGAGUGACAUCACAUACAAAACUCUCCAUCCCUGGAGUUACAAGACUGGACAAGGGCACAUACACUGUUACUGCCUCAAAUCGUUUGGGAACACUCAGUCAUUCCAUCACAGUGGAAGUAUUGGAUCGCCCAACACCACCAAGAAAUAUUGCUGUUUCAAAUAUCAAAGCUAACUCUUGCAACCUUACCUGGGAUCCCCCAUUGGAUAUUGGUGGCAGUGAGCUUACCAACUACAUUGUUGAGAUGAAAGACCUUAAUGUUGAAGAUCCUGAAAAGGCUGAGUGGGUGCAAGUUACUAACUCCAUUAUUGAGAAACGAUAUGGGGUAUGGAACCUGGAAACUGGUGGCAACUAUAAAUUUAGAGUCAAAGCUGAGAAUAAGUAUGGAAUAAGUGAGGCCUGUGAAACGGAAGAGGUUCAGAUUAGGGAUCCUUUCGCUCUGCCUGGCCCACCUGAGAAGGUCACUAUCGCGGAGCACUCUAAGACCCAUAUGUUACUGACAUGGGAACCACCAAGGGACAGUGGUGGUUCUAUGAUUACUGGCUACUGGCUUGAGAAGCGUGAAAAGGGCACUUCCUAUUGGUCUCGUGUGAAUAAGAUCCUGGUGUCAAAACGUGGCACGAAAGGCUGGGAAUACCAGGUUAACCGUCUCAUAGAGGGAACAGAGUAUGAAUUCCGUGCAAUGGCUUGCAAUUCUUCUGGUAUUGGACCACCUAGUGCCAUUUCUGAGUCUGCUGUUGCUGAUGAACCAUUGACUCCACCUAGCAUGCCAGCUGCUCCUGAGGUUGCUGACAAAACCAAGCAUAGUGUCACCCUUGCAUGGACCCCACCAGCUAAAGACGGUGGUCGCCCCAUCAAAGGUUACAUCAUUGAGAUCCAGGAUGAAGGAACUUCUGAGUGGGCCAGGAUCAAUGAUGCUGAAAAUCUGCAUCCUUCUACUGUGUUCACAAUUCCAAGCCUUCCAGAACUUAAGAAAUACAGAUUCAGAAUCAUUGCAGUCAAUGAAAUUGGCGAGUCUGAGCCAAGCCCCAGAACCACUGAAGUUCGCAUAGAGGACAUUCAAACUGCACCGAAGAUCUUCAUGGAUAUCAGUGCUCCUGAACUGCUGUGUAUCCGUGCUGGAUCUCCAUUUAAGAUUCCAGCUACCAUCACAGGACGUCCUGUUCCCAAAGUUACAUGGGAAUUUGAUGGCAAAGCAAAAACAGAAAAGAAGGAUCGUCUUCAUAUCUUACCAGUAGAUUCACAGGUUGAAUCUACUGACACUACCUCAGUUAUUACAAUUCCUGUGAGUUUGAGAAGCCAUUCUGGCAGGUACACAAUUACAGCAAAGAACAAAUCAGGACAGAAGCAUGUCAACGUCAGAGUAAAUGUGCUUGAUGUUCCUGGAGCACCUAAAGAGCUUAAAGUUACUGAUGUCACCAGAACCACAAUGAGACUCAUUUGGAAGCUGCCAGAUAAUGAUGGUGGUGAAAGAAUCAAGAGUUAUUUUAUUGAGAAGAAGGCUGUCAAUGGAAAGGCUUGGACAAUUGCCAACGCUGCCUGUGCCAGCAUGGCCUUUGUCGUGCCUAACCUCCUUGAGGGACAGGACUACUUGUUCCGUGUUCGUGCUGAGAAUCGCCUUGGCUUUGGACCAUUUACAGAGACCACAGAACCUGUUAGGGCAAGGGAUCCUAUCUAUCCUCCUGAUCCUCCAACCAAGGUGAAAAUUAACCUUGUUACGAAGAACACCGCAACCCUGACAUGGGAUCCUCCUAAGAACGAUGGUGGAGCACCAGUAAAGCAUUACAUCAUUGAGAGGCUGAGCUGGGAUACCAGUGGUCCACAGAAAGAGACUUGGAAACAAUGCAACAAGAGAGAUGUUGAAGAGACUACCUUCAUCGUUGAAGACCUUAAAGAAGGUGGCGAGUAUGAGUUCCGUGUAAAAGCUGUAAAUGAUGCUGGUGCAAGCAGACCCUCUGUUACUGCUGGACCAGUUGUCAUUAAGGACCAGACAUGUGCUCCAAGUAUUGAUCUUAGAGAGGCUUUAGAAGGUGCAGAAGGAUUUGAUGUCAACAUUUUUGCCAGGAUACAAGGCUGUCCAUUCCCAUCUCUUGUCUGGCACAAGGCUCCACAGGACAAGCCUGAUGACAAAGCUGCUGUACAGUAUGACAAACAUGUCAAUAAACUUGUAUCUGAUGAGAAAUGCACCCUGUUGAUUCAGCAGUCAAAGAGAGAUGACAGCGCAAUAUACACUCUCACAGCCACCAACAGUUUGGGCACAGCCACCAAGAGCAUCAAGCUUAGCAUUUUGGGACGCCCUGGUGUACCUGUAGGACCAAUUAAGAUUGGGGAAAUUUUUGCUGAAAGGAUUGGUCUCUCCUGGAAUCCACCCACAGAUGAUGGAGGUUCCAAGAUUACAAACUAUGUUGUUGAAAAGCGUGAGGAAAACAGAAAAACAUGGGUCCAUGUCUCUAGUGAUCCAAAGGAAUGCCAGUACACAGUACAAAGGCUAACAGAGGGCCAUGAGUAUGAGUUCCGUGUUAUGGCUCAGAAUAAAUAUGGAAUUGGACCACCCUUGUACAGUGAACCUGAGAAAGCACGAAACCUCUUCACUGUGCCUGGCCAAUGUGAGAAGCCAACUGUCACAGAUGUUUCAGUUGAAUCUAUGACUGUCAACUGGGAUGAGCCAGAAUAUGAUGGUGGCUCUCCAGUAACUGGCUAUUGGCUAGAGCGUAAAGAAACAACAGGCAAGCGUUGGACAAGAGUAAAUCGUGAACCUAUCAGAAUCAGGACUCUAGGAGUUUCCCAUAUUGUAACAGGCCUCUUGGAGGGUGCUAUCUACCAGUUCCGCGUUCUUGCAAUUAAUGCAGCUGGAAGCGGCCCACCUAGUCUUCCUUCUGAUCCUGUUCCAUGUAGAGACCCCAUAGCACCUCCAGGACCUCCAACACCAAAAGUAACAGACUGUACCAAGUCAACUGUUGAUCUUGAAUGGAUUCCUCCACUUAUUGAUGGUGGAUCUAAGGUCACAGGUUAUUUUGUAGAGUACAAAGAAGAAGGGCAAGAGGAAUGGGAGAAGGUUAAAGACAAGGAAAUCAGAGGGACCAAGUUUGUUGUUCCUGGACUUAAAGAGCUUGGACUCUACAGAUUUAGAGUGAGAGCCGUAAAUUCUGCAGGUGUGGGAGAACCUGGUGAGGUUUCUGAUGUGAUUGAAGUCAAGGACAGAACAAUUCCCCCUGAAGUAGACCUGGAUGCAACUGUCAAGGAAAAGAUUGUUGUUCAUGCUGGUGGGGUAAUCCGCAUCCUGGCCUAUGUGUCAGGAAAGCCUGCUCCAGAGAUUAUUUGGAAUAGAGACGAUGGUGAUUUGCCAAAGGAGGCUGCUGUUGAGACUACUUCUAUAAGUUCAUCUUUGGUUAUCAAAAGUUGCAGGAGACAACACCAAGGCAUUUAUACACUGACUGCUAAGAAUGCAGGUGGAGAGAGGAAGAAAGCAAUUAUUGUUGAAGUACUGGAUGUCCCUGGCCCUGUGGGUCAGCCUUUCUCUGGUAAGAAUCUCACCAAUGACUCUUGUAAGUUGACUUGGUACUCCCCAGAAGAUGAUGGUGGCUCAGCUAUCACCAACUAUAUAAUUGAGAAGAGAGAAGCUGACCGCAGAGGCUGGACUUCAGUGACAUAUACUGUCACAAGGCAUAAUGCUGUUGUCCAGGGUCUUAUUGAUGGCAAGGGUUACUACUUUAGAAUUGCAGCUGAAAAUAUUAUUGGAAUGGGUCCCUUCACUGAGAUUUCAGCUCCAGUCGUCAUCAAGGAUCCACUCUCUGUACCUGAGCGCCCAGAGGAUCUUGAGGUGACAGCCAUCACAAAUGAUUCAAUCAGUGUCGCAUGGAGACCUCCAAAGUAUGAUGGAGGUUCAGACAUUACAAGCUAUGUUCUUGAAGUUCGUCUCAUCGGACAGGACAAUUUCAAGAUUAUUGCCUCAGAGGAUAAACUCAUGGAACGUAAAUUCACACAUGUGGGUCUUAAAGAAGGUUCUUCUUAUGAAUUCCGAGUUAGUGCUGUCAAUCAAAUCGGUCAAGGCAAACCGUCAUUCAGCACCAAACCAGUUACAUGCAAAAAAGAGUUUGAACCACCAAACCUUGAUCUUGAGUUCCGUGAAAAGCUUAUUGUUCGUGUUGGGGAAACUUGCACUCUUCAAAGCCGAUACACAGGCAAACCAGCACCAACAAUUAAAUGGUUCAAAAAUGAUGAGGAGCUUCAGGCAAAUGAAGAAAUUGCUCUUACCAGCACAAAGAAUACAUUAUGUUUGACUAUUGCAAAAGUAAAACGUGAUCACAGUGGAAAAUACACUGUGGUUCUGGAGAACUCCAUUGGCUCACGCAAGGGCAUUUGUACUGUUAUUGUUGUUGACCGUCCACAACCUCCAGAGGGUCCUGUUGUCUUUGAUGAGAUUUACAGGAAUUAUAUGGUCAUUUCUUGGAAGCCCCCAUUGGAUGAUGGUGGAGCUGCUAUUUCUAACUACACUGUUGAAAAGAGAGACACCAACAGGGAUCUAUGGAUGCCUGUUACAGAAUCUUGCACAAGGACAUCAUGCAGAGUUCCAAAACUGAUUGAGGGAAGAGAGUACAUCAUUAGAAUUUGUGCUCAAAAUAUUCAUGGUAUUAGUGAUCCAUUGCUAUCUGCUGAAACAAAAGCAAAGGACGUUUUCAAGGUUCCAGAUGCACCACAGGCACCUGUGAUAAAAGAAAUCUAUAAAGAUACAGCUCUGAUUUCAUGGCUCCAGCCAGCUGAUGGUGGCAAACCAAUAACAAACUACAUUGUUGAAAAGAAGGAGACCAAGGCCAACAUGUGGUCUAGAGCUGGAAAAGACCGCAUUUACCCCAACACAGAGUAUUGGGUUCCUGAUCUUCUCAAGGGAUGUGAAUAUGAAUUCCGUGUCAUGGCAGAGAAUGUGAUUGGUGUUGGUGACCCCAGUCCACCUUCAAAGCCCAUCUAUGCCAAAGAUCCUAUUGUGAUUCCAAGCCCACCUGUACUUCCAGUAGCAAUUGACAAGACAAAAGAGUCUGUCACUCUUUCUUGGCAGCCACCAAAAGACUGUGGCAGAGGCAAAAUCUUUGGCUAUCUCCUUGAGUAUCAGAAAGCUGGUGAUGAGGAAUGGCUUCAAGUUAAUCAGACACCUGACUCUUGCCAGGGCACUACAUUCAAGGUUAUCAACCUUGAGGAUGGUGCACUUUACAGAUUUAGAGUGAAGGCGGUGAAUGCUGCUGGUGAAUCAGAGCCUGCAUAUGUCCCAGAGCCUGUUCGAGCACAAGACAGAUUUGAGCCCCCAGAACUUCAACUGGAUUUGGGCAUGCCUCGUGAAGUCAAAGCAAUGGCUGGAACCCAUAUUACUAUUAUUGCUGGAAUCAAGGGAAUGCCUUUCCCCAAAGUCACAUGGAAGAAAAAUGAAGCAGAUGUUCCUACAAGAGCAGAGAUUGAAACAUCUGGAACAGCAACCAAACUAGAGAUGCGUUAUUGCACCCGCGAAGAUUGUGGAGAUUACACACUGACUAUUGAAAAUCCAGCUGGAUCAAAGACAGCCACAUGCACCGUGCUUGUUCUUGACAAGCCCGGGCCAGUUCAGCAUCUCAGGGUAUCUGAUGUCAGAUGUGAUUCUGCACAGCUCUCUUGGAAAGACCCAGAAGAUAAUGGUGGUACACGCAUCACUAACUUUGUUGUUGAGAAAAAGGAUGCAGCAUCUGCACAGUGGGUGCCAGUCUGUUCAUCAUCCAAAAAACGUAGCAUGAUGGCUAAGCAUUUGAUUGAGGGAACAUCGUACAUGUUCCGUGUGGCGGCUGAAAAUCAGUUUGGAAGAAGCGAAUAUGUUGAGACACCAAAAGCUAUCAAAGCAAUGAAUCCACUGUUUCCACCUGGUCCACCAAAAGACCUGCAUCAUGUAGAUGCUGAUAAAACCGAGGUGUGGCUCCAGUGGAAUUGGCCUGAUCGUACCGGAGGAAGUGACAUCACAGGGUUCUUGGUUGAGUACCAAGAAGAAGGUGAAAGGGAUUGGAUCGUUUUUAAGACUGUCAGCAUUCCUGAGUGCCAUGUGACUGGACUGGAAGAAGGAAAGACCUACAGGUUCCGUGUUAAGACAGAGAAUGCAAUUGGCCUAAGUAGACCAGACACCACUGUGCCAGUACUUUGCCAGGAAAAACUAGUACCACCUAUUGUUGAGGUUGAUGUGAAGUUGAUUGAGGGAAUCAUUGUGAAAGCUGGAAGCACUAUUAGAUUGCCUGCCAUUAUGAGAGGACUUCCGGUUCCCACUGCCAAAUGGGUCAUUGAUGGAGAGGAAAUCAAGAGUGAAGGCAAUAUCAAAAUCGACACCGACAACUUCUCCACUGUUCUGAGCAUUGCUGAUUGCACAAGAAAUCACACCGGAAUCUAUAUUCUCACAGUCUCAAACUCAGCAGGAAGUAAGACUGUUUCUCUGAAUGUCACGGUGCUUGAUGUACCAUCUGCCCCAAUAGGUCCUGUUAAUAUCCAUGAAGUGACUCCUGAAUAUAUGGUCAUUGACUGGCGUCCUCCCAAAGAGGAUGGUGGAAGCCCUGUCAUGAACUAUAUUGUUGAGAAGAGGGAAUCAAAUAAGGAAACUUGGGGAGGAGUAAGUUCUGGCAGCACUGCCACAAGGCUCAAGAUUUCUCGUCUCCAGCAAGGAGUUGAGUAUGUUGUGAGAAUUCGUGCUGAAAAUAAAAUGGGAAUUGGUGCAGCUCUUGAAAGUGCACCAACUGUAGCCCGGCACCAGUUUGAGCCCCCUGGCCAUCCUGGAAAACCAGUUGCAUCUGAUAUUGCUGAAGAUGCACUCACACUUGGAUGGACAAUGCCACUGUUUGAUGGUGGUAGUCCAAUCAGUGGUUACAUUAUUGAGCGAAGACAUAAAGGAGGCAAAUGGAUUAGAGUGAAUAAAACACCCUGCAAGGACCUUAGAUACAGAGUGCUUGGGCUUUUUGAAAGUAUUGAAUAUGAAUUCAGAGUAUUUGCUGAAAACAUUGCUGGCUUUAGUGGACCUUCACCAAUCUCAGAUCCUGCCAAACCUUGCAGACAAGUUACUGUUCCAGGACCUCCAGUUAACCCUAAGAUAAAGGACUACAGCUGUACAUAUGCUGACUUAGUCUGGAUCAGACCCACAAGAGAUGGAGGCAGCCCAGUUAUAGGAUAUAUUGUUGAAUGCCAGAAAGGAGGUGCUGAGUGGGAGAAAGUCAAUAAGGAUGAUCUGAUUAAGCUUUGUGCUUAUAGAGUAAAAGGACUGACAGAGGGCACAGAAUACAGGUUCCGUGUUAAAGCUGUUAACAUGAUUGGAGAAGGUGAGACAAGGGAAAUUCCAGAGUCAGUUAUUGCUAAGGAUAUCGUCAUUCCUCCAGAAAUUGAGAUGGAUGCCACAUGCCGUGACCGUGUGACUGUCCGUGUUGGACAUAACAUUAAUGUUGUAGCAUAUGUGAAAGCAAGACCUGAUCCAGAAAUCACUUGGAGCAAAGGUGAAAGCAUUUUGGAAAAGGACAAGCGUACUACUCUGAUAAACAACUUCCCAGUAGUGCAAAUGCGUAUCAAGGAAGCAACCAGAGCAGAUCAUGGAAAGUAUAUACUUAAGGCUGCUAAUGAAGCUGGAGAGGCCUCAGCUACUAUUACUGUAAAUGUUCUAGAUAGACCUGGGCACUGCCGUAAUCUUAAGUUGACAUAUGUAAAUAAAAACUCUUGCAUGGUGGCCUGGGAUGCUCCUGAGGAUAAUGGAGGCACUGAGAUAACAAAUUACAUUGUGGAAUGUCGGGAGCCAAGUAUACGAGCCUGGUCAAUGAUAUCAUCUGACUGCACAAAUCGUAUGGUAAAGGCAAAGCUCAUGGAAAAUCAUGAAUAUUUAUUCCGUGUGUCUGCUGAGAACAAGUGUGGUCCUGGACCAGCAACAGAAACCAAAACUCCUAUCCUUGCAAUUGACCCACUUCAGAAGCCAGGUGAGCCAGAGAACUUCCACGUCAGUGAUAUCGGUAAGAACUUUGUUUUUCUUAAAUGGAGAAAACCAGAUUAUGAUGGUGGCAGUCCUAACCUGGGCUACCAUUUGGAGAGAAAAGCAAAGGAUGCUGAAGAGUGGGAGAAGGUACAUGAGGGAGUCCUGAAAGAGACGUUCUUCUUGGUAGACAAAUGUGUUGAGAACCACACCUAUCAGUUUAGAGUCCAGUCAACAAAUGAUGGAGGAGAAAGUGCCUGGGUUAAGACAUCUGAUAUUCUUGUCAAAGAAGAAGUUCAGAAACCAGUUCUUGACCUGAAAUUUGUUGGUACCAUUGUGGUCAAAGCUGGUGAAUCAGUUAGACUUGAGGCUGGUCUUAGAGGAAAACCACAGCCUGAGGUUACAUGGGUGAAAGACAAGGCUACAGGUGAUAACCCAAGGAUCAGCAUUGACACUGGAUAUGAUUACUCUAAGUUCCUCCUUACUAAAACCAAGCGUAGUGAUACUGGAAAAUAUGUGGUCACUGCUACAAACUCAGCAGGAUCAUUCACAGCAUAUGCCAAUAUUUCAGUUUUGGAUAUACCAGGACCUGUCAGAGAUUUGAAGAUUUCUGGAAUUUCCACAGAUAAGUGUAGAGUUGUAUGGGAUCCUCCAGAGGAUGAUGGAGGUUGUGAGGUGGACAGCUAUAUUCUAGAAAAAUGCGAGACCAGAAGAAUGGUUUGGUCCACUUACUCUGCCUCUGUUGUCACCAACUACUGUAAUGUAACACGCCUCGUUGAAGGAAAUGAGUACAUAUUCAGGGUCAGAGCAGAAAACAAAAUGGGAACUGGGCCACCAAUGGAGAGCAGGCCUAUUAUUGCUAAGACACAAUACAACAGGCCUGGUCCACCUGAUGCACCUGAGGUAACCAAAAUUGGUAAAGAUGAGAUGACUGUGGUAUGGGCUCCUCCUGAGAAUGAUGGUGGAAAGUCUAUAACUGGCUACAUUCUGGAGAGAAAAGAAAAGCGGGCUGUUCGAUGGGUCCCUGUCACAAAGAGCCCUAUCUCUGAGAGACGUAUGAAGGUUACCAAUCUGAUCCCUAACCAUGAUUAUCAAUUCCGUGUCAAAGCUGAAAAUGAAGUAGGAUUGGGAGAACCAAGCAAAGCAUCCAGACCAGUCACUGCAAAAGAUCCAAUUGAGCCCCCUGGUCCUCCUGGCAGCCUUAAAGUAGUUGAUAGCACAAAGACAUCGAUUACACUUAGCUGGACGAAGCCUGUGUAUGAUGGUGGUGCUCCAAUUAUUGGAUAUCUGGUUGAAAUGAGGGAUAAGGUGGAAAUGGAAGGUGAACAAGUGAGAGAUCCAGAGGAAGGCUGGAAGAAAUGUAAUACUUCUGGACAGCUUGUCCUAACUGAAUUUACAAUUCUUAACUUGGAUGAGAGACAGGAAUAUGAAUUCCGGGUGUCUGCUCAAAACCAAGUUGGCAUGGGCCGUCCUGCAAAACUCAAGGAAGCUGUAUCACCAAAGGAGAUCAAUGAACCCCCAGAGAUUGAUCUUGAUGCCAGUCUAAGAAAAGGCCUUAGCGUUAGAGCAGGAUGUCCUAUCAGACUUUUUGCGACAAUUAGAGGAAGACCAGCACCUAAAGUGACUUGGAAGCGCAUUGGUGUUGACAAUGUCAUUAGAAGGGGCCAUGUGGAUCAGAUCGAUACGAUGACCUUCCUUGUGAUUCCUGAGUGUUCACGUGAAGACUCUGGCAGAUAUUCUUUGACUCUUUCAAAUGCCUCUGGAGAAAAGGCUGUAUUUGUUCGUGUAAAAGUCUUAGAUACUCCUGGUCCUGUUGGUGGACUGGAGGCAUCUGAUAUCACAAAGACAACCUGCCAGCUUGCAUGGUUACCUCCAGAAAAUGAUGGUGGCAGUCCAAUCCUAAACUAUGUUGUUGAAAAGCGUGAGGUUGACCGGAAAACAUGGACAAAUUGCACAAAUGACUUGAAGAAGACAAGCUUCAAAAUCACAAAUCUGACACCAGGAAUAGAAUACUACUUCCGGGUGAUGGCAGUUAACAAGUAUGGCAUCGGUUUGCCUCAAGACUCUCCAAAGUCCUACCUUGCUGCAGAUCCCAAGAGUGAGCCUGAUCCUCCAAAGAAGAUGGAUGUAUUAGAAAUUUCUAAAAACAGUGCAACUCUUGGGUGGCUGAAGCCACUUAGAGAUGGUGGAUCUAAGAUUAAUGGAUACAUUGUUGAAUACCAGCAGGAUGGUCAACCUGAGGACAAAUGGACAUCAUACUCGGUUGUGAAAGACUUGACCAUUGUUGUAGCUGGACUGAAAGAAAACACUAAGUACAGAUUCAGGGUUGCUGCGAGAAAUGCAAUAGGAUGCAGUUUGGCAAGAGAAGCUGAGGGCAUAUUUGAGGUCAAGGAACAGCUGAUGGGACCAAAGAUCAUCAUGUCUGAUGUGAUUACAGCAAGAGCAGGAACUAAACUUAUAGUUGAGGCUCUUGUGUCCGGGAAGCCUGCACCAGUCACAAAAUGGAAAAGAGGAAAUGAUGAUUUAGUUACAUCUGAUCGUCUCUUCAUACAAAAAACACCAAGCACAAGUGUACUUUUGAUCAAAGAAGUUACAAGGAAGGAUAGUGGUUAUUACAGUCUUUCUGCUGAAAACAGCACUGCUAAGGUCAACCAGAUCCUCCGAAUAAUCAUUAUGGACAUCCCUGGUCCUCCACAAGGUCCUUUACAAAUUCUUGAGGUGGACGUAGAUGCCUGCACUCUUGCAUGGGAUUCACCUUCUGAAGAUGGUGGCAGUAACAUCACAAACUACAUUGUUGAGAAAUGUGAUGUGACAAGAGGUGACUGGGUCACAGUUGCAUCUUGCACCAAGACCAGCUGCAGAGUGGGAAAGCUCACAUGUGGCAAAGAGUAUGGCUUCCGUGUCCGUGCUGAAAACCGCUUUGGAAUUUCAGAACCCAUUUAUGCUGAUAAAAUCAUUGCUAGACAUCCAUUUGAUCCACCCAGUGAGCCAAGGAACUGUUGUGUCAACAAAAUCAGCAGGGACUUUGUUGUGUUGUCCUGGGAGAGACCGGUGAAUGAUGGUGGCAGUCCCAUCACAGGAUAUUGCAUUGAGCGCAAAGAAAGAAAUAGCCUCCUGUGGGUCAAGGCAAAUGAGGUCCUUAUUCGCUCAACUGAAUAUACGUGCUCUGGCCUCAUUGAUGGUCUGGAGUACACCUUCAGAGUGUCUGCUGUUAACAAAGCAGGACAAGGCAAACCAAGCAAACAGACCGAUUUUAUCACUGCGAGAUCUCCAGUUGAUCCACCUGGCAAACCCCAAGUUCUUGAUGUGACCAAAAAUUCUGUCUCUCUUGUCUGGAGCCGUCCAAAACAUGAUGGUGGAAGCAAACUCAUUGGUUAUUAUGUUGAAUCUCUAAAGCUUCCAGGUGACAAAUGGGUGCGUGUCAACACAAGCAGCCAAAAUGUACCAAAGGAAGAAUACAUUGUUCCUGGACUUGAGGAGGGAGCCCAAUACAAGUUCAGAAUAAUUGCAAAGACAGCAAUUAACGUCAGUCUGCCCUCAGAGGAAUCUGAUGCUAUCCCAGUUAUUGCAGAGCAUGUUCCACCUAGAGUUGAGAUUAGUCUUGAAAUGAAGAACUUAAUUGUCGUCAAAGCUGGAGCAAAUGUCAGCUUGGAGGCUGAAGUUUAUGGCAAACCAAUGCCAAAGGUCACUUGGAAGAGAGACGGCGUUCCAUUGAAAUUGGCUGAAGGUAUGAAAAUGACUCAAAAGGUGCAUCACUUCGCCUUGGAACUGUUCUCUGUGACAAGAAAAGAGUCUGGCGAGUACACCAUUUCUGCUGAGAACCCAAGUGGCACAAAGUCUGGCAACAUUAAAUUGAAGGUUCUAGAUAAACCUGGACCCCCAGCAUCAGUGAAGAUAAGCCAUGUAUUUGCUGACCGAGUGAAACUGAGAUGGGAGCCACCUCUUGCUGAUGGUGGUUCUGAAAUCACAAAUUACAUUGUUGACAAACGUGAAACAAGCAGAGCUAACUGGGCCCAAGUUACUGCUAACAUUAAUGGUCAGAUAACGGACUGUUCUGUGGAGAAACUCAUUGAAGGCCAUGAAUAUGAGUUCCGCAUCAGUGCUGAGAACAAGUAUGGUGUUGGAGACCCAAUUGUGACUAAUUCAGUGAUCGCCAAGAAUCCAUUUGAUGUCCCAGGACCGUGUGAACCUCCUGUUAUUACCAAUAUCACCAGAGAUCACAUGACUGUUAGUUGGAAGGCCCCUGCUGAUGAUGGCAAGGCCACCAUUCUUGGAUACUUGGUCGAGAAACGUGAAACUCAAGACCUCAAUUGGGCUAAAGUGAAUAGAAGACCAGUUAUUGACAGGACAAUUAAAGCUGGAGGCCUUACAGAGGGAUCGGAGUAUGAAUUCAGAGUCAUUGCACUCAAUAAAGCUGGUCUUGGCAAACCAAGUGAUCCAUCAGUUGGUGCUACUGCAGUGGACCCAGUGUAUCCUCCUGGACCCCCUGCUUUUCCAAAGGUUGUUGACUCUACACACAGUUCAAUCAGUUUGUCCUGGACCAAGCCAGCAUAUGAUGGUGGAUGUGAAAUUCUGGGCUAUCUUGUUGAGUUCAAGAGAGCAGAUGCAGAAGACUGGCUGAAGUGUAAUGUGCCAAAGAAUCUCCAGGCAACAAAAUUUAAUGUUACUGGUCUUUUGGAUAACACGGAGUACCAGUUCCGUGUUACUGCUGUAAACAAGAUUGGAUUUGGAGAGCCAAGUGAAGUUCCUGGAAAACAUAUGGCAAAGGACAUCUUGAUUGCCCCUGAGGCUGAACUUGAUGCAGAUCUCAGAAAAGCACUAGUUUUACGUGCUGGAGUCACAAUGAGAAUUUAUGUACCUCUGAGAGGACGUCCUGCUCCAAAGGCAACAUGGACUAAGGUCAAUGCAAACUUGAAAGAGAGACAAGGUCUUAUGAUCAAGACAACUGAAUGGGAUACCUUCGUUUAUUGUGAGGAUAUCAACAGAUAUGAUGCCGGCAAAUAUGUCCUAACUCUAGAAAACAGCAGUGGUACCAAGUCAUAUACCAUUGUUGUCAAAGUACUAGACACACCUGGACCCCCAGUCAAUCUGAUUGUUAAGGAGACCUCAAAGGACCAUGUAUCCAUUACUUGGGAUGCUCCGUUAAUUGAUGGUGGUAGUCCAGUCAAGAGCUAUGUUGUUGAAAAACGUCUGGCUGAGAGAAAGGCAUGGACCUGUGUUGCUCCUGAGUGUUCUAAGACAUCUUUCAGGAUUACUAAUCUCGAAGCUGGUAAAUCUUACUGCUUCAGAGUCCUAGCUGAAAAUAUAUAUGGCAUUGGUGAGGGUUGUGAGACAGCUGGACCAGUCAAAGCCUCAGAGCAACCUGGACCAGUUACAGAUUUUAAACCUUCAGAGAUCACCAAGAGUUCUUGCACUCUUGGGUGGAAGAAGCCAAUCAGUGAUGGUGGAAGCCAUGUUGUUGCAUAUGCUCUAGAGAUCAGUGAAGGGGAAGACAAAUGGAAGCUUGUAAUGAAGUCUAAGCUCACCCAGUACACAAUAAGUGAUCUUGUAGAAGGAAAGGAGUACUUGUUCAGAGUCAAGGCCAUUAAUGAAGCAGCUGAAGGACCACCAACUGAGCUCACUGUCUUGGCUAAAGAUCAAAUAGUGCUUCCACACUGUAACCUUAAAGGCUUGCCAGACUCUUGCUACGUGGCAAAGGAAGGAAGCACUGUUCGUCUUAAUAUCCCUAUUAUAGGUAUACCUGCUCCAGCAGUCACAUGGAAAAAGGGUGAUGUUACUUUAUCAGAUAGUGGCAGAAUCUCAGUUGAAUCAACUGCAACAAACACGGUCUUGCUGAUUCGUGAUUGCCAUAGAGGUGAUGCUGGCAAAUUCACUAUCAUUUUGAGAAACAGUGCUGGAACAGAGGAAUCAGCUAUUGACAUUAAAGUUGUUGGAAAGCCUGGAAUCUGCACCGGUCCUAUCAAAUUUGAUGAAAUCACAGCAGAAGCGAUUACUGUAGAAUGGGGCCCACCCAAAGAUGAUGGUGGAUCAGAAGUUAGCAACUAUAUUUUGGAAAAGAGGCAUUCUACUGCUAACAAAUGGGUCACAGUUGCUUCUGCGAUUCAGAAGAACUCUAUGAGAGUUACAAGACUUCAUGACGGAACAGAAUAUAUCUUCAGAGUUUGUGCUGAAAAUAAAUAUGGAGUUGGAGAGUUCCUCAGAUCUGAUCCAGUGUUGGCUAAACAUCCAUUCAAUGCACCAGGGGCUUCAGCACCACCUGAAGUUGUGAGCAUUCGUCAUGAGUCUGCUAUACUAACAUGGUCUGAUCCAAAAGAUACUGGAGGCUCUCCCAUCACAGGAUAUUACAUGGAAUUCAAAGAUAGAAAUAGUUUAAUGUGGAAGAGAGCCAACAAGACACCUUUAAGAGUGAAAGAAUGCAGAGUGACCGGUUUGGUUGAAGGCCUGGAAUAUGAAUUUAGGGUCAUAGCUAUGAAUGUGGCUGGACUCGGAAAGCCAAGCAAAACAACUGAAUCUCUUGUUGCUCUUGAUCCUAUUGAUCCACCUGGCAAACCUGAUGUGAUCAAUGUCACAAGAAACAGUGUAACACUUAUUUGGACUGCACCCAAGUAUGACGGUGGCCACAAACUGACCGGCUAUAUUGUUGAAAAAUUAGAGCAUCCUGGAAAGACAUGGAUGAAGGCUAACCAUGUGAAUGUCCAAAGCUGUGCAUACACUGUAACAGACCUACAGGAAGGCUGUACUUGUGAAUUCAGAAUAAGAGCUAAAAAUGCAGCUGGAGCUAUCAGUGCUCCCUCAGAGACAACUGAGCCUCUUGUCUGCAAAGAUGAAUAUGAACCGCCAACUAUUACAAUUGACCCUGAAAUGAAGGAUGGAGUGACUGUGAGGGCUGGAGAAACAAUUGUCAUCACAGCAUCAAGCAUUCUUGGCAAACCACCUCCUACAGCUGUGUGGUCUAAGGGUGGAAGAGAGUUCAAGUCCUCAGAUAUUGUCCAAAUCACAAGCACUCCCACAUCUUCAACUUUGUCUAUCAAGUAUGCCAGCCGAAAGAACACUGGAGAGUACACCAUUAGCGCAAGCAAUCCAUUUGGUAUCAAAGAAGAAAAAGUUAAAGUGAAAAUCCUGGAUGUGCCUGGACCUCCAGGUCCUAUUGAAGCCAGCAGUGUCUCUGCUGAAAAAUGCACAUUGACAUGGUUGCCACCAGAAGAAGAUGGUGGCUGCAGUAUCAAAUCAUAUACAUUAGAAAAGAGAGAAACCAGUCGCCUACUCUGGACAAAACUUGCUGAAAAUGUUAUGGAUUGCCGCUAUGUUGCCAGCAAGCUGAUAAAGGGAAAUGAAUACAUAUUCCGUGUUUUAGCAGUCAAUCAGUAUGGCACUGGGGAUGCAACACAGUCUGGACCAGUUAAAAUGGUUGACAGUUAUGGACCUCCUGGGCCACCAUCAAAACCAGAAAUUGAUAAUGUCAGUAGAAAUGCUGUAACAAUUUCUUGGAAGAGACCAACUGUAGAUGGAGGAAGUGACAUUAGAGGCUAUAGUGUUGAGAGAAAAGAGAGAAGAGGAAUGAGAUGGGUCAGAGCUUCUAAGAAGUCCAUUUCUGAUCUACGUUAUAAAGUAUCAGGCCUGUCAGAAGGAAUUGAAUAUGAAUUCCGCGUCACUGCAGAGAAUAAGGCUGGUUUUGGCGAGCCCAGUGAGCCAUCACAACCUGUAAUGACAAAGGAUAUUGCAUAUCCACCAGGGCCUCCAUCCAACCCACGAAUUACUGACACAACCAAAACAACUGCAACAUUUAACUGGGGUAGACCCUUCUAUGAUGGUGGUCUUGAUGUGACAGGAUACUUUGUUGAACAUAAAAAGGAAGGAGAUGAUGACUGGGUUCAAGACACAACUACUCCCUUGAGAAUAACAGAAUUUGUAGUUUCAAAUCUACAAUCAGGAGGAAGAUAUCACUUCCGAGUCAGAGCACAGAACUCAGAAGGUCUUGGUGAACCCUCUGAAGUUGAGCAAGUUGUUGAACUGGUGGAUCGAGAGGAUAUUCCUGACUUUGAACUUGAUGCAGAGCUGAGAAGAACACUUGUUGUGAAAUCAGGUGCUUCAAUUCGCAUAUUUGUGCCAAUCAAGGGCCGGCCAGCUCCAGAAGUAACAUGGUAUAAAGAAGAUGUACCUCUUAAAGGCCGUGCUCACAUUGACACUACUGAAUCAUACACUCUAGUAGUCAUCCCUGAGUGUACAAGAUAUGAUGCUGGGAAAUAUGUCCUAACAUUAGAAAAUGUUGCUGGAAAGAAGACUGGAUUUGUCAAUGUUCGUGUUGUGGACACCCCAGGACCUCCAGUGAAUUUGAAACCAAGGGAAAUCACAAAGCAUAGCAUUACUUUACAAUGGGAGAUUCCAAUUAUUGAUGGGGGUUCAAAGAUCACAAAUUAUAUUAUUGAGAAGCGGGAGGCAACACGAAAGGCUUACUCAACCAUCACUGCAAACUGGCAGAAAUGCUCGUACAAGAUUCCAGACUUGGAAGAGGGUGCUGAAUAUUACUUCAGAGUUUUAGCUGAGAAUGAAAGGGGUAUUGGUGAACCAGCAGAGACACCUGAACCGAUAAGAGCUUCUCAGGCUCCUUCUGCACCAGAUAAUCUGAUUGUUUCAGAUGUAUCCAAAGACACAGCAACUCUUGCAUGGACAAAACCAAAAUAUGAUGGUGGUAGUCGAAUUACUGGUUAUGUGAUAGAGGCUCAACUGAAAGAUUCUGAUCAGUGGACCCAUGUGACAACAAUAAAAGCUUUGGACUACACUGCAACAGAUUUGUUGGAAAAUGCAGAAUAUGUGUUCCGGAUCUUUGCUGUAAACAUGUCAGGCAGGAGUGAACCUCGUGAAAGUCGACCAGUUGUAAUUAAGGAGCAGACCACACCUCCAGGAUUUGACCUCAGAGGUAUAUAUCAGAAGAUAGUGGUAGCUAAAGCAGGUGAUAAUCUAAAAGUUGAGAUCCCUGUUCUGGGUCGUCCAAGACCACUUGUUGUAUGGAAGAAAGAAGAUCAGGAACUUAAACAAACACAGAGAAUAAACGUUGAAAAUACUACAACUUCUACUAUUCUCAACAUUAAUGAAAUUAAGAGAAAAGAUGGAGGACAGUAUUCCAUGACUGGAAAGAACAUCUUAGGAACAGUGACUGAAACCAUCACUGUUCAAGUACAUGAUAUUCCAGGACCUCCAACUGGACCAAUAAAAUUGGAUGAAGUUUCUUGUGAUUAUGUUCUAAUAUCAUGGGAAGCACCAGAAAAUGAUGGAGGAGUUCCUAUUAGUAACUACAUUGUUGAGAUGCGUGAGACCACUGGCACAUCCUGGGUGGAAUUGGCAGCAACUGUUAUCCGCACAACAUUCAAAGCUGCACGCCUUACAACUGGUAUUGAAUAUCAAUUACGUGUUAAAGCUCAGAACAGAUAUGGUGUUGGACCCUACAUAACAUCAGAACCGGUGGUGGCUGCUUAUCCAUUUGAUGUACCAGGACAGCCAGGAAUUCCACAAAUAGUUGCCUUCACCAAGGAUUCAAUGACAAUCAGCUGGAAUGAACCCUCUUCAGAUGGAGGUAGCCCAAUUUUAGGAUACCACAUUGAGAGGAAAGAGAAAAACAGCAUACUCUGGCAGAGGAUUAGCAAAGCUCUAGUCGUUGGCAAUAUAUUUAAAUCACCAGGUCUGAUGGAUGGCAUUGCAUAUGAAUUCCGUGUUAUUGCAGAAAAUCUGGCUGGUCUAAGCAAAGCCAGCAAGCCAUCUGAGAUGACAUAUGCACUUGAUCCCAUAGACCCCCCAAGUCAACCAGUGGCACUUAACAUAACGAGACAUGAAGUUACUCUUCAGUGGACAAAGCCAGAGGGUGAUGGUGGUUUCUCAAUAACUGGCUAUAUAGUCGAGAAAAAAGAGCUUCCUAAUGGUCGCUGGCUCAAAGCCAACUUCAGCAACAUUCAUGAAACAAAUUUUACUGUGAGUGGUCUCACAGAAGAUGCUUCUUAUGAAUUCCGUGUAUUAGCAAGGAACUCAGCUGGAGCUGUUAGUAAACCAUCUAAACCUUCAGAGGUCAUUGUCUGCAGAGAUGACAUUGAAGAACCGAAGAUUGAUGCUGAUGCAAGUUUCAGUAGUGUUGUGGUAGUGAAAGCAGGUGAUGUCUUCAAUCUAGAUGCACAUGUUACAGGUCGCCCAAUUCCAGUCUUGGUUUGGACUAAAGAUGGCAAGGAACUUGAAGACACUGGAAAACUAGAGAUCAAAACAUCAGAUUUCUAUACUUGCUUGAUUAACAAAGAUUCUUUACGUAGAGAUGGUGGUGCAUACACUCUAACUGCUAGCAAUCCGGGAGGAUUUGCCAAAUUUGUCUUCAACGUUAAAGUUCUUGACAGACCUGGCCCACCCGAGGGACCACUGCAUGUCACAGACAUGACAACAGAGAAAUGUAUUCUGACAUGGCUGCCACCACUUCAUGAUGGAGGAGGAAAGAUUGAAUAUUACAUCAUUCAAAGACGUGAAACAAGUAGACUUACAUGGACAAAUGUAGCCACAGAUUUACAAGUUAACCGCUAUAAGGUUACCAAAUUGCUGAAAGGAAAUGAAUAUAUCUUCAGAGUCAUGGCAGUUAACAAGUAUGGAGUUGGAGAACCUCUUGAAUCUGAUCCUGCUGUUGCCACUAACCCAUAUGUGCCUUCUGAUCCUCCACAAGCACCAGAAGUAACUGCUAUCACAAAAGAUUCAAUGGUGGUUUGUUGGGGACAUCCGGAAUAUAAUGGCGGAAGUAGUAUAAAUACCUAUAUCAUUGAGAGGAGAGAUAAAACUGGUCUUCGUUGGGUGAAAUGCAAUAAAAGGACUGUUACUGAUCUGCGCUUCAAAGUGUCAGGACUAACACCUGGACAUGAGUAUGAAUACAGAAUCCUAGCUGAAAACGCUGCUGGCUUAAGUGCACCAAGCCCUUCAAGUCCAUUUUACAAAGCAUGUGACACAAUAUUCCAACCCGGACCCCCUGGAAAUCCAAGGGUUUUGGAUACAACUAAGUCGUCCAUUACUCUUGCUUGGAAUAAACCAGUUUAUGAUGGUGGCUCGGAUAUCACAGGUUAUAUUGUUGAAACAUGCCUGCCAGAGGAAGAUGAAUGGACAAUUGUCACUCCAAAGGCAGGUCUAACAGCAACAUCAUUCACCAUAACCAACCUUAUUGAAAACCAAGAAUAUAAGAUCAACAUUUCAGCUCUUAACUGUGAAGGUGUUGGAGAACCAGCUUCUGUGCCUGGUUCACCUAAAGCAGAAGACAGAUUCCUUCCACCUGAAAUUGAGCUUGACUCAGACCUCCGCAAAGUAGUGAACAUCAGAGCAUGCAGUACCUUAAGAUUAUUUGUGCCAAUUAAAGGAAGACCUGCUCCAGAAGUCAGAUGGUCAAGGGAGAAUGGUGAACCCCUUGAUAGAGCAUCCAUUGAUAUUACAUCAUCCUUCACCACACUGCUGAUUGAGAAUGUAAACAGAUUUGAUGGUGGAAAGUACAUGCUAACAGUGGAAAACAGUUCAGGAGCUAAAACAGCAUUUGUUAAUGUCAGAGUUCUUGACACUCCUGGUGCACCACAAAACCUUACAAUCAAAGAAAUAACAAAAGAUUCUGUUUCACUCAUCUGGGAUCCUCCAAUCAUUGAUGGUGGAUCAAGAAUCAGGCAUUAUAUUGUUGAAAAACGUGAAUCUACAAGAAAAGCAUAUUCCAUUGUUAAUGCCUCUUGUCCCAAAACAAGUUGGAGAAUUGGAGACUUAAAAGAAGGAAGCUUGUACUGCUUCAGAAUUUUGGCUGAAAAUGAGUAUGGUGUUGGUCUUCCAGUAGAGACUACAGAAGCUAUAAAAAUCUCUGAGAAGCCUCUUCCUCCUGGAAAAGUGACUCUAAAACAAGUAACUGGCAACAGUGUAACACUUUCUUGGGAGAAGCCGGACCAUGAUGGAGGAAGCAGAAUAACUGGUUAUAAUGUUGAAAUGCAAUGGAAAAACAGUGAAAAAUGGACCCAAGUAAUGACUGUUAAAGUAACAGAGGCAGUUGUUGUUGGCUUAAUACAAGGUGAAGAAUACUCCUUCCGUAUUUCAGCAACCAAUGAAAAGGGAACCAGUGAUCCACGUUCACUUAAUGUCCCUGUGGUUGCUAUGGAUGUUGUUAUUGCUCCUGCCUUCAAACUUGUAUUCAGCACAUACAGUGUUCUGGCAGGUGAUGAUCUGAAAAUUGAUGUGCCAUAUGUUGCUCAGCCCAAGGCAGCAGUUACCUGGCAAAAAGAUGGUAUUGCUUUGAAAGAAACAACAAGAGUAAAUGCUGAAGUAGCAGAGAGACACCUUUACCUUGUGAUAAAAGAGGCAACACGGGAUGAUGUGGGCAAAUAUACUAUUAAACUGACAAACUCAGCUGGUGAAGCUACAGCAGACAUCAGUGUUAUUGUACUUGAUAAACCUGGACCACCAACUGGCCCAAUCAAAAUUGAUGAGGUAACUGCAGACAGUGUUACAUUAUCAUGGCAGCCUCCAGAAUAUGAAGGAGGCUGUAGCAUUAAUAACUACAUUGUUGAAAAGCGAGACACAUCCACCACAAACUGGCAGAUUGUUUCUGCAACAGUUGCAAGAACAACAACUAAAGCUGCAAGAUUAAAGACUGGCUGUGAAUAUCAAUUUAGAAUUGCUGCUGAAAAUAGAUAUGGAAAGAGUUCACUUCUUCUGUCUGCACCUGUUGUUGCACAGUAUCCCUUUGAGAUUCCCAAUCCACCAGGAACUCCUACUGUUCAGUCUGCUACUAAAGAAAGCAUGGUUAUUGUGUGGAACAAACCCAGUAGUGAUGGAGGAAGCAAGAUUUUGGGAUAUCAUAUUGAGAGUAAGGAAAGAAACAGCUUGCUGUGGGUGAAACAAAACAAAACGAUCAUUCCAGACACAAGAUUCAAGAUAGGUGGCCUUGAAGAAGGCAUUGAAUAUGAAUUUAGAGUUUAUGCUGAAAAUAUAGUUGGGCUAAGUAAAGCAAGCAAAGUAUCAGAAAUCCAGGUGGCUAGAGAUCCAUGUGAUCCUCCAGGCAAACCUGAGGCAGUGAUUGUCACAAGAAGCUCUGUAACACUCAGGUGGACAGCACCACAAUUUGACGGUGGCUGCAAGAUCACUGGAUAUGUCAUUGAGAAGAAAGAAUUGCCUAAUGGCCGCUGGAUGAAAGCCUCUUUCACUAAUAUCAUUGAGACAGAAUUUGUCAUCAGUGGCUUAGUAGAGGAGCAGCAAUAUGAGUUCCGUGUCAUUGCAAGAAAUGCUGCAGGUGUGUCUAGUACUCCAUCAGACAGCACUGGUGCAAUCACAGCAAAGGAUGAAGUUGAUCCACCCAAAAUUGACUUGGAUGCCAAAUAUUCUCAAACUAUUGUUGUUAAUGCUGGUGAAUCAUUUAAAGUAGAUGCAGGGAUACUUGGCAAACCUAUUCCUUCAGUUCAUUGGAUAAAAGCUGGUGAAGAACUUACAAAUACUGCAAGACUUGAGAUCAAGAAUACUGACUUCACAACUACUCUUAGUGUGAAGGAGGCUAUCCGUGUUGAUGGAGGCCAGUAUACCUUGCUACUGAAAAAUGUUGGUGGAGAGAAAUCUGUAAUUGUCAAUGUCAAGGUUCUGGACAGACCUGGGCCUCCAGAUGGCCCAAUUUCAAUCUAUGGGGUUACCAGUGAAAAGUGCUGCAUUGCCUGGAAAACUCCAUUGCAUGAUGGAGGUGCGGAGGUGUCUCAUUACGUUGUGGAAAGACGAGAGACCAGCCGUUUAGUUUGGACUGUUGUGGAAUCUAAGGUACAAACCCUCAAUCUUAAAAUUACAAAACUCCUUCCUGGAAAUGAGUAUAUUUUCAGAGUGAUACCUGUAAAUAAAUAUGGUAUUGGUGAGCCUUUGGAAUCUGAUCCAGUGAUUGCGGCAAAUCCAUUUGUCUCACCUGAUUCACCAAGUAAUGUUGAAGUGUCAAAUAUAACAAAGGAUUCCAUGGUUGUCACAUGGGAAAGACCCACUAAUGAUGGUGGUAACGCAAUUACAGGAUAUAUAGUUGAAAAGAGAGACAAAGAAGGUGUCAGGUGGACAAGAUGCAACAAACGUGUAGUGAGUGAACUACGCUUUAGAGUAACAGGUCUUCUUGAAAACCGAAGUUAUGAAUUCCGUGUGUCUGCUGAGAACGCAGCUGGGGUUGGUAAACCAAGUCCACCCACUGUGUACUUCAAGGCAGUGGAUCCAGUUUUCAGGCCCGGUCCACCAAACAACCCCAAGGUAAUUGAUGUCUCAAGAGCAUCUGUUUUCCUGCAUUGGGGCAAGCCAAUUUAUGAUGGUGGUUGUGAGAUUCAAAGUUACAUUGUUGAGGCCUGUGAAGUCACUAACGAUGAAUGGAUGAUGUGUACACCACCCUCAGGAAUAAUAGAGACAAGAUUUGAGGUGAAAAAACUGCUUGAAAAGCAUGAGUACAAAUUCAGAAUAUGUGCCAUAAAUAAGGUUGGAGUAGGAGAAACUGCUGAUAUCCCUGGAUCCAUUAUCAUAGAGGAUAAACUUGAAGCACCAGAUAUUGAUCUUGAUGCUGACCUGAGAAAGAUGAUCACUGUCAGGGCUGGAGGCUCUCUCAGAUUGUUUGUUCCUAUUCGUGGUCGACCAACUCCUGAAAUAAAGUGGGGAAAGGCUGAAGGUGAAAUCAAUGAAGCAGCUCAGAUUGAUAUUACAAGCAGUUUCACUUCACUCGUAAUUGAAAAUGUUAAUAGAUUUGACAGUGGAAAAUACACUUUAACUCUGGAAAAUGCCAGUGGAACAAAAACUGCAUUUAUUAGUGUCAGAGUAUUAGAUACUCCUGAUGCACCUGCAAACUUCCGUGUGAAGGAAAUAACAAAGAAUUCAGUCACUCUUACCUGGGAGCCACCUUUGUUGGAUGGUGGAGCUAAAAUAAAAAACUACAUUGUUGAAAAACGAGAGACUACAAGAAAGGUAUACUCAGCUGUUGCUACCUGCAACAAGAUGACAUGGAAAAUUGAACCACUCCAAGAGGGAAGCAACUAUUUCUUCAGGGUUCUUGCUGAAAACGAACAUGGAAUUGGAUUGCCUGCAGAGACUCUAGAACCACUGAAAAUCUCAGAAGUUCCACAACCCCCUGGUAAAGUUUCUGUUGUGGAUGUAACACGGAAGAGUGUUUCUCUCAAAUGGGAAAAACCAGAGCAUGAUGGAGGCAGCAGAAUUACUCAUUAUGAAGUUGAAAUGCAAGUUAAAGAUCAAGAUAAAUGGUCUCUUUGUGCUCAAGUAAAAUCCCUUGACACUGUUGUAACUAAUUUAGCUCAAGGUGGGGAGUACCAUUUUAGAGUCAUUGCUGUUAAUGACAAAGGAAAGAGUGAUCCCAGACUCCUGGCAAAUCCUGUCGUUGCAAAGGACCUUGCUAUUGAGCCCUCAGUGAGAACUAAACUUAGUACCUACAAUGUACAGGUUGGGCAGGAUUUGAAAAUUGAAGCACGAAUUGCCGGUCAUCCAAAACCAACAAUUACAUGGACCAAAGAUGGUUCAGCUCUGAAACAAACCACAAGAGUAAAUGUUGCUGACACUGCACAUCAUACCACUCUUACGAUCAAAGAUGCAACAAGAGAAGAUGGUGGUAUGUAUAACAUUGCUGUGGCUAAUGUACUUGGACAAAAGGAAGCCACUGUUGAAAUAAUCAUACUUGAAAAACCUGGCCCACCAACAGGCCCAGUCAGGAUUGAUGAAGUGAGUGCAGAGAGCAUUACACUGUCUUGGGACCCACCAACAUACACUGGAGGCUGCCAAAUUUCAAAUUAUAUUGUCCAAAAGAGAGACACCACCACGACAAACUGGGUAGUUGUUUCUGCCACAGUAGCAAGGACCACACUUAAAGUUGGUAAUUUAAAAACUGGAGCUGAAUACCAGUUUAGGAUCUUUGCUGAGAAUAGAUAUGGUAAAAGCUAUGGCAUUGACUCAGAUCCAGUUCUUGCCCAGUACCCAUUCAAAGAACCUGGGCCUCCUGGAACUCCAUUUGUGUCUGCAUUCACAAAAGAGUCUAUGGUAGUCGAAUGGCACAAACCAGUCUCAGAUGGUGGAAGUGCUAUUCUAGGAUAUCAUCUUGAGAGAAAAGAGAAAAAUAGUAUUCUUUGGACAAAGAUCAAUAAAAUACUCAUUCAAGACACCAGAUUUAAAACAUCUCCAUUGGAAGAGGGCAUUGAAUAUGAGUUCAGAGUCUAUGCUGAAAACAUAGUUGGAAUUGGAAAGUGCAGCAAAAUCUCUGAGGGUUGUGUAGCACGUGACCCAUGUGACCCACCAGGCACCCCUGUGCCAGUGAUUGUGACAAGGCACUCAGUGAAACUUAGAUGGACACCACCAGAAUAUGAUGGAGGCAGCCUUGUCACUGGAUAUGUUGUGGAGAAACGGGACCUGCCAGAGGGCCGUUGGAUGAAAGCUAGUUUUGCAAACAUUCUUGAAACUGAGUUUACAGUUACAGGCCUGACAGAAGACUACAAAUAUGAUUUCAGAGUUAUUGCCAGAAAUGGAGCUGGAUCGGUCAGUAGGCCCUCUGAGAGCACUGGCUCAAUUACAGCUAAAGAUGAAGUUGAACCACCAACCUAUGAGGUUGCCUCAGAAUAUAGCCAGAUUUUGACCGUGAAUGCUGGAGAUACAUUCACUCUGGAAGCAUCUGUACUAGGAAAGCCAAUUCCAACAAUGCAGUGGUUUAAGGCCGAUGUAGAAGUAGAAAAUUCUGCAAGAGCUGAGAUCAAGAACACUGACUUCAAAGCAAUUCUUGUUGUCAAAGAUGCCAUUCGAAUUGAUGGAGGACAGUACACAUUGCACCUUACUAAUGUGGCUGGAACAAAGUCUGUUUCCUUCAAUGUAAGAGUGCUAGAUAGACCUGGACCCCCUGAGGGGCCCUUGACUAUUUCUGGUGUAACAUGUGAGAAGUGUUCAUUGUCAUGGCUGCCUCCAAGACAUGAUGGUGGCAGUAGCAUUUCUCAUUAUAUCAUACAGAAGAGAGAAACAAGUCGUCUUGCUUGGACUGUAGUUUCAAGUGAUUGUGGAGCAACAAUGUUUAAAGUUACUAAGCUUCUAAAAGGAAAUGAAUAUAUAUUCCGUGUUAUGGCUGUCAACAAGUAUGGAGAUGGAGAACCACUUGAAUCUGCACCAGUGAUUAUGAGAAAUCCUUUUGUUCUACCUGGGCCACCUAAAGACCUAGAAAUAACAAAUAUAUCCCGGGACUCUAUGACUGUAUGCUGGACUCGUCCUGAGACUGAUGGUGGAAGUGAGAUUGUUGGUUACAUCGUAGAGAAGAGAGACAGAGCUGGAGUCCGGUGGACAAAAUGUAACAAACGCAGGGUCACAGACUUGCGCUUCAGAGUCACAGGCUUGACAGAGGAUCAUGAAUAUGAAUUCAGGUUAUCUGCAGAAAAUGCUGCUGGAGUUGGACAACCAAGUCCACCAACUGUUUAUUAUAAAGCCUGUGAUCCCACAUUUAAGCCUGGCCCACCAACUAAUGCACACCUUGUUGACACUACAAAGAAUUCAGUCACAAUUGCAUGGAGUAGACCAAUAUAUGAUGGUGGCUUAGACAUCCAGGGCUAUGUUGUUGAGAUAUGUAAAGCUGAUGAAGAAGAAUGGACCACAUGUACUCCACCCUCUGGAUUAAAUGAUACUAAAUUUACAAUUACUAAACUCACUGAACACCAAGAAUACAAAGUUCACAUAUGUGCCCUAAAUAAACUAGGUGUUGGUGAGCCAGUGGCCAUCCAAGGAACCGUCAAACCAGUGGAUAAGAUGGAUGCCCCUGAAAUUGAGCUUGACUCUGAGUUGAGAAAAGGUAUUGUUGUGCAUGCUGGAGGAUCUAUGAGAAUCAACAUACCAUUCAAAGGACGCCCCAUUCCUGAGAUAAACUGGACCAAGGAUGAGGGAGAUUUACCAGAUAAAGCCCAAAUAGAAAAGGGACCAGAUUACACUCAGCUAUCAAUUGAUAUAUGUGACAGAAAUGAUGCUGGGAAAUACAUUCUAACUUUGGAAAGUAGUGCUGGCACUAAAUCAGCAUUUGUGUCAGUAAAAGUACUCGAUACACCAGGUGCUCCACAGAGCCUUGUUGUGAAAGAUAUAACAAGAAAUUAUGCCACCCUAGUUUGGGAACCACCACUUAUUGAUGGUGGUUCAAAGAUAAAAAAUUACAUCAUUGACAAGAGGGAAUCAAAUAGACAGGGAUUUACAAACAUUACUACUAAGUGCUCCAAGACCAGCUUCCGUGUAGGUGAUCUGGCAGAGGGUGGUAUUUAUUAUUUCAGAGUCAUGGCAGAAAAUGAAUUUGGAAUCGGUCUGCCUGUAGAAACAGAAGAAUCUGUGAAGACAGCAGAUCCUCCUCUUUCUGUUGGCAAGGUAACUUUGACUGAUGUGACAAAAACCACAGCAUCACUUUCCUGGGAUAAACCAGAUCAUGAUGGUGGUAGUAGAAUCUUGGGUUAUUAUAUUGAAAUGCAGUCAAAAGGAUCAGAGGAAUGGACUGUUGCUGCAGUCACCAAAACAUGUGAGGGUACAGUGACCGGACUUAGUUCAGGACAAGAGUACCUCUUCAGAGUUUUAGCUUACAAUGAGAAAGGAAAAAGUGACCCAAGGGCAUUAGCUGCUCCUGUCAUUGCCAAGGAUGUAACUAUUGAACCAAGCUUCAAAAUAGUUUUUAACACAUACAGUGUUCAAGCUGGUGAAGAUCUCAAAGUGGAAAUACCAUUUAAAGGUCGUCCAACUCCAAAGAUUGCAUGGAUGAAAGAUGGACAAGCACUGAAAGAGACAACCAGAUUAAAUGUCUCAACCACGACAAUGUCAACAGUUCUUAAAAUUAAAGAAUCAAAUAGAGAGGACUCUGGGAAGUAUACAGUCACAGCCACAAAUAAUAUAGGUACGGUCACAGAGGAAGUUGGCAUAAUCAUUCUUGACAAACCAGGCCCACCAGUCGGACCAGUCAAAAUUGAUGAAGUAAGUGCCACCUAUGUUACCAUUUCCUGGGAGCCACCAGUAUACACAGGAGGUUGCCAGAUAAACAACUACAUAGUGGAAAAACGUGAUACAACCACUACUAACUGGCAGAUUGUUUCAGCAACCAUUGCUCGUACCACAAUCAAAAUCUCAAAGCUGAAGACUGGUUCUGAAUAUCAGUUUAGAGUGUUUGCUGAGAACAGAUACGGAAAAAGCACAUCAUUAGAUUCAGCACUAGUUGUGGUCAGUUAUCCUUUCACUGAGCCUGCAGCUCCUGGUGCACCAUUUGUUUCAUCAGUGACAAAAGACCACAUGACAAUUGAAUGGAAACCCCCCAGCAAUAAUGGAGGCAGCCCUGUUAUUGGGUAUCACCUGGAACGUAAAGAAAAGAACAGCAUCUUAUGGACUAAACUUAACAAGCUUCUUAUCACUGACACUCGAUUAAGAACAAAUGGUCUGGAGGAAGGAAUUGAAUAUGAAUAUAGAGUGUAUGCUGAGAAUAUUGCAGGAAUCAGUCCAUCAAGCAAAGUCUCAGAAAGUGUUGUUGCACGUGAUCCAUGUGAUCCCCCUGGAACUCCUGAAGCCAUUGUUAUCACAAGAAAUCUAAUAACUCUUCAGUGGUCUAAACCACAGUAUGAUGGUGGCAGUGCAAUUACAGGAUACAUCAUUGAAAGAAAGAAGCUGCCUGAAGGUCGCUGGAUGAAGGCCAGUUUCACAAAUAUCAUAGACACACAAUUUACAAUAACUGGAUUAGAAGAAGAACAAAGAUAUGAAUUUAGAGUAAUUGCCAGAAAUGCAGCUGGUAUUUUAAGUGCACCCUCUGAAAGCACUGGACCAAUUACUGCUCAGGAUGAGAUUGAAACUCCAUCUGUCUCCAUGGAUUCAAAAUUUAAAGAUGUUACCAUUGUAAAGGCUGGUGAAUCCUUUACUAUUGAGGCUGAUAUUGCUGGCAAACCUCUUCCUGAUAUUAUGUGGCUUAAAGAUGGAAAGGAAAUUGACAGUGCUACACCUAGAAUGGAGAUUAAAUCCACCAUCACAAGAACAGUUUUGACUGUUAAGGACUGCAUCAGAGUAGAUGGUGGUCAUUUCCUUUUAAGUCUCAGUAAUGUUGGUGGAACAAAACAGGUACCCAUUAAUGUAAAGGUUCUUGAUAGACCUGGUCCACCUGAUGGCCCUCUGAAAGUAACUGGUGUCACAGCAGAAAAAUGCUAUUUGCAUUGGAGCCACCCAUCACAUGAUGGUGGAGCUGGUAUUUCUCAUUACAUCAUUGAAAAAAGGGAAACUAGCAGACUGUCUUGGACAGUGGUGGAACCAAAAAUUCAAGCGAUCAGUUACAAAGUCACUAAACUCUUACCUGGUAAUGAGUAUAUAUUCAGGGUCAUGGCAGUGAACAAGUAUGGUAUUGGUGAACCACUUGAAUCUGAACCUGUCCUUGCAAAAAAUCCUUUCAACAAACCUGGACCACCUUCAACUCCAGAAGCAAGUGCAAUCACCAGAGACUCAAUAGUCCUCACAUGGGAACGGCCAGAGGAUGAUGGUGGGUCACAAAUUGAUGGUUAUGUUCUUGAGAAACGUGAUAAAGAGGGAAUCCGAUGGACAAAGUGUAACAAGAAAAGACUAAAUGACUUGAGAUUCAGAGCCACUGGGCUUACAGAGGGGCACUUCUAUGAAUUCAGAGUAUCUGCUGAAAAUUCUGCUGGUGUGGGCACACCAAGUGAACCAUCUGAAUAUUACAAAGCUUGUGAUGCAACUUAUCCUCCUGGUCCUCCUAAUAAUCCUAAAGUGACUGACCACUCAAGCACAACUGUUUCCUUGGCAUGGAGUAGACCAAUUUAUGAUGGUGGUGCAGCAGUCUCAGGAUACAUUGUUGAGGCAAAGGAAGUUAGUGAAGAUGAAUGGACUGUGUGCACUCCUCCAACUGGUGUGCAAACAACUCACUUCACAGUCAAAAAAUUAAAGGAAAAUGCAGAAUACAACUUCCGUAUUUGUGCAAUUAAUAUUGAGGGGGCUGGAGAACAAGUUGAUGUUCCAGGAUCUGUAAUUGCUGCUGAAAAACUUGAAGCUCCUGAGAUAGAACUUGAUGCAGAUCUUAGGAAAUGUGUGACUGUGCGUGCCAGUGCAACACUACGCUUAAAGGUCACCAUAAGGGGAAGGCCCGAGCCAGAGGUUAAGUGGACAAAGGCAGAUGGUACCUUACCAGAGCGUGCUCAAAUUGAAGUUGCAGGCUCUUACACUGUGCUUGUUAUUGACAAUGUUAAUCGAUUUGACACAGGAAAAUAUGUUGUGACCCUUGAAAACAUCAAAGGCACAAAAUCUGCAUUUAUUAAUGCCAAAAUCCUUGACUCUCCAAGUGCUCCAGUGAACUUUGAAAUUAGGGAUGUAAAGAGAGACUCUGUUCAGCUACAAUGGGAGCCUCCACAAAUUGAUGGUGGAGCCAAGAUCACCCAUUACAUUGUUGAGAAGCGUGAAUCUAAAAGGCUGGCAUACACAACUGUGACAAACAACUGUGUCAGAAAUUCAUUCAAGGUUGAUGAUCUCCAAGAAGGAGGUCUUUACCACUUCCGUGUAUUGGCUGUGAAUGAACUUGGUGUUGGUUUGCCUGCAGAGACCACAGAGGCUAUCAAAGUUUCUCAAGCACCCUUACCACCUGGUAAAAUUACAGUUGUUGAUGUAACUCGCCACACUGUUACUCUAGCAUGGGAAAAGCCAGAUCAUGAUGGUGGCAGCAAAAUCACAGGCUACACGGUUGAAAUGAUGACUAAGGGAUCAGAUAAAUGGACAGUAUGUGCUACAGUAAAGGCACUAGAAGCCACAAUUGAAGGACUUACAACGGGAGAGGAAUACAGCUUCAGAAUUACAGCACUUAAUGACAAAGGAAAGAGUGAUCCUAAACCACUGGGAGCACCUGUUGUGGCAAGAGAUAUUACUAUUGAACCCAUUAUUGAUUUGCUGUUUAAUACCUACAGUGUAAAAGCUGGAGAUGAUCUCAAAAUAGAUGUUCCAUUCAGAGGCAGACCUUCUCCAGAGGUUUUAUGGAAAAAGGAUGGUCAUUCAUUGAAGCAAACAACCAGAGUUAAUGUUCUGACAUCAAAGACAGCAUCCAAGAUUGUCAUCAAGGAUGCAACAAGAGAGGAUGCUGGAAAAUAUGAAAUUACUUUAGCCAAUUCAAUUGGUGUUAAAUCAGCAGAAAUAUCUGUCAUUGUUCUUGAUAAACCGGGUCCACCAGGUGCAAUCAAGGUCGAGGAAAUAAGUGCUGAUUUUAUUUCACUAUCAUGGGACCCUCCAAUUUAUGAUGGUGGCUGUCAAAUUAAUAAUUAUGUAGUUGAGAAGAGAGAUACAACCACUACAGCAUGGCAAAUUGUUUCAGCAACAGUUGCAAGAACAUCAAUCAAAGUAACUCGUUUGACACAAGGAACAGAAUAUCAGUUCCGUGUUGCUGCAGAGAACCGUUAUGGUAAAAGCCAUGCAGUUGACUCUGCCCCAAUUGUUGCACAGUACCCUUUCACACCUCCAGGCCCUCCAACCAGUCUUCAAGUUUCUCAUGCCACUAAAUCAGGAAUGCUAGUUACCUGGAACAGACCAUCAAGUGAUGGUGGAAGUCCAGUCAUUGGAUAUCACUUAGAAUGCAAAGAUCAGAGCAGCAUUCUCUGGACAAAGAUGAACAGAGGACUUAUUACAGAAACUCAGUUCAAAGUAACUGGUUUGGAAGAAGGCCUCUUAUAUCAGUAUAGAGUAUAUGCUCAAAAUAUAGCUGGCAUUGGACCUUGCACAAAGGCAUGUGAUCCUGUUUCUGCCCGAGAUCCAUGUGCGCCUCCAGGUCAGCCAAUAGUUAUGAACAUCACAAGAACAUCUGUUUCUCUCUCGUGGGCAAAACCUGAGUAUGAUGGUGGAGCUAAGGUGACUGGUUAUAUUGUUGAACGCAGUGAACUUCCAGAUGGUCGGUGGUUAAAGUGUAAUUUCGCCAAUCUUCAAGAAACAUUCUUUGACAUCACUGGUCUAAUUGAAGAUCAAAGAUAUGAUUUCCGUGUAAUUGCUAAGAAUGCAGCUGGCUUACUCAGUGAACCAUCAGAGGGUACAGGACCUGUAACUGUAAAGGAUGAUGUUGAUCCACCACGCAUCACAAUUGAGGACAAGCUAAGACAACUGGUUGUAGUGAAAGCUGGAGACAUACUGAGAAUUGAUGCUGAAAUAUCAGGACGUCCAAUUCCUGUGAUUUCAUGGGCAAAGGAUGGAAAAGAAAUUGAAGCCAAGGCCAGAUUUGAGAUUUCAUCAACACUAACUAGUACAACUCUAAUUGUGAGAGAUGCUAUUAGACGAGACUCAGGACAGUAUGUUCUAACAUUGCAAAAUGUUGCAGGCACCAGAUCUUUAGCCGUAAACUGUAAGGUGCUGGACAGGCCUGGCCCAUCAUCUGGACCAUUGGAAGUAACUGGUUUGACUGCAGAGAAAUGUACAUUGGCCUGGGGACCACCUCAAGAAAAUGGAGGUGCUGAAGUUCAGCACUACAUAGUUGAGAAACGUGAAACAAGCCGGCUUGCCUGGACUCUGGUCUAUGCAGACAUGAAGGCCACAACAUGUAAAGUAACAAAACUGCUCAAAGGUAAUGAGUAUAUAUUUAGAGUUCGGGGAGUUAAUAAAUAUGGAACAGGUGAAGCUCUAGAGAGUGAUCCUGUUAAGGCAAUGGAUCCAUUUAAAGUCCCUGCUGCACCAACAGAUGUUGAAGUCACCAGUGUUACAAGUGAAGCAAUGACAAUUUGCUGGGAAAGACCUGUCUCUGAUGGAGGCAGUAGCAUUUCUGGCUAUGUAAUUGAGAAACGUGAGAAAUCUGGUCUUCGUUGGGUACGUGUCAACAAAAAGCCUGUUUAUGACUUAAGAGUAAAAGCUUCCAAUCUUCGUGAAGGGUGUGAGUAUGAAUACAGAGUAUUUGCUGAGAAUGCUGCUGGUUUGAGUGCACCAAGUGUACCUUGUCCAUUGACAAAGGCAGAGGAUCCUUUGUUCCUACCAUCACCUCCAGCUAAACCUAAAAUUGUUGAUUCUUCUAAAACAUCAAUAACACUGUCUUGGAACAAGCCAUUAUUUGAUGGUGGCUCUCCAGUUACAGGAUACAUGGUGGAAUACAGGAAAACCAAUGAUGAGGACUGGACAGUUGGUGUCAGUAACACUAAGAGCACAGAGUUCACAGUGGUGGGACUCACAUCAGGAGAAGAGUAUAUCUUUGUAGUCAGAUCAAUUAACAAGAUUGGUCCAAGUGAGCCAAGCCCUGAAACUGAUCCACAGAUAGCAAAGGACAGAGAAGAUGAGCCAGUUUUCUUAAUCAGUAAUGAAAUGAGGAAGACACUGAUUGUCAAAGAUGGCAGCUCAUUUACCCUUAGAGUCCCAUUCAAGGGGAAGCCUGUCCCACAUGUAAUGUGGAACAAACCAGAUGUUGAUCUGAGGGUAAGGGCAGCUAUUGAUACAACUGAUAACUACACAUCUAUCACAAUUGAGCAAGCAACAAGAGAUGACUCAGGGAAAUACACUGUAACCCUCCAAAAUGUUGCUGGAACUGCAACACUGACAUUGAGUGUAAAGGUCCUUGAUUCUCCAGGCCCACCAGCCCGCAUUGAAGUAAAGGAAGUCACCAAGAGCUCUGCAACUAUUUCAUGGGAUACUCCUGAGAAUGAGGGUGGUGCUCCAGUCAAGAACUACCUUGUUGAUCUCCGCGAGGCAACUAAAAUGGGCUGGACCAGGAUUACAGAUAGUUGUCCAAGGUUGACUUAUAAACUGAAUGACCUUCAAGAAGGGGGUGUUUAUUAUUUCAGAGUUACCGGUGAAAAUGAGUAUGGUGUAGGAGUGCCACUUGAGACUAAAGAAGGAACAAAGAUUACAGAAAAACCAAGUCCACCACCCAAGCUUGGAGUCACUGAAGUCACAAAAGACAGUGUCUCACUAGCAUGGCAUAAACCAGAACACGACGGAGGUAGCAGAAUUACAAAUUACCUGGUUGAGGCUCUUGAAAAAGGACAACAAAAGUGGAUAAAGUGUGGUUCCACCAAAUCAACUCACUUUGUUGUCUCUGGAUUGAGAGAGAAUGCUGAAUACUACUUCAGAAUUCGGGCCGAAAACCAUGCUGGACUUAGUGACCCGAAAGACAUGGUUUUACCUGUGCUUGUAAAAGAUCAGAUGGAGGCUCCUGAAAUUAACAUGAAGGACUUCCAACACAACACUGCCUAUGUUAAAGCAGGUUCAAAUCUCAAGAUUGAGAUCCCCCUCACUGGUAGACCAUUACCAAAAGUAUCCCUCUCUAAGGAUGGACAGGUUCUAAAGUCAACCAUGAGAUUCAACUAUGAAGUGACAACUGACUCCCUUAUCUUGUUUUUACGUGAGAGUGUUGCUUUGGACACAGGCAGAUAUGAUAUCACAGCCUCCAACUCCACUGGGACCACAAAGUCUUUUGUGAACAUUGUGGUCCUUGACAGACCAAGUCCACCAGUUGGCCCUGUUGAAAUGUAUGAUGUCACAGAGGACAGUGUCAGUCUGAAGUGGUUGCCUCCCACAUAUGAUGGUGGUAGCCCAAUUACUAACUACAUCAUUCUCAAACGUGAGACGACUACUGCAAACUGGAUAGAAGUCUCAUCUGCUGUUGCAAGGUGCACAAUCAAGAUCAUGAAGCUAAUUACUGGAAUUGAGUACCAGUUUAGAAUCAGGGCUGAGAAUCGCUUUGGCAUCAGUGACCACAUUGAUUCACCGACUGUUACAGUCAGUCUUCCAUACACACUCCCCGUGGCACCUUCACAACCAUGGAUGUCAGCUGUAACAAAGGAAAGCAUUACUGUUAACUGGAAGGAGCCAUCUUCGGAUGGUGGAAGCCAUGUAUUUGGAUACCACCUUCAGAUGAAAGACAGAAACAGCAUUCUUUGGCAGAAAGUUAACAAAACUGUUAUCCGUGCUACACACUUCAAAGUAUCAAAUGUGAACGCUGGUCUGAUCUAUGAGUUCAAGGUUGCAGCUGAAAAUGCUGCUGGUAUUGGUCCAGUUAGCAAGACCUCAGAUCCUGUGCUUGCAAUUGAUGCUUGUGAAUCUCCAGACAACCUUAGAGUGACUGAUAUCACAAAGAGUUCGAUUAGCAUUGCCUGGCAGAAACCCUCAUAUGAUGGAGGAAGUAAAAUUACUGGAUAUUUGAUUGAAAGGAAAGAUGGACCGAAAGGCAGAUGGUCAAAAGCUAAUUUGACCAAUGUUACUGACACAAAGUUCACCAUAUCAGGCUUGACUCAGAAUGAAUCUUAUGAAUUCCGGGUCAUGGCUAAGAAUGCAGUUGGCUCCAUUAGUACCCCAUCAGCAACUGUUGGACCAGUCACAUGCGUGGACACUUAUGGUGCCCCUGAGAUUGAACUUCCUCAAGAAUAUCUUGAUGUUGUAAAAUACAAAGCAGGUGCUACAGUUCAACUUAAAAUUGGUAUUAUUGCUAAACCUCAACCAACAAUUGAAUGGUACAAAGAUGGAAAAGAACUAGAGUCUGGAGCUCAGAUUUCUAUCUCCAACACCACUGAGUCUGCAUGCAUCUCAGUCAGGGAAGCCACCCGUCUGAAUACUGGAACAUAUGAACUUAAGAUCAAGAACUCUUUAGGCUCAGCAUAUGCUGCUGUCAGAGUACUUGUCCAAGACAAACCAGGUCCCCCUGCUGGAGACAUACAGUUCAAGAAAGUCACAGCAGAUACUAUGACUAUCAUGUGGGAUCCUCCAGCUGACGAAGGUGGUGCAAUGGUUACCCACUAUAUUGUGGAGAAACGUGAAACAAGCAGAAUUUUGUGGUCCAUUAUCUCAGAAAAACUAGAAGACUGCAUUGUCACAGUCCCAAGGCUAAUUAAGGGCAAUGAAUACAUAUUCCGUGUCCGUGGUGUGAACAAAUAUGGAGUUGGAGAUCCUUUGGAAUCUAGACCAGUAGUUGCACAGAAUUCCUUUGUUCCUCCUAGUCAGCCUUCUAAACCACAAGUCACUAUGAUUACAAGAUCAACAAUGACUGUGGUAUGGGAAAGACCAAGUUUGGAUGGUGGCAGUGAUAUUGAUGGAUAUUACUUAGAGAAGUGCGAGAAGAAAAGUCUACAGUGGUUCAAGGUUAUUAAAGAUCCAAUUCGUGAUACCAGACAGAAAGUCAGCAACCUCACAGAAGGAAAUGAGUAUCAGUAUCGUGUCUGUGCAAUCACCAAAGCUGGAGCGGGCCCAUAUUCUGAUGUGUCCAUCUUCUACAAAGCUUAUGACCCAAUUGAUCCACCAAGUGAGCCAACCAAGCUCAGAGUUGUUGAUUCAACAAAGACAUCCAUUACCCUUGGAUGGGUGAAGCCUGUCUAUGAUGGUGGCAGUGAAAUCACAAGCUACGUUGUCGAACAAAGAAUGGCUGAUGAGACAGAAUGGAUCACUAUAAGUUCUAAAGGAGAAGUAAGGACAACUGAGUUUGUAGUAUCUCACUUGAAACCUGGAGUGUACUACUUCUUCCGUGUCUCUGCUGUUAAUUGUGUUGGAACUGGACGUUCAAUUGAGAUGAUGCAGCCAGUGCAAGCCAAAGAUAUUCUAGAGGAGGCGGAUGUGGAUCUUGACAUGGCAAUGUCAACUCAGUACAUAGCAAAGGCUGGUAGAGAUGUGGAGAUUGUAAUCCCUCUUAAGGGUAGACCUGCUCCAAAUGUAACAUGGAGGAAGGGAGACAAGAACAUUGGUGGUGAUGCAAGAUAUGCCAUCAAAAACACAGAAUACUCAACUACACUCAUCAUUCCAAAGGUCACAAGGGAUGAUACUGGCAAAUAUCUUCUUGAAAUUGAAAAUGGGGUCGGAGAGCCAAAAAUCAUCACUGUGUCCGUUAAAGUAUUGGACACACCAUCUGCUUGUAAUAGGUUGAUAGUGAAGAAUGUAACACGAGGUAAACUCACUCUGAGCUGGGAACCACCUUUUAUUGAUGGUGGUUCUCCAAUCACAAAUUACAUUGUUGAAAAGAAGGAUGCUAAAAUGAAGGCAUUCACCAUUGUGACAAAUGAAUGUGCCAAUACAACAUACAAGGUUGAUGGUCUGUCUGAAGAAAUUUCCUAUUUCUUCCGUGUUUCUGCUGAAAAUGAAUACGGCGUUGGUGAUCCUUGUGAAACUGCACAGCCUGUGAGAGCAACUGAGAUGCCUGGUGCUGUAAAAGAUCUUGUACUGGUCGACUCAACUAAUACAUCUGUAUCGUUGGCAUGGACCAAGCCUGAUCAUGAUGGUGGCAGCCACAUUUCUGAGUACAUUAUUGAGAAGAAGACAAAGGAAGAAGAAACUUGGAGCAUUGGUGGUACAUGCAGAUGUUGCCACUAUGAGGUAACACACCUGAAAGAGCUUUCAGAAAUUUACUUUAGAGUUUUUGCGAAAAAUGAGAAGGGUCGCAGUGACUUCUCUCAAAUUGGACCCGUCACUGUAAAGGACUUCCUUAUACCGCCUGAGGCUAACCUUAUCGACUAUCCUAAUGCAGAAUUAAGUGUUCGCAUUGGACAAAAUGUAAAUAUUGACUUGCCCUACAAAGGUAAACCUAAACCAACUAUUCAGUGGAUGAAAGAUGAUGUGCCACUCAAGGAAAGUGAACAAGUUCGUUUCAGGCAAACAGAAAACAAGGCAAGUCUCAUUGUAAGAAAUGCAAGAAAGGACAACGCAGGAAAAUACACAUUGGUCCUUGAUAACAAACUUGUCAAGAACUUCUUUGACAUCAAAGUGAUUACACUUGGGCCACCAUCUCAGCCUAUAGGCCCAAUCCGUUUUGAUGAAAUUAAAGCUCAGAGUAUUAUCAUCUCAUGGGAUGAACCCCAAGAAGACGGUGGAGGAGAGGUCACCUGCUAUAGCGUAGAAAAGCGAGAGACAUGUCAAGCAGCAUGGAAGAUGGUUUGCUCUAGUGUGGUCAGGACCACAUUCAAGAUACCAAAUUUGGUUAAGGGUACUGAAUACCAAUUUAGGGUACGUGCAGAGAACAAAUAUGGAGUGAGCGAGCCUCUAACCUCAUCAGAUGUGGUUGCUCAACACCAGUAUAAGCCACCAGGUCCACCAGGAAAACCUGUAGUUUUCAAUGUUACAAGUGAUGGCAUGACUGUUCAGUGGGAUGCCCCAGGCUUUGAUGGUGGUUCUCCAAUCACUGGAUACCAUCUUGAGAAAAAAGAUAGGAACAGCUUAUUGUGGAUGAAAGUGAAUUCCAAUGUUAUCUCUGGAAGAGAAUACAGAGCCAUUGGACUUAUUGAAGGUCUGGAGUAUUCAUUCAGAGUUUAUGCAGAAAACAAUGCCGGCAUGAGUCCAGUCAGUGAACAAAGCAAGCACAAACUAGCAAUUUCCCCUGUUGAUCCUCCUGGCACCCCUAACUGCAUUGAUGUUACAAGAGACUCUGUAACGCUUCAGUGGGAACCACCAAAACGUGAUGGAGGCAGUAGAAUUGUGGCAUACAGUGUUGAAAGACGUCAAGGAAGAGCACGUUGGUUGAGAUGCAAUUUCAUUGACAUUAGCGAAUGUCAGUUUACAGUAACAGGCCUUCCUGCUGGUGAUCGCUUUGAAUUUAGGGUAAUUGCCAGGAAUGCUGUUGGAACAGUUAGUCCACCCUCUCAGUCAUCUGGCUACAUCAUGACCAAGGAUGAAAGUGUCAUCCCUGAGAUUGAGUUUGAAGCUGAAAAGUCCCUCACCAUCAAGGCAGGAGAAAAUAUUAAACUCAGCUGCAGUAUACGUGGACGUCCUGUACCUCAAGUCACAUGGUAUAAAGAUGGAAAGGAAGUUGACAAAAUGCUGGUUGACAUCACAACUGUUAUUGGAUCAAGCUCACUGUUCAUCAGAGAUGCUGACCGCAAUGACCGUGGUAUCUACACAGUUGAGGCCAAGAACAGUUCAGGCACAACAAAAGUGGAUGUUCUUGUCAGAGUACAAGAUACUCCUGGACCACCUGAUGGCCCACUUCGCUUCACAAAUAUAUCUGCAGAGAAAGCAACUCUUUGGUGGAGCCCACCUGAAAAUGAUGGCUGUGCGCCUAUCACUAAUUAUGUGAUUGAGAAGCGUGAAACUUCCAGAAUUUCAUGGGCACUUGUAACAUCCAAGUGUGAAGCCUGCUCCUUCAAUGCCACAAAGCUGAUUAAAGGCAAUGAAUAUCAGUUCCGUGUAUCUGCUGUCAAUAAAUUUGGUGUGGGCAAGCCACUAGAGUCUGAUCCAGUCAUUGCUCAAAUGCAGUACACGGUACCAGAUGCUCCUGGAACACCUGACUGCACUCAUGUAACAGGAAACAGUAUCACUCUAUGCUGGACAAGACCAAGACAUGAUGGUGGAAAUGAGAUUAAGCAAUACAUUCUUGAAAGACGAGAGAAGAAGAGCUUAAGAUGGGUGAAGGUUUCCGCAAAGAGACCAAUAACUGAAAUAAGGCACAGAGUAACAAACCUUACAGAAGGAAAUGAAUAUGAAUUCCGUGUUAUGGCUGAAAAUGGUGCUGGAAUUGGACCUGCAAGUGGUACAUCCAGAUUGUUCAAGUGCAGGGAACCGACAAGUGCACCCAGUGCACCAACUGUAGUGAAGGUCAUUGAUUCCACUAAGACAUCUGUUACCUUGGAAUGGACCAAACCAGUGUUUGAUGGUGGUAUGGAAAUCAUUGGUUACAUUAUUGAGAUGUGCAAGGCAAGCCUUGAGGAAUGGCACAGAGUCAACAAUCAGACUUGCAUCCAUACACAUUACAAAGUAACAGAGUUAGAACCUGGUGAAGAGUAUAAAUUCCGUGUUUGUGCAGUCAAUGGUGCUGGCAAGGGAGAAUUCUCUGAGACUCCUAAUGUUGUACAAACUGUUGAUAGACUGACUUCACCAGAAAUUGAUAUAGAUGCAAACUUCAAGCAGACACAUAUUGUGAAGAACGGCGGAACAGUCACACUACAUAUUCCCUUCCGUGGAAAACCAGCCCCACUUGCCACAUGGACAAAGGCAGAUGGAGAUCUUGGCAUAAUGGUGGAUAUUAAUACCACAGACACAUUCAGCACCUUGACAAUUGAAAAUUGCACCAGGUAUGAUGCUGGCAAGUAUACACUCUCUCUUGAAAACAACAGUGGUCGUAAAGCCAUUACAUUAACAGUCAAAGUGUUGGACACUCCUGGACCACCAGGACCUCUCUCAUUCAAGGAUGUGACAAGAGGUGCUCUGACACUCAUGUGGGAUGCACCAUCCAAUGAUGGAGGUGCACGUGUUCAUCAUUACAUUGUUGAGAAGCGAGAGGCAAGUCGAUUGAGUUGGCAAGAGGUCAGUGAAAAGUGCACACGUCAAAUCCUGAGAGUGACCAACCUUGAUAUUGGCAUAGCAUACUUCUUCAGGGUUACCGCUGAAAAUCAGUAUGGCAAAGGUGAGCCAUUUGAAAUGACAGAGCCUAUUAUAGCCACAGAAGAGCCUGCACCACCUAAGCGACUGGAUAUCAUUGAUACUACAUCCUCAACAGCCAGCUUAGUAUGGAUGAAGCCUGAGCACGAUGGUGGAAGCCGUAUUACUGGAUACAUUGUUGAGACUAGAAAGAAGGGCUCUGAUCACUGGGUUGUAGGUGGUCAAACUAAAUCUUUGAAAAUGGUUCUUGAAGGCUUGGUUGAGAACACAGAAUACGAGUUCCGUGUCAAGGCUCAGAAUGAUGCUGGCAUUAGUCACCCACGAGAUGCACUAGCCUCUGUCAUCAUAAAGGAGCCACGUAUUGAGCCAACAGCGGAUCUCAGUGGCAUAGAUAAACAGCUCAUCAUUUGCAAAACUGGAAAUUCAUUUGCCAUUGAUAUUCCAAUCAGUGGCAGACCAGCCCCCAAGGUAACAUGGAAACUUGAAGAAAUGAAACUCAAAGAAACAGACAGAGUGUCAAUUAAGAUUUCUAAAGACAGAACCACUCUACUGGUUAAGGAUGCCAGGAGAGGUGACAGUGGAAAGUAUUAUCUCACGCUUGAAAAUGCAGCUGGAUCAAAGACAUUCACUGUCACCGUCAAUAUCAUUGGUAGACCGAGCCCGCCAACCGGACCUGUUCAGGUUUCAGGAAUAUCAUCAGAAUCCUGUGUACUAACUUGGGAAGAACCUACAGAUGAUGGUGGAACAGACAUAACCAAUUAUAUUGUUGAGAAACGUGAGUCUGGUGCCACCACAUGGCAGGUUGUGAAUUCAAGUGUAAAACGAACCACCAUCAAAGUAACUCAUCUCACCAAGUACAUGGAGUACACUUUCAGAGUGUCUGCUGAGAACAAGUUUGGAGUUAGCAAGUCUAUUGAAUCUCAAGCUAUUGUUGCUGAGCAUCCAUUCAUUUCACCAAGCCCACCAACUCGCCCAGAUGUAGUUUCAGUGUCUGCUAAUGCAAUUUCUAUCCGCUGGGAUGUGCCAUAUCAUGAUGGUGGAAGCCAAGUAACUGGAUACUGGAUUGAGAAGAAGGAGCGUAAUACCAUUCUGUGGGUGAGGGAGAACAAGAUUCCUUGCCUUGAGUGUCACUACAAGGUCUCCAACCUUAUUGAGGGCCUGGAGUAUCAGUUCAGAGUAUAUGCAAUGAACAUUGCUGGUUUGAGUAAAGCAAGUGAACCAUCAAGGCCUGUACUGGCUCUAAAUCCAGUUGAUCCACCUGGCAAACCAGAGGUUUACGAUGUUACCAAGACCUCAGUGUCUAUUAGAUGGUCUAUACCAUUCAAUGAUGGUGGUAGCAAGAUUGUUGGAUAUGUGGUUGAACGCAGGGCACCCAGUGAUGAUGAAGAAACUCGUUGGUUAAAGUGCAACUACACUACAAUCACAGAAAACUUCUUCACUAUUACAUCACUUCAUGAGGGAGAGGAGUAUGAAUUCCGUGUUAUUGCCAGAAAUGGUGCUGGAGUCCACAGUAUGCCAUCUGAAUCGACAGGACUUAUCGCAUGCAAAGAUGAAUAUACACCACCAAAGGCUGAGCUUGACAGUAAACUUGUGGGUGAGACAAUCACUAUUAGAGCAGGAUCAGACCUUGUUCUUGAUGCUGCUGUUGGUGGAAAACCAGAGCCUAAGGUUUAUUGGGCCAAGGGUGACAAAGAGCUGGAUCCUGGAGAGAAAUACUCACUGACGUACACAAGUACAAGAGCAAUGGCAAUCAUUAAAUCAUGUGAUAGAAAUGAUACUGGAAAAUACAUUCUUACUGUGAAGAAUGCAAGUGGAAUCAAAACAGCCGCUGUCAAUGUUAAAGUACUUGAUACACCUGGUCCACCUGAGGGAACAAUAACAAUCAGCAGGGUCACAGAGGAGAAAUGUACAGUUUCCUGGAAGAUUCCUCUGGAGGAUGGUGGAGAUCAUGUCUCUCAUUAUAUUGUUGAAAGACGUGAGACCAGCAGACUUAACUGGGUAAUCAUGGAAAAUGAAUGCAAGACUCUGUCUUGUGUCAGCACAAAACUGAUCAAGAACAAUGAGUACAUUUUCCGUGUCAGAGGUGUAAAUAAGUAUGGGCCUGGUGUGCCCCUGGAGUCUGAACCAGUUAUUGCAAGAAAUGCAUACACUGUUCCAACACCUCCUGGAGCUCCAGAUAUUACUGCUAUUGGAAAAGAACAUGUCAUUAUUGAGUGGCUGAAGCCAGAGAGUGAUGGUGGAAGUGAAAUCAAAAACUACCUUGUGGAUAAACGUGAGAAGAGUAGUGUCAGAUGGACAAGAGUGAACAAAACCUACACCAUUUAUGAUACACGUCUCAAGAUCACUGGUCUCCUUGAGGGUAGCGAUUAUCAAUUCCGAGUUGCAGCCGUCAAUGCCGCUGGCACCAGCAUUCCAAGUGAUGCAUCUCAGUACGCUCACUGUAGAGACCCAACAUAUACCCCAGCUCCACCAUCAGUUCCCCGUAUUACAGACACCACAAAACACAGUAUUAGUAUGACAUGGACAAGACCGAUGUAUGAUGGCGGAUCUGAUGUCACAGGCUAUAUUGUUGAGAUUCUGGAGGAGGGAACAGAGCAAUGGUACAGAGCCACCCAGAAGAUCUUGAGCAGUAAUCAGUACACAGUUUCUGGUCUAGCAAGUAACAAAAAGUACAGCUUCAGAGUGGCUGCAGUCAAUGCUAUGGGUACUGGAGAAUUCAGUGAAGGCAGUAUUGAGGCUUCACCUUCAGAAAGAGUUGAAAUUCCUGAUAUUGAACUACCUGAUGAACUGAAGAAGACUGUUUGCAUCAGAGCUGGCAACACUUUACGUCUUCAUGUAACUACAACUGGAAGACCUGCACCAGUUGUUGCCUGGAGAAAGCCUGGAAUUGACCUACAAUCCCGUGGAUUCAUAGAUACUACAGAAAACACUACAACUUUAAUAGUGGAGAAGGUACAUCGUUAUGAUGCUGGAAAAUACACAAUUGAGGCAGAGAAUCCAUCUGGCAAGAAAGUAGUAACCAUUCUUGUCAAGAUUUAUGAUACUCCUGGACCAUGUGCUGCAGUAAAGGUUAAAGAUUACACAAAAGAGUCUGUUGUAAUCACAUGGGAUGUGCCUACUAUUGAUGGAGGUGCUCCCAUCAACAACUACAUAAUUGAGAAGCGUGAAGCUUCAAUGAAAUCUUACAAAACCGUGACAAAAGAAUGCAAGAAGACAUUAUACAGAAUCACUGGGCUGGAAGAAGGAACACAAUACUUCUUCAGAGUAUUGCCUGAGAACAUAUAUGGUAUUGGAGAACCUUGUGAAAUUACAGAUGCAGUACUGGUGUGUGAAGUUCCAUCUGUUCCUCAAGAUCUAUAUGUCAUUGAUACCACAAAGUCAACUGUCAUACUUGGAUGGGAAAAACCACUUCACGACGGUGGCAGCAGACUUUCUAGCUAUGUCAUUGAAGCCUGCAAAUCUGGAAGUGACCGCUGGAUGAAUGUUGCUAAUGUGAAAUCAUCUGUGCUGCAGCACACAAUUGUCUCACUGAAUGAAAAUGAGCAAUAUCUCUUCAGAAUCAGAGCUGAAAAUAGCAGAGGUGUCAGUGAGCCCAGAGAUCUCAUGACACCUGUUACAAUACAAGAACAGAGAGUCAUGCCGAAGAUUGACUUGACUGGCAUCCCACAAAAGAUUGUCAAUGUGCCAGCUGGUAAGCCAAUUGUGCUUAACAUUCCCAUUAAAGGAAGACCCGUACCAGUCUGUUCAUGGUUCUUUGGUGGAGCCAAGAUGAAGGACACACUUGACCGCAUCAAGAUUGAGACAACUGCUAAAUUCACCAAACUGACAGUCCGUGAAACCACAAUUGAUGAUACUGGCGACUAUACUCUUGAAGUGAAGAAUGUCACUGGAACAGCAACUGAGGUCAUCAAAGUUAUCAUUCUUGAUAAACCUGGAGUACCUGUCGGGCCUAUGAAAAUUGAUGAGGUUGAUGCCACAUCUGUGACCUGCAGCUGGGAACCACCACAGAAAGAUGGAGGUGCAAAUGUCAGUGGCUAUGUUGUUGAGCAACGUGAUGCACAUCGACCUGGAUGGAUGCCCGUGUCUGAAUCUGUCACAAGACCCAUGUUCAAGUUUACAAGACUUGUGGAAGGAACUGAAUAUGUAUUCCGUGUGGCUGCAACAAAUCGUUUUGGUAUUGGCGGGUUCUUGCAAUCUGAAGUUGUUGAAUGCAAGAGUGUCAAAACUGUACCUGGAGCACCAGGCACACCAGAAAUACUUGAUGUGUCUCAUGAUGGCAUGACAAUUACUUGGACACCACCCGAGGAUAAUGGUGGUUCUACUAUUGCUGGCUACAUUAUUGAGCGCAAGGAGGCUGGAUCCGACAGAUGGCUUCGCAUCAAUAAGAAUCCAGUGACCAUGACAAGAUAUAGAGCCACAGGACUUAUUGAAAGUCUUGAAUAUGAGUAUAGAGUUACAGCUAUCAACUCUAGAGGCACUGGAAAACCAAGUGCAAACUCUAAACCAACUAUUGCAAUGGAUCCUAUCGAGCCUCCUGGUAUUCCACUGAAUCCAAGAGUCACAGAUACCACAAGAACAUCAGUUUCACUUGCCUGGUCUCCUCCAGAGGAAGAGGGAGGUGCUGCUAUAACUGGCUAUCUGAUUGAGAUGCAGAAGGUUGACCAGGUUGAAUGGACAAAAUGCAACACAACACCAACAAAGAUUUGUGAAUACACUUUGACACAUAUGCCCCAGGGAGCUGAAUACAAGUUCCGUGUGUUGGCAUGUAAUGCUGGUGGAGCUGGAGAACCAGCUGAGAUUCCAGGAGUGGUCAAAGUUACAGAAAUGCUUGAUUAUCCUGAUUAUGAGCUGGAUAAAAUCUACCAGGAAGGCUAUGUUGUCAGACAAGGAGGGGUCAUUAGACUAUCUGUGCCCAUCAAGGGCAAACCUUUCCCAACAUGCAAGUGGACAAAGGAAGGUCGUGACAUUUCUCACAGAGCUAUGAUUGCAACCAGUGAAGAACGUACUGAGCUUGUGAUCAAGGAGGCCCACAGAGAUGACACUGGCACCUAUGACCUUGUGUUGGAAAACAAAUGUGGAAAGAAGGCAGUCUAUAUUAAGGUUAAAGUUAUUGGAGGCCCAGAUCCACCCGAGGGUCCUCUUGAAUUUGAUGAUAUUCAGGCACGUUCAGUCAGAGUGAGCUGGAGACCGCCCUCAGAUGAUGGUGGCUCCGAUAUCUUUGGUUACAUUGUGGAGAGGCGAGAGGUCCCUAAAGCAGCUUGGUACACUGUGGACUCACGUGUAGUUGAUACAUCACUUGUGGUCAAAGGACUGAAAGAAAAUGUUGAAUAUCACUUCAAGAUUACAGCAGAGAACCAGUUUGGUAUAAGCAAAUCCCUCAAAUCUGAUGAAUCUGUUACACCAAAGACUCCUCUAUGUCCACCAGAACCUCCUAGUUUCCCUCCAGAAAUCAUGGAUGUUACAAAGACCACAAUUGGCCUGUCCUGGUCAAGACCCAAGGAUGAUGGUGGAUCUCGUGUCACUGGAUACUAUGUUGAGAGAAGAGAGAUUUCCACUGAGAAGUGGGUGCGUCAUAACAAGACACAUAUCACGACAACAAUGUAUACUCUCACUGGUCUCAUCCCUGAUGCAGAGUACCAGUUCCGUGUGAUUGCUCAAAAUGAUAUUGGUCAAAGUGAGCCUGGACCUGUAUCCGAGUCAGUUGUAUGCAAAGAUCCAUUUGAUAAACCAGGCCAACCCGGUGAGAUUGACAUCAUCUCUAUAGCCAAGGACUGCAUAACCAUUCACUGGUUGCGUCCUGAAUCUGAUGGUGGAAAAGAAAUCCUUGGGUACUGGAUUGAAUACAGGCAAGCAGGUGAAAGUGCCUGGAAGAAAUGCAACAAAGAGCGUUCAAAAGACAGACAGUUUACCAUGGGUGGACUCAUGGAAGCAACAGAGUACGAGUUCAGAAUAUUUGCUGAAAAUGAAACUGGACUGAGUAGACCAAGAAGAACAGCAAUGGGCAUUAAAACCAAACUGAGUGUUGGAGAGGCUCCAUGCCUGAAAGAGGAAAUCAAAGAUACUACCACUAAACUAGGAGAAUCUGGAACAUUGACAUGCCAAAUUAUUGGAAGACCUCUUCCUGAAAUCAAGUGGUAUAGAUAUGGAAAGGAGUUGAUCCAGAGCCGAAAAUACAAGAUGAGCUCUGAUGGCAGAAACCACUCUCUAACAGUAUCAACAGAUGAACAAGAAGAUGAGGGCAUGUACACAUGCAGAGCCAUCAAUGAGGCAGGUGAAAUUGAGACCAGUGGCAAGCUCCUAUUGCAGGCGGCACCUCAAUUCCAUCCUGGGUUCCCAUUGAAGGAGAAAUACUAUGCUGGUUGUGGAACAAGCCUACGUCUCCAUGUCGUCUACAUUGGACGCCCUAUUCCACAAAUCAUGUGGUUCUAUGGCAAGAAGCCUCUCAAUCCAUCUGAGAAUGUAAUCAUUGAAAACACAGAAAGUUACACUCACUUAGUUAUCAGAAAUGUCCAGCGUAAGACAAAUGCUGGAAGAUAUAAGGUGCAAAUGAGCAACAAAUUUGGCACAGUGGACACUGUCCUUCGUGUUGAAAUCCAAGAUAAACCUCUCAUGCCUGAAGGACCAAUCGUUGUUGAUGCUCUCUUGAAGAGUUCUGUGAUCAUUAGCUGGAAACCACCUAAGGAUGAUGGUGGAUCACUGAUAACAAAUUACAUUGUAGAGAAACGUGAAGCAAAAGAGGGAGAGCAAUGGCAUCUUGUGUCAUCAGCUAUCCCAGGAACCACAUGUCGUGUUCCAAACCUCAUUGAGAGUGCUGGAUAUUACUUCCGGGUUUCUGCACAGAAUCAGUAUGGCAUUAGUGAAUCUCUUGAGAUACCAUCUGUUGUCAUUAUCAAGAGUCCAUUCGAGAAACCUGGAAUCCCACAACAGCCAUUUGUUUCUUCAGUAACAAAGGAUUCAUGUGUUGUUUCUUGGAAACCACCAACCAGUGAUGGAGGUGCCAAAAUUAAAAACUAUUACCUUGAAAAAAGAGAGAAGAAACAGAACAAAUGGAUUGCAGUUACUACAGAAGAAAUCCGUGAGACAUCCUACACUGUUAAAGGCCUUCUUGAAGGUUUUGAAUAUGAAUUCCGUGUCAAAUGUGAAAAUAUUGGUGGAGAGAGUGACUGGAGUGAGAUUUCUGAACCAGUCAUUCCAAAAUCAGAUGCAGCUCUCCGUGCCCCAUUCUUCAAGGAAGAAUUGAGGGACAUGUGCGUCAAAUACAGGGCAAAUGCCACAUUUGUCACAAAGGUUAUCGGACAUCCUAAGCCAGUGGUUAAAUGGUACAAGAAUGGCAAAGAAAUUUUACCUGAUGGAGAGAAAAUAAAAAUCCAAGAAUUCAAGGGAGGUUAUUUCCAACUUGUUAUCAGCAAUGCUGAUGAGAAUGAUGCAGCUGUUUACCAAAUUAGAGCUACUAACCAGCUUGGAUCAAUCUCCACAAGUAUGAACCUAGAGGUUGAGGUUCCUGCCAAGAUUCACUUGCCGUUGCAUCUCCAAGGCAUGGGAGCUGUUCAUGCCAUUCGUGGAGAAGUUGUUACAAUCAAGAUUCCAAUUAGUGGAAAACCUGAUCCUGUAGUCACAUGGCAAAAGGGACAAGAGAUAAUUAAUAAUACAGCUUAUCAUCAAGUCAUUCUCACAAGAUCAUUCACCUCCCUGGUGUUCCAAAAGGGAGUACAAAGGAAGGAUUCUGGCUACUACAUCAUUUGUGCCAAAAAUCGAUUUGGUGUAGAUAAGCAGACAGUUGAACUUGAUGUUGCUGAUGUCCCUGAUCCACCAAAGGAUGUUAAAGUCAGUGAUAUUAGCAGAGAUACACUCACCCUCAUUUGGAGUCCUGGAAAUGAUGGUGGAAGUGAAAUUAUCAAUUACAUCAUAGAAAAGUGCCCUACCUCUGGAGACAGAUGGAUUCGUGUUGCUCAGACACCUGAGCCCCAAUACACCGUGAUGAGUCUCUUUGGAAAAACAAAGUACCAGUUCCGUGUGAUUGCAGAAAACCAAUUUGGCUUGAGUGAUCCAUCUGCGCCAACAGAUCCUGUGACUACAAAAGAAGACAAGUUAGCAAUUCGAAACUAUGAUGAAGAAGUAGAUGAAACAAGAGAGGUUACAAAGGAGGAGGCACCACAUUCAAAAAUCAAGCAUGUGCCAUCUCUGUACACAAUCUCUGAGGAACUUGCACGCAAUGGACAGUUUGGCAUUGUCCAUCGCUGUAUUGAAAUUAGCUCCAAGAAGACAUUCUUGGCUAAAUUUAUCAAAGUUAAAGGUGCUGAUAGAGAGCUGGUUGCAAGAGAAAUUGAGACACUCAAUAUUGCAAGACAUAAAAACAUUCUGUAUCUUCAUGAAUCCUUUGAUAGCCUGGAAGAAUAUGUCCUGAUCUAUGAAUUCAUGUCUGGUAUGGACAUCUUUGAGCGUCUUGGUACAAGCUUUGACCUCACAGAGCAAGAAAUUGUUCGGUAUAUGAGACAAGUGUGUGGAGCCUUGAAAUUCCUGCAUAGUCGCAACUAUUGUCAUUUUGAUAUCAGACCUGAUAACAUUGUUUAUUCCACAAGGAAGAGCAAUACAAUCAAGAUCAUUGAAAUGGGUCAAGCUAGGUUGCUUACACCUGGAGAAAACAUCAGGAUUCAGUUCACUGCCCCUGAGUACUGUGCACCUGAAAUCCACAACAGUGAUUUUGUAACCACUGCCACUGACAUGUGGUCUGUAGGUGUUCUUGCAUAUGUCCUCCUUAGUGGACUUAAUCCAUUUGCUGCUGAAUCACACCAGAAAAUGGUUGAGCACAUUUCAAAUGCAGAGUAUUUGUUUGAUAGUGAAGCCUUUAAAGAGACCAGCAUUGAGGGUAUGGACUUUGUCGACAGACUGCUGACUAAAGACCGCAAGCUACGUAUGACAGCCUCUGAAGCUUUGGAGCACCCUUGGCUCAAGAUGAAAUUGGAACAUAUUAGUUCAAAGGUCAUCAAGACUUUAAGACACAGAAGAUAUUACCAAUCCCUGGUAAAAAGAGAAUGGAGCACUGUUGUUUCAGCAGCACGUGUUGCCUACGGUGGUGGCUACAGAAACCAGAAAAAUGUUUCCAUUGGUAGAGUGAAAGUUGGACAUCCUGAACAAGGCUUUAGAGCGGGUCCUGUCAUGCAUGGAUCUGCUGAAGAGGGAGGACAUGUCAGGUUUGUGUGCUGCAUCGAGAACUAUGACAGAAACACUGAAGUGACCUGGUACUUUGGGUCCCGCAAACUGAUUGCAAGCCACAAAUAUGAAAUCAGUUAUGCUAAUGGAGUUGCUAGCAUCUAUGUUAAAGACAUUGAAGAAUGUGAUGAUGGAUUAUAUAGAUGCAAGAUUGUCAGUGAAGACAGGGAGGACAAUGCUUAUGCUGAGUUGUUUGUUGAGACUGUUAGGUCCUACCGUGAAUACUAUCUGGGACGCUCACUCAAGAAACCAAGGCGUAGAAUUGACAAAACCAAAAUUUUGCAGAGGCCACCAGAGUUUACUUUGCCGUUAUACAACCGUGCAGCAUACAUUGGUGAAGAUGUGCGCUUUGGUGUAACCAUAACAGUCCAUCCAGAGCCAAGUGUUACAUGGUUAAAGGCCGGGCACAGAAUCAAACCAGAUCCUAAAAAAUACACAUUCACAAGUGACAAGGGUCUUUAUCAACUCAUGAUACACAAUGUUGACCUUAGUGAUGAUGCUGAAUACACUGUUGUAGCAAAUAACAAGUUUGGUGAGGACAGCUGCAAGGCACGUCUCACUGUGACACCUCACAUUGUUGCUGAGGACACUAUGAGACCCAUGUUCAAACGUCUCUUAGCCAAUAUUGAGUGUGUUGAGGGGCAAAGCGUUCGCUUUGACUUGAGAGUAUCAGGAACCCCAGCACCAACUCUGAAAUGGGAGAAGAAUGGCAAACCUCUUGAGUUCAGACCACAAGUUGAAGUUGUUCAAGAGGACGUAGACUAUCAUGUUCUACAUAUCAGAGAAACCCUCAUUGAGGAUUCAGGCACAUACAGAGUCACUGCAACAAAUACAGCUGGAUCAGCAAGUUGCCAAGCUACUCUCAAAGUUGAACGCCUGACAUACACAAGGAGGGAGUUCAAGAGUGAGGAAGAGAGACACAUAUAUGUUAGGAACCAAAUAGAAAAGACACUGAAAAUGGCACAACAGUUCUCAACUGCAGAGGUUGUUACACUUAAUCCUGUAGCACAGGAGGCUUUGAAGGAAGCUGCUGAAUUAUAUAAACCUGCUGUGAGCACCAAGAAUGUGCAGGGAGAGUUUGACAUCUCUGAUAAAGAGGAUCAAGAAAUAAAGAAAAUAAAAGAAGAAGAGAAGAAGAUACGUAUGCCUUACGAAAUCCCUGAAGCUCGUGCACAUGAUCCAACUGUUCUUGGUGAAGAUAACUUGAUCAAACACUUUGUGCCAUUAUCUGACAUGAAAUGGUACAAGAAACUGCGUGACCAGUAUGAGAUACCUGAGAAAAUGGAAAGAAUUGUUCAGAAGAGACAGAGGCGUAUUCGUCUUUCCAGAUGGGAGCAAUUUUAUGUCAUGCCACUACCUAGAAUAACUGAUCAGUACAGACCAAAGUGGCGCAUUCCAAAACUUACUCUAGACGAUUUAGAGACUGUUCGGCCAGCAAGGCGAUCACCAUCCCCUGAAUCUGAGGCAUCAUUCAGACUGAGAAGACGUUCACUGGGAGAUCUUUCAGAUGAGGAGCUCCUUGAGGUUGAGGACUAUAUGAAAUUGAAGAGAACUGAAAAAGAAAGGCAAGAGCUUGAAGAAGAACUAGAACUUGGCUUCUCUGCCUCCCCACCCAGUGGAAGCCCCGUACGCUUUGAGCUGUCUGCACUGCGUCGUGCCUCACCAAAACAUGUUCACAAAGCUGAAGUGAGACGUGUAGAAGAGACCAAACAUGUAACAACAACUGAGCAAGCUCGAGGCUCUCCUCCUCCCAUUUCACAUUUCUUGCGAAGGAGGAGAUCCUUGUCUCCAACAUACAUUGAACUGAUGCGCCCUGUCUCUGAACUCAUCAGACAACCUCGUGCACACAUCUCAAAAGAGGCUGAAGUUGAAUUCGUUGAAAGAAGAUCACCCACCCCUGAGAGAACACGUCCUCGAUCACCAAGUCCUGUAUCCCCUGAGAGAAGAUCUUCCAGAUCCUCCUCUAGAUUUGAAAGGUCUGCAAGAUUUGACAUCAUGUCUAGAUAUGAAGCAAGAAAAGCAGCUCUUAAAUCUGAGCGCAAGUACCAGGUUGUGACUCAGCAACCCUUUAGUCUUGAUCAUGUUCCACGUAUCACUGUAAGAAUGCGUUCUCAUCGUGUACCAUGUGGUCAAAACACUAAAUUCACUUUGAAUGUUCAGUCAAAACCAGAUGCUGAUAUCCAGUGGUUCCAUAAUGGACAACAAAUACAGGAGAGCAGCAAAUACCAGUUCACAAAUAUGAGUGGAGUCCUGUCUCUCCAAAUUAAUGACUGUCAGGCAGAGGACAGUGGCACAUACCGUGUCGUCUGCACAAAUUCAAAGGGUGAGGCAUCAGACUAUGGAACUCUUGAUGUUUCAGGUGGAGCAUUUACUACAUACUCUUCAAGACGUCGAGAUGAAGAGGCUCCGACACCAUUUGUACCUGAUAUAACAAAAACUGAUUAUUAUCAUUCAACAACAAUCAGAGCUUCCUCUGCCUCAAGAACUCAUUUGGAGAUCAAAGAAACCAAAACAAAACUAACUGAGAGACGUGAAGUUUCUGCCUUUGAAAAGUAUGAAUCUCAGAAGCUUGCAUCAUCUCCAAUUAGAUAUGCAUCCACUGAAUACCUAUCAUCAGCUUCAUAUUCAUCCUCUGAAAUGCAUACAUCUGAAAAACGUGUGUCAUCUGAAUCAAAGAUAAAAGAAUCAGAAACAACAUCUGCUGAAGUAUCAGUAAGGAAAGUUAAAGCUACUCUUUCAGCCAAAAUACUUACAAAACCACAGUCCCUGACUGUAUCUGAGGGUGACUCUGCAAGAUUUGUCUGUGAUAUUGAUGGAGAGCCAGCACCAAGUGUCACAUGGAUGCAUGACGGAAGAACAAUUGUCACUUCACACCGUAUUCAUGUGUCUACAACACAGUAUAAGUCUACAUUUGAAAUUUCAUCAGUUGAGUUUUCAGAUGAAGGCAGCUAUACUGUAGUUGUAGAAAAUUCAAAAGGAAAACAAGAGGCAAGGUUUACAUUGACUAUUCACAAACCAGUACUUAAAGAGGAAGUUACACCUACACAAGUGAAGUCACCAGAACCCUCAGUGACAUCUCCAGUGCCAUCAGUAAAAUCUCCAGAGCCAUCAGUCGCAUCGCCAGUGCCAUCAGUAAAGUCUCCAGAGCCCUCUGUGAAAUCCCCAGUGCCAUCAGUAAAGUCUCCAGAGCCUUCUGUGAAAUCCCCAGUGCCAUCAGUAAAGUCUCCAGAACCUUUAGUGAAAUCCCCAGAGCCAUCAGUAAAGUCUCCAGAACCUUUAGUGAAAUCCCCUGCACCAUCAGUUAAAUCUCCAGAGCCUUCAAUAAAAUCUCCUGUGCCCUCAGUAAAGUCUCCGGAACCCCAAAUUAAAUCACCAGAACCCACUGGUGUUAAAUCUCCUGAGGGUAUCAAAUCCCCAUUCAGAGUGAAGUCACCAGAUCCAGCCAGCUCUCUUCAGAGGGUAAAGUCCCCACCUCCUAUUAAGUCUCCUGAACCAACCACCCCUCAAAGAGUAAAGUCUCCAACUGCUCUGAAGUCCCCCGAACCAAUAGCUUCACCUCCCAGGGUAAAAUCUCCACCUCCUGUUAAGUCACCUGAUCCAGUUGCCUCCCCUCUGAGAGUUAAAUCCCCUACAGGACUUAAGUCUCCUGAACCUCAGAGAGUUAAAUCCCCACCAACAGUCAAAUCUCCUGAGCCAAUCACAUCACCUAAAAGAGUUAAAUCUCCACUUACAGUGAAAUCCCCAACCCCAUCAAAGGAAGCACCACUGAAGAUCAUUCAGCAACUCAAAGCUGAAGCUUAUGAAGACAAAGUUAAGAUGGUCUUUGUUGCUGAGAGCUCAGUAAGAGAAGUUGUGUGGUACAAGGACAACAGAAAACUCAACCAAAGUAGUCACUACCAGAUUCAUUCAUCUGCCGAUGGAACAUGCUGUCUCUAUAUAUCUGAUGUUUCUGAGAGUGACCAAGGGGAAUACUCCUGUGAAAUCAUAAGUGAAGGAGGAGCAGUGUCAAGAACAUCAUACUCUUUUCUUGGUCAAGUGUUUCAAGCAAUCUACUCAAAAGUAACUGCAUUUGUGGCUACACAUAAGGCUGUUCAAGAAUCUGUAUCUUCUCAAAUACAUGGGGGAAGUGAAAUGAUUCUUAAGAAGGAAAGUGCUGCUGUUAGUAGCAUGCAUGAAAGUUUUGCUUCAAAAUCCAUCCACAUGGAGAGCACAAUCCAAGAGGCAUCCUUCAGCAGUGCGUCAAUGGCUGAGAUGAAAUUUGAAACUAUGUCAAUGUCUAGCAUGUCCUCUAUGACAUCAGAGUCAGUAUAUGCAAUGAGCUCAAGCAGUAUAAUGUCAAGUCAUUCACAUGUUGAAGAAUCCUCAGUUAGAGCAGCCCUCCGCAGUGCUCAAGGCUUGGCUCCAAGAAUUGAAGCUCUUCCUGAAGAUAUCAGCAUUGAAACUGGAAAGGUUCUAACGGUGGCCUGUGCUUUCUCUGGAGAGCCAGCACCUCAUAUUGAGUGGUCGCGCGGUGGAAAGAAACUGCCUGGUGAGGAAGAAAGUAGCAGGUUCCAUAUUGACACCACAGAAGACCUGACCACACUCAUCAUCACUGGUGUGAAAGAGAGUGAUGCUGGGGCAUACACACUCAAACUUUCCAAUGAGCAUGGAUCUGACAUGGCAACUGUUACCAUCAGUAUUCGAUCAAAGUAAAGCCAUAAUUUAUACCCCCACCCCUUUCUUCAUUAAGCGACUUUGUAUUUUUUAAAUGAAAUGAAAAAAAAUCUUGAUAAGUUACCUGGAUAUCUGUUCCUGUAAAUAUAAACUAUUUUUAUACCAAACAUGACAUUAAUUUAUGCCAAUCUAGACUAAAGUCUAAAGUAUUAUAAAAUGUGCCAUAUUGGAUAAUUAUGACUUAGGAUUUUUGAUCCAAUUUUCUGUGACAUGUACAUAAUGUAUAUAGCCGAAUUUAACGGUUAUGGAAAAUGUAUGAAUUGUUAUUUAUAACAAUAUUAACUGAAACAAAUGGAACUAAAUGUUUAUCAGGAGAAAGUUUCACAUGGAACGAAUACCCUGAUAAACCUGAAACUAAACUCUGUGCCUCAACAAUAAGUUGAAGUCUUAAGAUUGCCUCAACAGGUAGAGAGGCUCCCUGUUGACGUUACACUAAAUCUGAGAGACUAAGUUAUGCCUGCAUGUUUACACGUGCAGUGAUAUUUUAACCAUACUCUUAUGCAUUGUUACUUGAACAUAAGGCCUUGAGUGCUGUUUGCAUUUUACCCUCAUGUAAGCAGGGCGACUAGGCCUUGUGUUCUGACUGACUAUGUCAUACCACCAUUUUAAUGACAUGCUCAAGGUGCGAGCGGCCUGCACUUUAUGAGCAAAAAUGUUUAAUGUGCUCUGUUUCUGGCAAGGGACUGCUUGAAUAAACUUUCAAAUUUAACAUCUCCUGGCCAAUAAUGAAAGUAUAUCUUGUACUUCCUUGCAGAAGCAGAGCCUCCUCUUGGAGGAUUGCUUUGAAGCAUUGCGUGUUUGUGUGUUAGCUUUAGAAUUCACCUUGUCAGUUGUUGGGCAAACAUCAAGAAAAUGUGCCGCAGCAACACCACCUGCUGUGCAAUGGGAGAGAGACAGUUUAGUAUCUAAUUGCCCUGCACUUUGGUUUGAUUUUAUGUAGAAUUGUAGAAUUAUCUAUAUAUGCAACCUCCUUGAGUAUUAAUGAUUCAAUAAAGCAUGUUCUCAGCACUAA
Messenger RNA from Megalobrama amblycephala (Wuchang bream), 92962 nucleotides. It is a transcript of the gene ttn.2, whose product is annotated as titin, tandem duplicate 2. Gene Ontology annotation, molecular function: protein kinase activity; protein binding; ATP binding. The record is from RefSeq and is a predicted model, not a curated record. NCBI's taxonomy places the organism in Eukaryota, Metazoa, Chordata, Actinopteri, Cypriniformes, Xenocyprididae. Gene Ontology annotation, biological process: protein phosphorylation. Bases 247 to 91929 code for a protein of 30560 amino acids. The transcript is spliced from 229 exons.